Molecule: messenger RNA, 92650 nt
Organism: Pelobates cultripes (western spadefoot toad)
Lineage: Eukaryota; Metazoa; Chordata; Amphibia; Anura; Pelobatidae
Source: the annotation of a GenBank genome assembly
AUGAGUUCCUAUUUUGUGAAUCCUCUCUUCUCCAAGUACAAAGGCGGUGAGUCUUUGGAACCCACUUACUACGACUGUCGCUUCCCACAAAGUGUCAGCAGGAGCCAUGCUCUGGUGUAUGGUCCGGGCACCACAGCCCCUGGCUUCCAGCACCCUUCCCACCACGUCCAGGAAUUCUUCCACCAUGGAUCGUCAACCAUCUCCAACACUGGAUACCAGCAGAACCCCUGCGCCCUCACAUGCCAUGGGGAUGCUUCAAAAUUCUAUGGCUACGAGGCUCUACCGAGACAGUCCCUUUAUGGUGCCCAGCAAGAGGCGAGCGUGGUGCAGUAUCCUGACUGUAAAUCGUCUACCAACUCAAGCACUAGCGAGGGACAAGGCCAUUUAAGUCAAAAUUCGUCUCCCAGCCUCAUGUUCCCCUGGAUGAGACCACACGGUUAGGACUUUUCUUACAUUCUCUCUUUUUGUCUCUUCUUCACGUUGUGUCUGUUUGUGAGCUUGUUUUGCUUCCUGUGUGUGUGUGUCAUUUUCCUGUUACCGAAUAGCUAGCAGAGCCUGUUCCUUAUUUAAAGUGUUAAAUCUAGGGAUUGUUGCAAUCGUAUAGCAAUAAAUAGUGCAUGGGACACAGUUGUUGCCCUUUUUUUGUUCCACAGUAAUUCCUAGUCAGCAGUUUGUUGGUGAAAUAGAAAGUAUUUAAGGUGUUUUAAGUACAGAUCUUUUGAACUCACAAUGUACUGAGUUAUUUUUAUGGCUUGCCUUGAGGAGAACUGUAUACAGCUCCCACGAGGUUAUAGGGCUGCUUUUAAGGACAGAGCUCUUUCAUAAAGCCAUAUAGUUUAUCUUAAUGGGUUAAGAGUUAAAAGGAAAGAAAUCGCAGUAUUUAGAAAAGAGAAAUUCUUCCCUCAACUAGCCUGCCAGUUAGUGUUUGCAGUGGUGGACUGACUUCAGCUAGACUGGAAAAAAACUCGAUCCAAAUUAAAUAUCUCCUAUUUAUUCUAACCACUUCUUUUCUAAAAUUAAAAUGUAUUCCAAAGCAAAACUGCAACUUCAAAAUUCAAAUCUACUGGCGGGAAGUGCAUGUCCUCUCCAGGAGGAUUAAAAAUCAAUUUUGAGGGCACGUUUAAAUUAAAGAAUAAAAGACUGUGUGAAAAUAAAACAUACUUUCCCUUCAGACACGAAAAUGGGCCAUAAAACUGUUUUAAAGUUGCCGCCCUGAAAGGCUUGAUUUAUAGUUAACGCAACAUACAGAUAGUUGCAAGUUCUAGACUAUUGUUUACACUGCUUUUACUAUGAACCUAUAAAGAAUAAUACUUUAUUGCUUCUUAUAGUAAAUACAAUGACAACAACAACAAAAAGUAGUUAUAUAGUAAAUCAGGAGACUUUUAUUAUUAUUUUUUAAUAUUAAUUUAGGCUCUUUAACUUUUUUUUUUAAUAGAUUUAAAUUAAAUUUUUACAUUGGAAAACCAGGAAAUGCAAAAACAAACAAACAAAAAAAUCCUAUUAUUGUAAACGCACACACUAAUAUAAAUACCACUUUAUUAUUAUUUGCACUGUUGAUGUUAUUGUAACCACUGCAGACAAUCAUAAUAAUUCAUAUAUUUGUCUAAAUAUUUUUUUUAAUAGCAGAGAUCUGCCAUUGUGGAGCUUUAAAUUGUUCAGGUAUUUAACAAGACACAAUGUUGCAGGAAGCAAGGCAGCCAUAUGCAUUCGAGGGAGCUGAUUUCUCCAGUGUUCUAAGCACUGAUACUGUUGUUUUUUUUGUUUUUUUUGCAGCUCCCGGAAGGCGCAGUGGCAGACAGACUUACAGCCGGUACCAAACACUAGAGUUGGAGAAAGAGUUCCUUUUCAAUCCAUAUUUGACGCGGAAGCGCAGGAUUGAGGUCUCCCACGCCCUGGGACUGACUGAGAGGCAGGUCAAAAUCUGGUUUCAAAACAGGAGAAUGAAAUGGAAAAAGGAAAACAACAAAGACAAACUACCCGGGGCUCGAGAUGAAGAAAAGACUGAAGAAGAAGGGAAUGAGGAAGAGGAGAAAGAGGAGGAAGAGAAGGAGGAAAGCAAGGAAUGAUUUGGAGUGUGUGAGUUGAGCUGUGAGUGAGUGAGUGAGUGUGAGUGUGAGUGGAAACUCUCGUUUUAUGGUAGAUGUAAAAACAAAACGUUUAUGGCGAUCAUUUGCUUUUAUAGAGUAUAGAAGGGGAGAAACACAACAGUAACUACCUGUCACAAGACCCAGCCUUUCUGCUUGGCCAGGACUCCCUUAGCAUUUCGUUAUGGUUUGUGUGGGAAGGGGCAUUUUCAUUAACUUCUUAUUUAUGUCCUACAAGUCCUGAGAUAUAGGCUAAUAACUUAUAAAUAAAUAUAUAUACACGUGAAGAACCCUGCAAAGGUUUACAACAGACUGACAUUUCUCUAAAACAGCCACAAUAGUAUUAAUUCCUUUUUAUGUGAAAAAAAACCCUACUUAUUCCCAUCUUUUUUUCUCUUCUUCUUCCUUUUAUGAGGUCCAAUAAUUGAUGGCCUUUUUUUAUGUAAUCUACGUUCUAUUUAGAUUUAUGUAUUCAUAUAUGUGUGGGAAGGGAUGGGGGAGGGGGAAUACUUACCCUUGUUUAUAAUUUUAACCUUAUUGUGUAGAUAUCAUUGUUUCAUUUAAUGCUGUCUAAAAGGUGUUGUAUGCCUAUGGCUCUGUCAAGUUUAACUUGUCAGCAUGUGGAGUGCGUGUAGGGGGGUCCCCAAGAUAUCUAGAUGCAGCUAUAUCUUUAAGAAGCAACAUAUUUCAAUGUGUAUCUCAUAUUAACAGGCCAAGACAUUGGGAAAAAAAAUAACAACCCUGAAUUCAUGUCCCCAGUGCCCUGCUUUGUACAAGUUUAUCUCUGAUGUGUAAGCACUUCAAAUCUUCAUAUACUACCUAAAGGGGUCACGCAAUAAUCAUUAAACUAAUAACAAGCAAUGUCGGGGUCUCUGUAUCCCAUUCAAUACUAGGUCAGACUUAUUAAUGACUAGCAGUGUGACCCGGAUGCAAAGCUACUAAGUAGCAAAGAAUACAUACUGCAACUUGCAAUGUACCUAAUCACUACCUAUAGAAGGAAUAUGCUAUUGGGAAGUAUUUCUAACGCGUUUUUCGUUGUUUGUUGCUGCUUAUUAUUAUUUUAUUUCCCCAACAACUGAAACUGCCUAUAGUUGGACGCACAUUUUUUUUGUGUUACUUUUAUUGUGCUUACUAAAGUAGCUUAGGACUAAAUUGCACUGAAUGUAAAGUUAUCUAUUUGUCUUGACCUUAUCUGUUAUUGCAAGAGCUCGAAAUAUUAAAAAAACAAAAAAAAAACAAAACAAAAAACAACACAAAAAAAAUACAAAAAAAAAAUAAUAAUUAUAAAUUCAAAAACGUUCUUUGUUUUCUUUCUGUACCAGCCCUAGUAAAGCGUGUUCUAACUGAAUGUAGCAGUUGUGUCAUGAACAUGUUUCUGGACACGAAAACAUUUGUAUUGUAUACGUGAAACAUGAAAUAAUGAUGAUGAUGAUGAUAAUGAUGAUAAUAUUAAUAUUAAUAAAUGAUUUUAAAAUGAAAUUCCUUGGUGUAAAAUGUGCAUUGAUUGAGCAGGUAUCUGGAUGACAAACACAAUUGGCCUUGAAAUAGUUAAGUAGAACUUAAUAUAUUCUGUAUUAGGAUACAUGGAUUAGUCAGAUCAACGUGCCUAUUCAUUUCGUGUAGUGCUUUGCUAAAAAAAAUAAUAAAAAAAAUCACAUGUGGCUUUCAGAUUAUUGGUGUAAAAGGUGAAUCUUACACACACACACACACACACAUAUAUAUAUAUAUAUAUAUAUAUAUAUAUAUAUAUAUAUAUAUAUAUAUAUAUAUAUAUAUAUAUACAUAAACUUUCAGGGUUUCGCUAUGUUUGUGAGAACUACAGAUCCACGUGUACAAAUGAUCUCUACUAAACACCACGCUUAAAUAAACAAAUACAUUAUUAUAUAGAUAUAAAUGUAUAUAUCAAUAUGCAGAACUUCCAUUCAAGAGCCUCUGGUUCAAAGUAUUGAAAGGUCACAUUUUCUGCAGUCUGAUAAAAUAUUUUAAAAUCUCUCUACUUUGAUGAUUUUGCCUAAAGUUGCCAAUAGGGUUUUUUUUUUUCUGUUUUGUUUUCUAAAUGUGCCCAUCUAAUAAUAAAUUACAGUGACCCAUACUCUGCUGCAUGUACACAUGCUUAAUGCAUCUAACAGUCUGUCUGUCUGUCUAUCACUCUCUGUCUGCCUCUUAGUUUGUCUGUAUAUCCAUUAGUCAACUCAAAUUCUCUGUGCAUGUUAAUGUGUUAAUGCCAUUUAUGUUUAUGUUUACAUCUUUGAUGUGCAUAGUUUUCUGGGUUAUUAUUCAUAUUUUAUUGUAACUGUGAAUUGCCUGACAAGAAUGUUGCAUGAUUUGUAUUCAUGUAUACUACAGACAUCAUGUUUGUAUGUGGCUAUGUUUUGUGCACAUAGAUUAAUAAGACAACAUUUAUUUACUAUGCUUUAUCCAAUAAAUUGGUGAAAAUGGAAAACCUUAUUUGCAAAAUUAAGACCAAAAAGAACUGAUUUGGUAAAAAAAAAAAAAAAAAAAAGUCUCAAAUUCAGUUGUGUUGGAAAGUUUUCAUAACCUCUACUAUUUUGGCCUUUAUUCUGCAAUCCGUUCGACAAACAGGUCACCCCAACUCGCCGUUUAGAGAAUAUGCUCUCAUGCGUCUGCUAUAUCGCCUACAUUCCUCAGAGGAAAAAAGGGUUCUUGUUGGUGUAAACAGACACCUAUGAGAGAAUGUUACAACAUAUAAAUAGGUCUCCAAAGACUUCCCACCUGUUGGAACAAAUGGGACUCACACUCAACUACACAACUUUGAGUUUGGAAAAAUAAACUGUUUAAGGUUGAAUAAUAAUUUUGAAUGCUUACAAUUUAGUUCACUGAGGGUAAUAGUAGAAUAGCAGAACCCAUAUACCUACACAUAAUUGUAUAUUGUGGUUUCAAAGAAUAGGUGAGUCAUACAACAAUGGUGACGUCAUACACCGUACCAUCUUCUGUCUCUUGUUGCCUGGGAAGUUUCCUUUGUUUAUAAUUGAGAUAGGCCACUAGUGUACUGGGGAACACAAAGUUGGUGUGUAACCUAUUCUGUGCCAAUGUCCUGGGUUUCAACUACUCAAAACACCAGGCAUGUGGCAAAGUAAUAACUGCUCUGCUAGCAAAAACGCCAUAAAACUGCUCUCAAAGCUGCAGCAAAUGUACUGUGUGAUAGGAAUCACUUCCUGGACCUAUCCUGGGCAUAUGGACUGCAAAACCGCGAAAUCCCUCAUUUCUGGAAUUUUAACAACACUUGUUUCCUCAAUUUACUUUAUGGCCAAACACGAUUUACACCUCGAAAAGUUUAAAGAAAUGGCUUUUUUUUCAUGUCAAGAGUUUUCAUGAAAGCCAGCUCAGUGGAUGUGCUUGCAGAUGUUCCAUUGCUUACUAUUAUUUACAUUAAAUGAUAGGAACAUGCAAAUCUUAUACUGGGCACUUUAGGUGUGACCCUCAUACACCCAGCUAGACUCACAAAGUCAUCAUUAACAGUGUUACACACCGCCCAGACAAAAAGAAAACACAUCUAUAGAUAUAAAGAACAGCAAACUUCAAACUGUGUAGACAUAGUCCAUUCCAUAUAACAAGACUGCAUGUGGGACAUUUUGAGAACUUUACUUAAGUAACAUUGUAUCAGCAAUUAUCAUUGCAAGUUCUCUAUCUAUCUAUCUAUCUAUCUAUCUAUCUAUCUGUCUGCCUGUCUGUGUGUCUGUCUAUCUAUCUAUCUAUCUAUCUAUUUAUCUAUCUCUCUGUCUGUCUCUCUAUCUCUGUUUAUCUGUCUGUCUGUCUGUCUAUCUAUCUAUCUAUCUAUCUAUCUAUCAUCUAUCUAUCUAUCUCUUUCUGUCUGUCUGUCUAUCUAUCUCUGUCUAUCUAUCUAUCUAUCUAUCUAUCUCUAUAUCUUAAGUAACAUUGUAUCAGCAAUUAUCAUUGCAAGUUCUCUAUCUAUCUAUCUAUCUAUCUAUCUGUCUGUCUGUCUGUGUGUCUGUCUGUCUAUCUAUCUAUCUAUCUAUCUAUCAUCUAUCUAUCUAUCUCUAUCUCUUUCUGUCUGUCUGUCUAUCUAUCUCUGUCUAUCUAUCUAUCUAUCUAUCUAUCUAUCUAUUUAUCUAUCUCUCUGUCUGUCUCUCUAUCUCUGUCUAUCUAUCUGUCUGUCUAUCUAUCUAUCUAUCUAUCUAUCUAUCUAUCUAUCUCUCUGUCUGUCUCUCUAUCUCUGUCUAUCUAUCUGUCUGUCUGUCUAUCUAUCAUCUAUCUAUCUAUCUAUCUAUCUAUCUCUAUCUCUCUCUGUCUGUCUAUCUAUCUAUCUAUCUAUCUAUCUAUCUAUCUAUCUCUAUCUCUCUCUGUCUGUCUAUCUAUCUAUCUCUGUCUGUCUAUCUAUCUAUCUAUCUAUCUGUCUCUCUGUCUGUCUCUUCAACACAAAGACACACAAGUACACGUCAAUACAUCCAUACAUAGUUAUCUAUCCAUACAUGUGUGUAUAUGUGUUUCUAUCGCUUUAUGAAAGUAAUUGUAAAUAAUAAUAAAUUAUUUACUAUAUUAGCUUAUCUAUAACUGCAGAAGGGGAUAGACAUAUAGCUAGACUAUAUUUACACCCAUACACACAGACACGUAGGCACACACAACACUUCAAAUAAACAGACAAAUAGACAAACACACACAGUUGUUUCUUAAAGAUUAGUACAAUUCUCUUUUAACGAUUUAACCCAAAUUCCAUAUUCAAACUAAACGUUGCGUUUACCAAAAAAUAAGCCUUCUCUUUGAAUGUUAUUCAAUUCACAACAAAAACAACACACACAAAGCUUUUUAAGAAGCUAUAUUCUUUACAAUACAAUGGCAAGCUGCCAGUAUUUUUUUUUUUUUAAUUCCUUAUAAGCUUAUGACUUUAUUGCUGAUUCCACUUGGUGUUUAUGCUGAAGUCAACAGCCCCAAACUUCAAUCUUGAGAUUAAUACAAAAUCUUGUUUUUAUGUGAUUAAAUCAUUAUAUCAUUCUCCAAUAUAUGAUGGGGAUGAAAUGUUCUUACAGGGUAAAAAAAAGUAAUUUGAGGACGAUAUGCCUUCUCAGAGAGGCCUAUGAAAAUGAUCUUUGCUGUCUAUAGAUGCCUUUAAAUGGACCCAUUGACACGCCUGAAGGAAACUAUAGUAUUGCAAAAAUCAUUUUUUUUAUUAACCAAUCAAAAUUUCUUUCAAGACUCGUUUAAGAAAAGGGAAAUCAUAAUUCACUGGAAAGCUGAGCCAGAGCAUAUUGCUCAUUUUAAUUUAAUGUAUUAUUCUAAUCAAGGCAACAGAUACAUGAUAAUGUACCCAUUAAAAAGAAUGGAUAGGCUCUAUCCACUAAAGAGAAAACAAUGUAGAAUGAAAACUAAAUGAUAAAAAAGGAAUCUGAAACGGUAAAUAUGUGAACAAAGAUCCCUAAAAUCAGCACCCAUAAUGUGAGAAUAUGGCAGAGAUAAGUAAGGGGUGCAUUUAGAUAACACAGUACAAGCCUUAUUUGGGCUCCGAUUUCUGUGUUAUUUGCAAUAAUAUAAUGGAAGAAUUAAAUAGAUUUGAAUAAUAAGGUAGGUUUGUUCCACACAGUUGUUAUUACAGUGUAUAAGAUCGUGGAAUAAACCACAGGCUUUUAUUUAUUGUGCAAAAUCAGAUUUAUUUAUUAAUCUAUAUUUAUAUAUAUUUAUUUCCAAAUUUGGAAGACAAUUCAGUAAAGGGUAAGGUAUAUUCUAAACAGCGAGUUAAUAUUGAAAAAAAUGCAAUAAAAAAUAAAUAAAUCUAUUUUUCAAGUGGGUGUCAAGACUUAACUGCAUUGUGAUCCAUUGCAUAAACUACGAAUUGGAGUCAUUUUGAAACUCCUUGCAAAAUUAAGGUCAAAAUUAUUAAUUACGGAAAACAUAGGAGAAAAGAUUUUAUUUAUAUGCACUGCUAUAGUUCCAUAUUUUAAAGUUGAUUCCACUACAACUUACUGUUUUCAGUAAUCAAUUCAUCUGCAGUGAAUACACCCUAUGAUGACAGAAUACGUUAUUUUAUUUAUUUAUUUUUUAACAUUCUCUCAGUAUUUUUGUUUGUUUGUGUUUACAACUUGCACUUUGCUGAAUUAUUCUCUAGGUAGCAAAGGAUUAUUUUAGUAUAGUUUUUUUUAGUCCCUACUUAAGAAAAAAAAAUCGACUACAAAUGGUUUUUAGGGAGCAAUAAAACAAUAAAACUAGUUAAAAUGGCUUUUUAUAGAUAAACACCUCAUUGCUGUUUCAGGGACUAAAAUGGCUCCGCGUUUAGUUCCUAUGUCUGUCUUUGUUGGUCUCCAGGAUGAGAAAGCUUGCUUUGUACCCUAAAAGCCGUCAUUGCUUCAACACCAUUCCCCUCGUCGUAACUUUUAACUACUUGUUAUAAAAUUUAUUGGUGGUUCGUAAAGAAGACUAAAGGUAAUUCCCUUCCAUCCGGUUGUAAUACACCACUUCCAUUGUUAGGUGUGAGGUGAAAAAAAUACCAACUUUUAUUGAAGAAGAAAAUCAAAGAGCAUCAAUAUUUUAAGUAGUAUCUUCCUCAGUUGUUGGGUAAUAAAUAUACCUUACACAUAAACAACGUUUCUUGCGUCCAAAUAAGUUUAUUAGCAGAAUUUAAAAGCAACAGCAAAGUGAAAUAAACUGUGGCGAAUUAUAAACAACAAAAAAUGAAUUAAACGAAGGAAAUCACAAAAUAAGAAAUAAUAAGAUAUCAUUUUUAACAGAACGCUAUUUUUAUGGAUAUAUUUAUUUAUUUUAAUGUAGUCGUGAAACUAAAAUUGUCCUUACUCAGAGAAAAACGAAAUCUAAACGAAUUCUUAAACCAAAAGGAGAUAAAUCCAUUAAAAUAAAUUUAGCAGACAACAAUUUUUGAGAAAAGAUACGAAAACAAAGAGAAAAAUUUAAUGAUAACUCAAAAAUACAUUAAUAUGUGUGUGUGUGUGUGUGUGUGUGUGUGUGUGUGUGUGUGUAACUGUGUAUGUAUGUCUUUCUCACUCAUUAUAUUUUUUAAAUUUCUUCAAAAACAAAACACACUCAUAUAUAUAUAUAUAGAUAGAUAGAUAGAUAGAUAGAUACACAUACACACACAUAUUUAUAUAUAUAUACAUAUAUAUAUAUAUAUAAAUAUGUGUGUGUGUUCAUGUAUGAAUGUGUGUGUAUAUAUAUAUGUGUGUGUUCAUGUGUGUGUGUAUGUGUAAAGUACUCUAUGUGUACAUAUGGUACACACAUGCACACGAACAUAUAUAUUACAUAUGUAUCUGUGUGUGUGUUGAUACUUCAAAUAGCAUAAUAUUUGUUAAUUAUAUAUUCAGUAUGUCAUAAACGUAUAUUAAAAGUACUCACGAGAUACUUUUGAAUGUCAUUAGUAUCCACAAAGUUUCACGCUUUAAUCAAUAUAUCUAGAAGGAGGUUGAGAGUGUAUAUGGGAAAAACUAGGAAAAUGUAUAUCAAAAUGUAUCAUAUCAAAAUGUGAGUUUAAUUUAUUGCUAUACAGCAAAAUGGCCUUCACUGUGGACCUCUUUAAGGCUGGUUCUAUUCACCAAAUCACAUAUGGCUCAAUAAAGUUCAUCUAAUGAUCAAAAGUAUAUUUAAAUUUGAAAAACAAAAACAAAAAACAACAACAAUUAAGGAAACUGAUUUGUAUUGUAAUAACUACAAAUAAAGGUAAGGCCACAAAAAAGCGACAACAUUAUAUAUAUUUAUUUAUUUUUAAAUGGUGUUGUCGUCUUUUUUGUGGCCUUACUUUUAUUUUUUAUAUAUAUAUUUAUAGUGUAUAUGCAUAAACACAUAUAUGUUAAAAUGUAGUGUUGUCGCCUUUUUUACUAUAUAUAUAUUUUAUUAUAUACACUAUGAACUAGUUGUGCGUAUCUCUAUAUAAUAUAUAUCUAAUACUAUGUAUUUUAUGUUUGUGUAACAUUCUUGCAUGACAUAUUAAUUUUUUUACUGUAUUAAUUAAAACAAGUUACACACCACACAUUCACAGAAUUAGUUCAACAAACUAAGUGUAAUGAACAAUACAUUGAAUUAUGUUAAAGCGAAUAAUAAUAAUACAUUUAGGAUUUAGAUGCCAUUUUUGCAAUUCAUAUUCAGUUAAUUGGCAACUCCAUAGAUGCCUAUAUUCAGCUGUUUAUUUUUUUUUAUCUCUUGAUACAUGGCACACACUCAUUUUCUUAUCUAUUUAUUUAUUUGUGUGUGACGUGUGUGUGUGUGUGUAUAUAUAACAUUAUUUUUAUUUAUUUUUGUAACUUUAAUGAUAUAUAUUUUAUGUAUAUUUACUAUAUAUCUCUAUAUAUUAUAUGGCCGCUUGAGGGUUACGGAGAAGCCAUAAUCUGGUCUGGUAUAAGCAUAAGCAUACAUUUUAAAAGAGGCCUUAAAAAAAAAAAAAAAAAAAAACCUUGAAAAAAAUCCUAAUUACUUUAUUAAUUAAAACCCAUAAGCUUACACUAGCUCUGAUUUGAUCCUCAGGAAGCGAAGACUCCUAGGAUUAAUUAUUAAAAUUAGAAAUAAGUGUAAAGGUAAGAAAAAAACAUCAAAUAAUAAAAAAAAAUUGGGUAAUAUGGCGUCAAGAAAAGACAUUUGCACACGCCACAAAAUCCACUGCAUUCUUGGUUGUUUGCAGAAAAUUUACAGCUGAGCAAUAAAAGUUUACGACUGAAUCACAAGUUGGAUUGGCCACAGGAAGUCAUGUGGACUCUCCAUGAACGUGAACUUUUUAUUGUGGUUUCUCUUCUGAGUAUUUCUCUCUGCUCCUUGCUAUUACAGUCCGCCCAGAGCCAGGGAAAGGGCUUUUCAUCCUAUCUGAUUUUUAAAUAUAUUUUUGAUCAUCUUAAUAUUCCUUUUCCCUUUUUCUUUUCUUUUCCUUUUUUUGGGGGACUGGUGGAACACUUGCUUCGCUUAGAGGCAUUUUGGAACUGAAUUUACAGCACCUUUUGGUCGCCUCCCCCAAUUCCACCCCUAGGGGCAAAAGGCACUACGUUUCGUUUGGAGAAAGCAAAGAAUAAGAGAGCGCCGAGUUGUAAAUACCUUUUUUUUUUGUUUUUUUUUUCCUUCUCUGGUUUGACUUCCCUGCUGUAGAAGCAGAGGAUCGCUCCUGUCCCCACCUUUCUUUAUCCUAUUUUUUAUUUAUUUAUUUUUAGCCUGUUAUGUUUUCUUGAAGCUCCACACAGCAUCACCGGAUCAGACAGAGAGAGAGAGAAAGAGAGAGGGAGAGAGGAAGAGAGAGAAAAGAGAGAGUGUGACAGAGAGUGGCUGCCUUGGUAAGUGUUCUCUUAUUGGUUAAAAUAUCUAGCUAAUGGUCCAUAGCAAUGGGUGGUAAGGAAAUUAGACUGAACGUUCUAUUGUAGAAUCUUGUUUGCAAAAUAUUGUGAUAUGGUAGAUCUGCAGAAAUAGGUUAUUAAAGUGCAAGCUGGGAGUUAUUUUUUUCCCUUUAUGUGAUGUCAUUGGCUUUUUAAAAUUUAUUUAUUUAUUUUUUUACACAACGACAGUGUAGGAUACUAAGAUUAAAUCGCUCCUUGCUUGUCAAUUCCCCCCCAAUGUUGUAAGGCUGCUGUACAAGGUCUGAGGGCCUUACAAAAAAGGGGUGUGAUGCAAGACAGAACGAAAGAGAGAGAGAAAGGGAGAGAAGAUCCGCAAAGGAAUUGAGGUCGGAAGCUUAAAAAAACUGUAUGAUGAUGUUGAGGAUAGGAAGAAAAAUGAGAACUUUUUUUUUUUUUUUUUAAUUCUGUAAGAGUAAGGUUGAACUGAGCAUGCGCAGUAAGGGCAGUGCCACUAUAUCCAGAACUGUAUGCCAAUCUAGGUCUUUCUGGGUUAUUAUGUAAUUGGAAUGAGAUUCUAGUUUGUAUUUUUAAAUAGGUUUAUUUAUUCUGAGAAGAGGUUAAAGCAGUGACAAGAGUUGUGUUAUUAACCACUAAGGUGCUGUACUAGAAAUGGAUUUUAAGAUUUGAAAAUAAAAUAUAUAUAUUUAAUGCUAUUAAGACUCCCUAUCCAUGAUAAAAUGAUAUGUUUUAUUCUUCAUACAUAAAUAUAACAUGCUUUUUAUUCAUUAUUUUAUCAUAGUGUGCAUCUGUAGUAUUUCCUUUAUUUGUGAGUUCUGAUUUUCUAGGAAGUGAUAAUGCAAUCACAGUUUACAGUUCUUGUAGAAAUUCUUUAUUUGUUUUAUUUUCUUUUUUAGCUGAUUUUAUCUUUAUUUACAGUUUAGUAGCAACAAUAUAAAUGCAUAUAGACUUGUGAUAUUGUUGUAACGUUGUUUUAUGUCUAAUAUUAUUAAGGUAUAUUUGAAAUUGGAAAUAAAUACUGUGUGGAUUGCUUUUUCUACACUCAUGUUAAUCUUAGUGCAUUUGUGAGAAAAUAUGUGUUUCUAAAUUUACAGAUAUUAAAUGGAGUACACAAACACACACAAACACACACACACAAACACACACAAACAAACCUAUAUUCAACUUAAUAUCUAAUUAAAUUACAAUUUAAAUACACAUGGUUUGCACUGUGUGACUCGUUCAUAUGACCCUAAUGCUACUGAGUGUUUAUUUAACCUACUUAUUUGAUGCUUGAUGUUUAUUGCCACACCCAAGCUUAAUUAAAUCGAAAUGUACUUUUAGAAGCUGAAAAGCCAUGUGAGAGCUUUUUUCUUUAAACAAUAUGCAGACAGACUCUGUUUGGCCUAACAGUGUAUCCCAUGUUUUCAAUUAUUUAGAGACUGCAAGUAAAUAUACACGGUCGAUUUGUGUGUAUUUCUGUUUGCCUGCUGUCCUUAUUUGGGGGCCAUCUGGAUUAACAGUGAAAUGGGUGCUUCCCCAGCAGACCUUGUCUGCCUGCAAUCCCAGCCAGUUUUAUGGCUGUCCUGGCCAUUAAGACACAUACCAACAGAUCUUUUUAGGAGAUGUUGGUCAAUACUAGCCAUUCCGCCAUUGUUCUAUUCCUUAGCCACAAACGGAUAUGGUCUAGCCUCAGAAUUGUCCAUGCAAUGCUUGUGGAAAUGCAUUCCUGUUAACCCUUUCAGUGACGGGCUGAGAGGAGAUCUAUGCUUUGGAUUGUCCUUUUGAGUUUUGAAGCAGAAAGUAGUCUAGAAUUGCUUCUGGGUUUCAUACUCCCCGUGUGAUCUGUGUGUCUGAGUUACUCCUGGCUUUGAAUCUCCAGUAAUUUGAGGCCUAUGUGGCUUGGAAUCUCUAGGCUUUGUUUCAAUGUAUCAAUUUCUCUGUGUUUCCAUCUGUGGCAAACAUACAGACACAGGAAUUUUAUAUAAAUAAUCUAUCUGUCAUCCAAAGCUCUGGCUGCUUUCACAAAUAAACCCUUGGAGUAAAUUGCUAGAAAGCAAAUGAGUUUAAUAAGGGCAGCAUAGAUCGAGUUAUUCAGCCUAUUUAUAGAGCAAUAAGAUAGACAUUUCCAAUUCCUUGGAGGGAGAGGGGGAGCUUUUAUCCACCUGCUAUAAACUCGAAUUUUAAAUUAUUUUAAAUACUGGGCAGAAAAAACAAAACUAAAACUGCUUAAUAUCUAAACACAAUAUUAAUUUGUUUGCGUUAGAAUACUGGAAACCUGUAAACUCUCAGGCCUAUUUACUAAACAGUAAAAAACACAUUUCAAAUUUAGAAUAAAAUAAGCACGCUGUUUCUCAUACCUUAGCUGGACACCUUUUACGAAUAAACACUUUUUUUGCCUAAAUUUUACAAUUCGAGUUUCAGUUCACGAUAUUUCGCUGUUUAGUGAAUAAACACCUUGAGAAUAUUAACUAACGAAUUGUAGUUACCGGUACCUGAGAAUAUUGACUAGAGAACAUUAGGCCAACACAGAGUAGAUGGGAAAUCCAUUUUAACUAAAGGUUAGGGAUAUCGUUUUUUAAACAUCACUAGUUUGGCCUCAAAUUUACAAAAAAAAGGUUUUCAAAUCAAAACGCAUCCCUGUUGUAAAUAGGCCCUAUUAUCUUUUUUAUCAGUAUCUCAUUAUUCAAUGUUAGUAUUGCUAAUGCCAUCGCUAUUUUAUCAUUUAUCAUCAUUUAUACUUUUUAGUUCCUGAUGUGCGUUACUAUUUAUCAGGUAUAGAACAAAAAACAAUAUAUAUAUAUUGUUUAUUUAUUUCAUAUAUAAAAUAAAUAAUUAGUUUUAUAUAUUAUACACACACACACACACACACACACACACACACACACACUAUAUACAUAUAUAUAGUGUGUGUGCAGAUCUGUGUUUAUAAAAAUGUGUUUACUAUAUACACACAUAUAUUUACACAUAGCGCAGGUUAAUUUAAUGUAUUUAUUUUUUGUAAUUGUUACUGUUUUAUUGUGGUUGAUGCAAUGGGCAUGAUGUCUGUGUUGUUUGCGUUGCUUUUUGGAAAGACAUUCGUACAAUAGAAUUUUUCCUUGUUGCUACAAAUCUAUAUUCAGAAGGAAAAACGUUUCAGGUGUCCAUUUAAUAUAAAGCAGUUUUUAUGCUAUUCGAAUAUAUUUCAGGAGGAGCCCUGUGCUAGAUUUUUUUACAGAUACAAAAAAAACAAAAAAAAAAACCAGAAAGUGGUGUUAAAUAUUCUCUGUGUCUAUAAAUAUUUGAUGCCUUCUCGAUGUAUGUGUUCAUUUUGUUAUUUGGACUGGCAGUAAAACGUUCAAACGCUAAAAUAAGAAGGUAUUUAUUGAAGUGAGCAUUGAGUUAAUAAGAAAAUGAAAGCGUCUUUGCGUCUGUUCACAUUGCAUAUUUAUUGAGCAGAUUCUGGUGCUUAUUCCCUCGGUUUAAUCCGGUUUUUAAAUUUACAGUUGUACUUUGUAAUUGUAUAAAUACAGUAAUAACAAUAAAACCACAAUAUGGAAAAUGAUGACUUCGAAUGGAUUUUUUUGUUGUUGUUGUUGUUCAAACGUGGAUUACACAUUCUGGUUUUAUUAUAGCAGCCAGUAUCACAUUGUAAAAGGUAAUAUAGGGGUCAGGAUACAUAAAAUGAACGCAUAUUGCUAAGCUAUUAUAUGGGAAUGGCCUAGUCUCCCUGCAUUUUGGGCUUCUAUGUGUAAAAAUGCUCCCAUUUCAUUAACCCAUUCAGUGUCAGAAGGCCUUGCAAAAUAUUAAACAGAUAUUUAAAACAGAAAGGGCCCUGUGUACCCAUUUCCACCCUAUUUUAGUUUUUUUUCUGUCAUAUAAGUUGUUUCUGUGAAGGCUUAAACCCAGUUUAAGGUUGUUGCCACAAGUGUUUGUUUUUUUUGCCAUAUAAGACUUGAUUUUGGCUCUUGCCUUGAAGUAGUUAUAGUGCAAACUGGUGAUAUUUAAUUCGCCCUGCAAUAAAAUCGGUUUACUGUUCGUGGGCUCCUUUGUUUACUUGUUUGUAUACUGCCACCAAGUGACCGAAAGCUGUCAAACCAUCGCACACUGUCUGAACUGGUCAAGAUGAGCCUGUGCUAGACCUUAGGGGGGAGUAAAUGUAAUCAAUUGAGAAGGUAAUUCUUUGAUGCUUUUAAAUGCAUUUUUUAUGUGUGAAGUUUGGUUUACCAUAGAAUCUGUGAAUUUUUUUUAUUACUGAUGGGCAGUGAUAUAGAACCAGGGGUUUGUGUAUAUGGAACAAUUACAGCCAUGCAGUACACACAUAGAUAGCCAUUGUAGCAGCCUCUCCCAAAACCUAGCAGUAACAUGCAGCACACACAGGAACUACACCCAGUACAAAGCGUAGUUUAUUUUAGAAUACAAUGUUGUCACAUCACAGUUAGGUUAGAAAUCAAGACACAUAAAAAUGAUGUAGCGUUUGAAAUGGUGCAUUUAAUAUAUGAUUUUCGUUGUGUUCAAAGCAUCACGUUAAGAGAUCCACUUAAGGUAACACACUGUUUUGUUUUAUUAAAUAAAUCUUCCCUGUAAUCUGAUAUGAGACAGCAGUUUGCAAGCCUGUAAACACGUUGAAUAAAGCCCCUUAAGGUUAAUGGUUGUGCAAUUUUUCAUUGUGAGGUUAUGUUUUCAUAUUUAAUAACGUUUUGACAAUGGCUUUUUGGUGUUACUAAUCAAAGAAGGAUCGCUUUGUGUCAAUGGCCAUGCGUGUGCUUGAUGUUAUUCACAGUAAAUAAUCACGAUAUAUACAUAUUGUUUGCAAAUUCUGAUUUUUCAAUGCUUGUUACAAUUUUUAAUGAAGGACAAAAAUAAUUAAAAUAUGCUAAUUUUGCAAUAAUCAUAUAUACAUAUUAGGGCUGCAAAUGCAUUAAAUGUACGGGUAAUUUAGAAAGAGGAAGAUUAAAUAUUACACAAAACCACAAGUUCGAAUUUCCUAAUGAGAAGUUAUAGGUGAAGAACAUUUUUCUUUUCUUUUUCUAAAUACUUUUAGAGUGCACUGUCUUCAUCCUUGGGGAAAAUUCGAUUCCACUGACUUGUGUAGAACAGACAUGAAGUUCUUUACUUUCAAAUGACGUCAUAGUUAUAUCACAAUCUAAAAAUAAAUAGAUACACCGGAAAUAUUACUUUAGGUUACUUUAGGUUCUACAUUUACACAUUACUCGAUUCAUAAAACAAGUAGGUUUAGCAAAAUAUUCAGAAAUUGACAGAAACGUAUAGUAUUGAAUAGGUAAAAUCUCACUAGUUACGACUCCAAAUUUCGACAAAAACAAAAGCAUAAACUCCCAAGUGCUAUGGAAUGCAGUAUGUGCUUAGAUGUACCAACAAGCUAACGUUUAAAAAAAAUAUUCAACAGAAAUUCUGUCAAGAUGGAUUUAGGCAGAAUAACAUAAUAUUUGAUGUUUUUAUUUUAUUUUUUUUCAUUCUGCUUGUUGAAACUUUUUGCAUUGUUCUUCAUACUGAUUGGUGUAGUGUCGCAUAUUUUGAUAUUAUAAUAUUACUGUUUACAAUGCUCGAAGGGAAAGUUGUUUAUAUUGUGUGUUUAUGUUGCAUUUUGUCCUGGCUCUCAUCUGUAUCCCUAAAUUACAUAACAAGUCAGUAAACAAUCAACUUGUGAAUGUAAAAUUCUGCUGCUCACUUUUCUGUAAGUCCAAGCCCAAUUAAUUUGCAGGUAUAUGUUUAUGUGAGCUUGCUUUACGGUAAUAAUUAUUACAUUCUUGUAACCUGACUGCUACUUUCUAUCGUACACGUUGUAUUAAAAAUGCCAACAAUCUCACAAAUAGUUUUAGAAAUACGAUGUAACCCGUCCUCCUCCAGUUUGGGAUUCUUCACUGCGUUUCUCUCUCCUAUCUCCAUUUAACUAUUUACAAACAGUUAUAAAAAUUAAAAAACAAUAUUUUUUGGCAUCUGGCCAUCAAAGAGUUUUUUUUUUUUUAUAUAUAUAUAUAUUGAUCUUCACUUACCCCAUUUGUCCCGGAAAUCAAAUAAGCCCAGUGUCUGUGACUGAUAUCAAAGUAUUAUUGAAUGAGAUUAAUUAUCAGUGGCCCAGUGAAGCUGGACUACAGUCAACGAAUUGAAACCUUAAAUGAAUAACACGCAUAUCAUUGGUUUUAGCGCAAAGUAUGAUCAUAAAUAAAUAAAAUGUAUUUGAGUCAGAUAGCCAGAUAGGUAAUAAAUUGCAUAUAUAAAUUAAAAAGGUGAAGGGGAAAAGUACUUAGUCUUUAUAUCCCAAGUAUGUGAUGUCCAGCAUUUCAGCUCAGUAUUAAUUACAUAUACAUAUUUAUCUCCCCUCCUGAUCGUAGACAAAUAUGCAUUUAUGUGGCUUAGAAGUUAUGCAUUGAUAUUAUAGCAGAUAUCUGGGGCGCCUAUAAACACCAGACACUCAAUGAGUCUGUAAAGGUUGUCAGACAUCCCCUGCCAGUGUGCAGGGCACAAUUAAACAUUUCAUUAGAUUGCAAAGAGGCGUUGUGUUUAUUGCAAUUCCAAUAAGCAGGAUAGUGUUGAAAUUAAACGUAUAGAGAUGGCAAAUAAUCACAAUCAUUCUUUGUUGGUGCAGAAGUGGGGGCUCAGGGGGUUUAGGGAUUUUAAUAACACUGAUGUUAAGUGAUGAAAUAUAUUUUGACAGAAGCCACUGAAAUCCAAAGCUUUGCUUUGCCCAUAAAAGAAAAUAUAUCUCGGUGCUGUUUCCUUUCCCUUAAUUGAGAAGGAUAUAGAAAACACGUGUGUAAAGGCAAUUAUUUUAAGGUGUUCUAUUCUAUCAGUUAAUCAAUCCGCUAAUUAUGGAAUUAAAAAAAUACAAUCGUCCAUUCUGCAGUAUUUGUAUGUAUGUAUGCAGGUGUGUGAAAAGUGAAUGGAAUUUAUUGAAUCCGUUUAUUUAUUAGAAAUGUUUUACCUGUAACUCAUGGCCUAGGAUAUAAGAGACUGUACGGUUUGUUACACUGGCGGCUGUUUUGUGGUAUGUAGAACUAAAGACACAAGUCACGAUUCUAUUUGUAUCAUAAACAUCUGUUCUUGUAAAAUAUACUGAGUUUACAUAAUUGUGCUGGGAUUUCAUUUAAAGAAAAUACCUCACAGGCAAUUACCUUGUAGUGAAUGUAACUUUAUUUUAGUUAUAAAAAGACAUGUUUUCAGAAAAUAAAAUCUUAUUUUUAAAACUAUUUAUUGGCCAACCACAACGACCGCCCUGUCAACUUUCACCAGGCUGAUGGGUUUUAAAAAAAAUUCUUCCUUAAAUUGCUGCUCUGAAAAUUCACUAACAAUGACUUUCCUUUUGUUAAAGCAAGUUGGAAGUUGAAGCCGGUUUUCUACCCACCAUAAAUCGACUAUUGCUUUAAGGAUUGCCCUUUUGCUUAUUCUAGUAAUAAAACACUUAACUUUCCUUACAAAUAGAAGCACAAAACUGCCUCACUGAAAUCUUUGAAAUACCGAUGUCUUGCCCCAAAAUAAUCCCAAACAUUCCCAGGAAGAUUGACAUAUGGGACAAACCAAUUUUUUUUUCUCAAAAUGUUUGAACAACAGAUAGGUAACAUUGUUCCAUUCCUUUAAUAUCAUAACACUGACAGGGGGCAGAUGGGGUGGCUGAGGGGGCCCUUUUGGAUUUUUAAACCACAUCCCAAUCAUACUCCACAAUAAAUAAGAGAUAAGCUGAUAAGUGGGCAAUGAAAUAGGACUCUUCAAAAGAUAUCAAACGUUUUAUAGCCAUCUUAAGGGGAUUUAGUGUGAUAUUAAAGUAUAUCAUCACACCAAGCUGUCAUGACAUCAAUGUGUGUAUGUUUGAAUGUAUGUAAACAUACAAGUAAUAUAUCUAUAUAUGUAUCUAUCUAUCCGAUCUAUACAUUUAUAAAUAUACAAAAACACACAUAUAGCCAUCUAAACUUGCAUUAUGUAAACACCCUUAGUUCUACGAAGCUAUAUACCUGGGAAUGUGUGCAUGCAUGUGUUUACAUAUAUACUACAAUGUAUGAACAUGCGAUUUACUGUGUUAAAAAUAAAUGUUGCAUGGUUGCUUGAAUAUAGCAAGUUUGAUCUGAAAUACAUAAAUUAGAUCGCUAUCCCUGAUUGAAAGAAAUAUAAUUACAUCCUCAAUCACAUCAGACAGAGAAACAUUAACGCCCAAGGUCUAUGUGUCUAACAAAGAAUUCGAAUCUUUACAAUGAGAUAUGGAACUAUUAUUGUUGCUUUGUAUUUGUAGUAUCCUUACUUGUAUCCUGGGUGUCCCACACUGUCCCAGUGUAAUCCCACACUCAGAUGGUUUCUUUAUUUUGGUUUAAACUUUAUUUUUUUUGGUGCUGGCUGCACUCAGGGGACUGUUAGUGUUAAAGCAGAGCAAUAAACGACCCCUUUUCGUCUGUUCUCGUUUUUAUGGCUUAACAGCCAGAAUUUCGCUUUGUUACUCUCAGGAAAAAGAUCGUAAAAUUCUACAGCAUCCGGGUUGUUUCCCAGCCUUGAUAAAAUAUGGCUUUGUGUAACUUUUAGAAACUGUGACUUUUAAAGAGCAGAAAAAAGGGAUGGAUCUUCUAAGAACAACAUAAAAACUAUCACUAGUGUCUUAUGUGAAAUUGCAGACUUUAAGAGCAUGAUGUUCACUUGUAAAUAACAUAAGCUUUUUAUUCAGUUUAAUGCCAUUUGUUUGGGAUAUAUCUAUUUGAAUUUCAUAAAUAAGGUGAUUCUAAGCAUUAUCGAAUAAAAUAAUCACCUAUUUUAAAUCACAACCUCAAGACCCCUGUCAAGUUUAAGAGAGCCCCCCUUUUUCCCUGUGAUCUUCCUUACACAAAACCCCACUUGCACAUCAUAUUAUUUAACGAUUAAUUUACUAAACAGAGUUAUUUAUGAAACAUUAAAGAAAGCAGUGGCUAUUGCAUAACUAAUUAUUCCUAUUGUUUACGUUUUCAAAAAACACACUUCAGUUGCCACGUUGAUCAUUUAAAAAACAAAUAAAUAAAAAAAAGUAUAUAGGCGUUUCCCGUGUAAAACAGAUCAUAUAAAUAUUAACAUGCACAUAAAUAUUAUGGACACUAUUAAAGUACAGGCAAUGGGCUGAACUACAACAACAGAUGCAUUUGCAUUAAUUGUUGGAUAAAGCAAUAUCUCAAUUAUUGUUCUCACGCUUCAGCUAUUAUGAUUACAACAUUCAGGCUUUGCAUGUUUAUAUAAAAAAAAAGAAUUUACUAUAAAUUUAAUACCUUAGGUGUCCUAUAGAGGCUCAGAUCUGUCAUUAGCUUGAAUAUAAGUAUAUUGAUACAUAUAUGUGUGUGACUAUGUGACUUGAUGUGUAUAUGUUAUGUACAGAGGUAUUAUAUUUUUGUUAGCACACAUUCCUUUGCUUGCUCUUAUGCUUGGGAUCUAGGGGUAGGUGCCUGCAAAAUUCCAAACGCCUGUUUUGCAUACAUUAGAUAUUACUAGGGACAAUGUAAGAAUGCUAUCAGAAUAAAAUGUAAAUUGAAUAAAACAGGGCUGUACUCCUGGGACAUCCUUCCCAAAAUAUAAUUUAUAUAUUUAUUUAGGUUUUUUUUUUUUCAUUAUUAAUUCCCCUUCUCCCUCAUUCCUAAAACUAAUUUAAUAUUUCCACUGCAAGACUUAGUUUGAAUGUAUACUUUCAACUAGGGAAUCAACACACUAGCAAAAACCAAUUUUUUCCUUUCUUGACAUCUCGCUUCCUAUUGGCUCCAAGGAGGUCAGCUGACUUUGUCAUUUUGUCUGUCCUGGAGUGGAGCCGUCCCUAUAACAAUCUAGUUCAGACUACAAACUGGAGCGAGAAAUAAAUAUUAAAGAAAUCUUACAGGCAGGUAAAGCAGAAGAUAUGAAUUCCUAUUUCACGAAUCCUUCUUUAUCCUGCCAUUUAGCCAGUGGCCAAGAGGUCAUUCCAAAUGUGGCCCUUAAUUCAACUGCCUAUGACCCUGUUAGGCAUUUUUCAACUUAUGGGGCUGCGGUUGCUCAAAAUAGGAUCUACUCCUCUCCAUUCUAUACCCCGCAAGAUAAUGUGGUUUUUAGCUCCAGUCGAAGUCCUUAUGAGUAUGGAUCUAAUGCAUUUUAUCAGGACAAGGAUAUGCUAACUAGCUGCAGACAGAACUCAAUGGGACACAAUACACAGACUUCAAUUGCACAGGAUUUUAACAGUGAUCAGACCAGAGCCACUGCACAGGAUCAGAAAACUAGCAUUCAGAUCUACCCGUGGAUGCAACGCAUGAAUUCUCAUAGUGGUAAGUUUUACAGCUUGGAGAUAUAAAUUAAAUAAACUCAGCCAUUUUUACGAUCGCCUCCCCUAGCAGAACAGGCUCUGCUCCUUUUUUUAUGGCCCUCAUAAAAGUCAUAAAGUAGCUCCUUUCACAGUUUCCGUUACAGGCCUUUUAUUUGUUAAGUUGUUGCAAAGCAAAUCUGUCUUGUUAUGUUCUUUCUAAUUAAAAGACGUUGAGAGUGUAAAAUAUCUGUAAUAAAGUUCAACGAGUAUUUUUAUUUAAUUUUUUUAAAUAUAUAUUUUUGUCAAUUUUAAUUUAUUAAGGGGUAAGGGAGAAGUGAAGAGUUAGGUAAAAUAAUAUAUAUAUAUAACGAUUAAUUUAUAUAUAUAAUAGAUGUCUCUUUAAAGGGACCUUUAAAUGGAAAAUGAAUAGGUGUGGUGGCAUUAUUAUAAUAAUUAUUAUAUUUUAGUAAUUUUAUGAGUCAGGAAAAAUAAUUCUGCUAGACAACGUAAUUAUGUGAAAGGUGCUCUAAUUAAAUAAAUGGUCAGUUUUUUUUAAUUAAUUAAGAGCAGCAACUUAACAAGCAACCUUUUUAUUUUAAUUUUGCAUAAUAAAUAUGGCUAAUUAUAAUAAAUGCAUUAAUUAACUCUAAGUUUUUUCAUAUAUGUAUUUAUAUAUACACAUUCAUAAUUCUUAUAUAUAUAUACAUACAUUAUUUGAGUUAAUUAAUAUUUGGGGGAUAGGGCGAUGUAUUGUGUGAAAUAUUUGCCCCUUUUUGGGGUAAAUGGGGUGCCCAUGGCAGCAGCAGGGUAAUGGGGGGCUUGGGGAAAUUUUGAUAGUUAUGUUGUGUUAUAUUAUAUAUUUUUUUCUUUUCUCACUAAUUAUUUUCAGUCUGUCUUGUGUCUGAAUCCCUAGGGGUGGGCUAUGGAACGGAUAGAAGGAGAGGUCGCCAGAUCUACUCUCGCUACCAAACCCUUGAACUGGAGAAAGAAUUUCACUUCAAUCGCUAUCUGACCAGGCGCAGGAGGAUUGAGAUCGCCAAUGCACUAUGCUUAACGGAGCGUCAAAUCAAAAUCUGGUUUCAGAACAGGAGAAUGAAAUGGAAAAAAGAGAGUAACCUAACUUCAACCCUGUCUGGGGGCAGUGGUGGAGCUGAUAGCCUGGCCGGGGGUAAGGAGGAGAAACGAGAAGAGACAGAAGAACAACCCAAAGAAUGAAAGGGGGUACCUCCAGUCAUAAGCCCCCUCUGUCCCCCCUGUCUGUACUCCCCCACCUUCCUUGGGCUGGCAGCAGUGCAAUGGAUGGGCUGCAUGGUGGGACUUAACCUGAUCAACACAACAUCUCUCUCCAGAGCCAAAAGUGGACUAUAUACAUUGACAGAAACAAACACACCGUGCAUUGUGAUAGCUUUUUUUGGCCAGCCAAAUAUUCUCUGUGUUCCUAUGGCUGUGAGUCUGUAUGUCAUGAUUCUACACCAACUUUUGACUAAAGACUGUGUUUUCAGAGUCACACAUUUCCCUGUAAACAAAACAUUUGCCUGCAACAAAGGAACAAGCCUUUGCCAGACUUUGCCUGUGUGUGUGUAUUGAAGGGACAGAGACCCUGCACAAAAUGAAAUUUCAACAGAAGUCAAGCACUCCCUAAGAUAUAUCCCUUGUCUUCUGAUCCAUAUGCCUUUGCCACUUAACUGGCAAAGAAAUCCUCCCUCCUCCUUCCUUCAAGAAAUAGCCUGGCUGUGUUUAAAAUCCAUACUUUUGGGUCAUCUCCCAUGCUCCAUACUGUGACAGAUGUGUGGACUUUUAUUUCUCAAUGUGAUCGUGGUGUCAGUAUUUAUAAAUUUCUGUUAGCACUGCAAUGUUCAAUAAAAUAAAAAUGUAGCAAGUUAAAUGAAAUUCCAUAGCUGUAGAAUAUGGUUCCAAUUGUGUUUCACUGAUUAUGUAUAAAGGUCACGUCCUAUGGACAAACUGUUGAGUAUUUAAUAAAAUUGAUAUUAUUUUUAAUGGUGAGAUGUAUUAUUAUUUUCCUCGCACCUGGUUUUGUACACACUAAACAAACGCAGCUCACAUAGAACUUCCCCUUGGUCAUUCACAAAAGUCAGAAUUUUCUGCACCUCAUCCUUCUACACAACCUUUCUAUUGUUAUUUUAUGACAUGAUAGAACAAUCAAGCUGUAUUCUUCAUCCACCUAACUUCCUGAGCAGGACCAAGAGCCUAAAAGCACAGCACAGACUAUCCCAACACUCAUUCCUCUUCCAGCCAGCACAGAUCAGAAGAAAUUAUAAAAUGUAAUGUAAAAAAAGAAUUCUUCACAAUCUUGGUAAGAACAACACAAUGCACUACAGAGCAAAAUAGCUGCAAAUAAUGUAUAUGCACACCGACACAACCACACAGAAAGCAAAACAAAACAAGGAUGAAAACAAGCACACAUAGAAAAAAAUAUUACAAAAAUAAAUAAGUAAAACAUUACACAUGCACACAUAUGUAUAUACAGAGAAAACUAGGAGUGAUUUAAAGUGAAUAUAUAUAUAUAUAUAUAUAUAUAUAUAUGUGUGUAUACACAUAUACACAUGUAUAUAUUAUAUUCACUAUAAAUCACUCCUAGUUAUUUCUCUCUUUCUCUCUAUAUAUAAAAUAAUCAUCAUAAAUAAUAUAGUUAAAGCUCACUGUAAAACACAUCUAUUUGCACUAUAUUAUUUAAACAGUAGCAUUUGACAAUAGACCACACACUGCCUUUCUAUAUGACAAAGUUAAACGAAGCGUAUCAUGCAAAUAUUAAGCAUUAUUAUUAUCUAGCCUUUUAUUUCCCUUACUGUAAAUACAUUGUAGCAAAACUAAGAGAUUCCACGUGAGAGUUCAUUUUUCAUCUAUAUAUUGCAAAGAAGUGCUAAUUUACUAAAAAAAUUAAAAAUAAAAAUGCUGUACAGUCGCUUUAUAAACCACGAAUAACCUUCAGAGCUCCAUUUAAUUUUCCUAAAUUUGUAAUUUUUCUGGGUACAUAAUUGUUUACAUUAAAGAAAGAAUGGGGAAAUAUUAAAUUAUUUUAUCUAUAACUUGUACAAGCAACUCUCCCAUCUCUCAGAAUGUGCUAUUUUUAUUUGUAGAUUAAAAAAAAGGAAAGAUAAAAACAAAAUGAAAAUAAAAAAACUAAUUAUAAAAAUGUCCUCUGUGUUAAAAUAGCGAUAUAGGGAAGCAUGUAUAUUUGUAUAGAGUAAGAACAGAAUGGAACCCUACCAAAACACUAUAGAAUUUUGAAGAAUAAAUUAGUUCUGUAUGAUCUCUCAAGCAAGACAAACACCGAGAGAGAGCAGGACUUUCACUGCAGUGAUCAAAACACAAACAUUUUUUGAACACGCAUGUUUGGGAGAUUUUAGACUAGAUAAGAGAUCUGCAUUUCAAGGACCAGACCAAGAAAAAAACCUUUUUUAAAAAAACCCAAAGUGAACAAAGGCAGACACGAAGCCUGGCACCCACUUCAACACGUGCUCUAUUCUUAUCAGAUCCCCUGCAUUUACAUGUAAGAAGGGGGCCACAGAAAUAUGGUGCAUUAGAUCUGAUGGAUAACCUUCAUUGUUACUUUCAUACAGCAAGCUAUUCUCACACUAGAGACUUUGAUACAUAGAUUUAUUCACGAUUAGCAGCAAUCUGGCCCAUCAACUAAUCACAGUCCAUCUCACACAAAUUAAUAUACUUAUCUAAAGACCAUAAAGGGAUUUAUUAAAAAGACAAGAGCUUUCACUUGCAGACGAGGUAGAAGUGAAAUAAAAUGCACAAUGUGUGUCCUAAAAGAAUUAAAAAAAUUCAAAUAAAAAGGGGAGGGGUAACUUGGAGGGACAUUUUGUAACUAUUAAAAGCGUUUCAAAAUAAGGUCAGGUGUUAUUAUUUUUUAAAAUCCCAUGUUACCAGGUUUAUUAAAAAAAUAAUGCGGGUAAUUGUCAUUAUCUGUUGACCUAUCACACACCAAUGGUGGCGUAGAGUAGACUGCAGCCAUAUUUAACAGGCGCUUUACUACCAUAUUGGCACCAGGUGACGCUGUGGGCUCAUUGUCUUUUUUUAUGUACUUGGGGGCCUUCAGUUUGUUCUGCCAACAUAUCAGAUACGUUUCACAGGAUUCCAUCAAUAACCUCCUGGGGUCAUCAAGCCAAAUUUAUGACUGGCCAACAGAGUCACGUGAUUCUAUUUAAACAUCCCAUAUUUGGGCAGAGCACAUAGAAUAAAGAAACAGGAUUCCCCAGCUAUAAAUUCUGCACUUUAGAGAACAAAACCCCCUGAACUUCAAAGGGCCACAAAUCAAGCAUAAUCAAAGGGUGCAAAAUAAUAAUAAUAUAUAUAUAUAUAUAUAUAGUGGAAAAAAAAUAUAUAACAAUAUUAAUAACAACAAUAAUCAGCUAUGAGCUCUUACGUAGCCAACUCAUUUUAUAAGCAAAGUCAAAAUGUUCCUGCCUAUUCAAUGCAAAGUUAUGGGAAUUAUGGAUCUGUACCCGAAGUCCCUUCAUCCAGGUAUUGCUACAGUGGGCUGGAUCUGAGUAUUGCAUUCCCUUCUCCUGGUUCAUCUAACUCUCUGAACGGUCUGGACAUGCCUUCAAAUCCCACUCCUAACUCUGAGCGGCCCUCCUGUACAGUUAUGGGAUCUUCUCUGGGUAGAGGAGAGCACAGUAGCCUCAGCCCUGGGAUUUACAAAACUGGGAGCACUUCGCUGGAGGAGAGAUCUAAGGGACUUGAGAACAUCAAAGCAGAACCGAUACAAACAACUUCUCAAGCAGGUCAGCAGCAAGUCACAGCAGCUACACCACAGCAGCAGCAGCAGCAGCAACAACAACAGCAGCAACAACAGCCACCACAAAUAUAUCCUUGGAUGACCAAACUACACAUGAGCCAUGGUAAACUUUCACUUCUUCGUUUUGUUUCAUAGGGGGUUUUUUUCGUCUUUUUUUUUUUUUCUGCAUUGGUUUUUAUAGGCCAUACGGGGCAAAUAAUAAAAAAAAACCCGAGGUCGUAAAUUUUACGACUAAGGCAUCAAUUGCUCGUAAAACUGUCCACUAAAAGGCUUAGAGGCUAUAGACGUUCAAAUUUAUGACAGCAUAAUUGGAUCAUAGAAACAAAACGCGCAGAAAAAAGGCGAUAAUUCCAUUUUUUGGGGGGAAAAAAAAGGGGGGCAAAAAAAAAUGAAAUAAAAAAAAAAAAUACAAAACAACAACUUUUUGCAUACAGACUUGCUUUAGUACUUUCCUUAGAAGUAAAACGCCUUCUAGUAGGCAUUGUACAUAUUCAUAUAAAACAAUAUCACUUUAAAUGCAUCCCUAUUUAUGCACUAGCUCACUUUAUUAACUUUAUAUUUUGCCUUGUUGUUUUAUUUUCUUCAUUUAUUUUUUGGAGUGUUUGUUAUAUGUAGAACACAACUGAGCCUUUAAAAAAAAAAAAUGAUCUGCUUAAUAUACGUAUAUUGUGUGGGAUGUAUUGAAUUAAUUUACGAUAUAACUUGGUCUAUGUACCUAUAUAGAUGUUAUAUUUAUUAUGUUUUUAUUUACUAGACUUGCUACUUUGCGCUGUGUGUAAUGUUUGCUUUUAUAUUCUGUGAAUGGGCUGAGAAUUUAUAGACCUUUUGGGGGGAAUUAUUAUAGUUUUGACUUGACUUUUUACGUGUUAAGCUACAUUUAUAAUAAUAUUUUUUCCCCCUCACUUCCAUACUUCCUUGUAUCCAGAAACGGACGGAAAACGUUCUAGGACAAGUUACACUCGGUACCAGACCCUGGAGUUAGAGAAAGAAUUCCAUUUUAACCGAUACCUGACCCGCCGAAGGCGCAUAGAGAUAGCGAAUAACCUCUGUCUAAACGAAAGGCAAAUCAAGAUUUGGUUUCAAAACCGAAGAAUGAAAUGGAAAAAAGAUUCUAAAGUGAAAAGCAAAGACUCUAUGUAACAAGAAAAAACAAAGGCGAAUCUGGGGAGGAACAUAGUCCAUAUCUAAGUUUUAUUACACCCAAAUAUUGAAACUUUAUCAUUUUGUUUGAGGGGGGUGAUGAGAUUGGGAAACGACAGUAGGGAUUCUAAGUCUUUCCUGCUAUAACCCUCUUUAUCUAAAUUAUGACACUCGCUCAUAACUUUUCAAAGCAAGAUAAUGUAUAGAACAGUCUCUUGUCCCUUUAAGUGUUCUAUUUUUACGAUUUCGUGUAAAGGUAAAACUGUGAAAAAGUGUAUAGGGAGUUAGCCCCCUGUUUAUUUGUGCAAGCCCCCAUUGUAGUAGGCUUGCAAGCUGUGCAGGGUCAAGGAAAGUUCUUCAGCGAAAAAAAUGCUAAUUGGGAUACUAGGUUGAAAAGGGCAGAGAAAGUGUGGCUGUAUUAUAUGAUGCCUAUAAGGACUGGACUCAUAUCUUUGGUAAAUGGCUAGCUAUGAAAAUAAUAAGAAAAGAAAAUCAUAAAUAGGAUCCGAACAGUAAACUUCCUGGAUUGUAAAAUAAAGAAUAGGACAGACUCAGUGGAGUAGGGGGAUUAAAAAAAAAAAAAAUACCAAUUGGUUUGCCCAGAGCACUUGUAUAGUCUUUUGCAAAUGACAAGACACAAUGAAAUGACUUUGCAUCAUACUAGAUAAUGUUUAUAUUUAAAGAUUACUUAGGGGGCAAAUGUACCCACUUUGGAAACUCUUUUAAGUUUAUCCCUCCAGACACUUUAAUAUACUCUGUAAAAUAACAAAAAAAAAAAAAGUGUUUGUGUAUAGCAUUUUGGCAUGAUGGAAAGAAAAAGAAAAAAAUAUGAAAAAAAAUAAGAAAAAAAAACAGUAAAAGGCAGACUUUGUUUUAAUGUGUAAUUUAUUUUAUUUUUUUCGCGUAAUUAAUGCUGAAAUGUAUAAAGCCAAUUUGUACGUCAUUGUUUUAAUAUAAUCCUUUUUAGUCAAUUUUAUUGGAUAAUGUACUUCAUAUAUUUAUUGGUUGCUUUUUUCAUAUGUGAGAAAUCAUGAAACCUAUAUUUUGUCAUAUUGAAUAAACAGCAAGUAAUAUAACAUGUGAGCCAGGGUGUAAUGUUCAAUUGUGUUUAUUUCUAAUAAGACUAGCAAGCUGACUGCAGUUUUGCCAGUAUAUCUCAAUUUAAAUUCUAUAUUUCCUUGUCCUGAUCCCAGGCAGUGACACGUGAUGUUGCAAAGGUGUGUUUGUCUAUAUUAUGUAAUAUUUUGUCUUUAACUUUUAAUUAAGCAUAUCUGUUUUAACCACCCACAAAAUAGAAGGGGAUUGGCCCUAUAGAAUCAGAUAGCCAUCAGUUUCUCCAAAAUAACUAGUACCUAUACAUUUGAAAUAUAUUUUUAUACUUAAAUUUAGUUAAUUGGAACAGAUUUGAGUACACCUUAUGAGUUGUUCUACACCAAGGAUCAAAUAUAUAGUCCUCAAACAAUUAGACUCCCCCAAAAAAGCUAGACCCAAGCCUCCUGAAAUUGUAUCUGAAACCUAUAUGGGAUAAGCUACACAUAAAUCUAUAUCAAAGACAAGCAUAUAAUCCCCAAUGUUGGUUACAAAUUUGCUAAUGGAAAUCGUUUAGCAUUUUGAGUCUUAGAAAAUGAAAAACAUACCUGUAAAAGCUAUAAUCUGGAAAUCUCGUAUCGACAGACUUCUACCAAUAUGAUGCCUACACUGCAUGUUAGCCUUAACUUUAAAACAACUAAAAGACUUUAAAAAAAAAAGAAAGAAAGAAAAAAAACAAGAAAAAGUAACUGGUCCCUUUGAUGUGUAUAAUUUAACUCUAGAACUGCUCAGAGAGGUCUUGAGAAAAUUACCCAUUCCUGUUAUCUGUGAUCUAGCCUUGCAACUAUUUACAGUAGGCUGGGAAUGAGUUAAGGGUUCUAUAAAACUUUAUGGCACUUCCGUUACAUGUUGCAGACAAAAGAAGAGCUUCCUGAUAUUGGGAGCCAAAUGUCCCUUUGAAGAUACAUGCUAUUCAGGAGAUAGUUGUUGCUCUAUCUUUUGAUCAGGGAUUGUUAAAAUAUCAGUUUUCUGAACUGCUAAGAUUUUUAUUGGUCUCUUACAGCCAUCAGGUGGAAUUGGGAAGAUUGUUUAUGUAUAUUACUAAUCUUAUUAUACCAACAAACAUCUCUUUUACCUCUUACCUGUGAUAUGCAUACAUACACACAGACACAUCCCCAUACACACACACAAGCACACACACACACAAACACACACACACACACAUAUACAUAAUACUGCAUUUAAAGUAUGACCAUUUAAAUGAGACUUUAAAUACAAACACCACACACAUACACACAGAAACAAAUACACGAACACUCAAAUGCACACGUAAUUGUGCUACCUCCAAUGCACGUUGAACAACUAAUAAUAUCAGUGUAUUGAUAUACCAAUAUUUUUUCUUUAAAAAAACCAACAACAUAGAAAUAUCUGAAACAGCCCCAAUAUGUCGCAUAAUAUUUCGGUUUAAACUAAAGUGACCAUUUCCCCCAAUUAAUACAUUGCUAUGCAGGGUUCUAUUCGGUAAAUGGUGAGCUGUUUUAAAUAAAAAAAGCUAAAUCGGAGAAUUUUAUCCAAAAUUGACAGUGACAGUGAUUUUAUCCAAUUCAGUUAUUUUAGCAAGACUGUUCUUAAGUCAUUAAGACUAAAUGUUUAGUGAAUAAGCCAACGUCUAAAAAAUAGAGUUGCCAGAUUGAAUAAUAGGUGCAAAUCAAUCACCCACGUCCCUAAAAUACACACUAUGUGCUAUAUGUAAGUGACGUCACGCACACACACUGUACCCCUGCUUACAGUGACACACACACCCAAACUGAAUUAUUCACCAGCCUCGGCAAGCUUUACUCUCACAGCAUUUUACCCACAUGUGUCUAAAAUAAGCACAACAACAUACUUUAUAGGGAAAAUCACUUACCUUUCCUGUACAAACUGUGACCUGUAUAUUAGUCAACCUUAUUUAGGAAAAUGGUUAAUAAAAUAAUAUGGAGCCCCUGUCUUUAAGGGACAUUUUGUGUAAGAGAGAACAUUAUCGCUAAUAGUCCUGCCUUCUAUGUGAAUUUAGUAGUUUAAAAGUUUUGAACGUUAUUUAUGUGAAUGGCCCUAAGCAAAGGCCCUGAAUGGUUCUCUUUGAGCACGUGAUGUCAUUAAACUAAGUUUUAUGGUUUGGGGGAGCUGACAAUGCUACAAUGUAUUUACAUCAUAUAUAAUGUUAACUGUCCACCAUCGCAGCUGCUAGGGCUCUUUAAUGCUGGGACAGUGGGACAAGGCAGUUAGUGUGGAUUACUUCGCCUUCAGAAAACUGUCAGGGAAGGGCUCAUCUGCUACAAGGUCCUCAGGCAAGUACAGAAACUUCAUUCUUUUUUUUUUAUUCCUGUGAAAUCUGUUCAGAUCUCUUUAAGGUAAAGUUAAAGUUAAUAUUUUUUUUUAUAGCCUUUAUCUUGUGUUGUGCUGUGUUUAUGUAUUUAACUUUUGAGGUUAUUGUCUUGGUGUUCUUAGAAUUGAAAUAUUGUGUUUCUAUAGACAAAGACUGGCUACAUUAUAGAAUCGAAUGAGUUAAUUCGAUUGGAUAUGGCUCCAUUCUUAAAGGAACAGGAAGCAUGGUGAUUUCCAGGUUAUUUUGGCUGUGUACAAGGCAGGGUGAUCGUGAAAACGUGGGGUGUAUUUUUUUAAUCCUGGUCGGAGGCUCUGUGUGGGAUUAUUUGGAGGUACAGGAUUUAAAAAGUUUGUUUCUGAUGGAGAAAGUUAGUGACUGUAAAGUGCAUGCGCAAUGUUAUGUAGAGUUCCCCAACCAAAGAGCCUAGACAUUUAACCCUUGGCUACCUGGUCUUGACAGGUAUGAUACCCAAACAUCGUGAGAUGGGGUGUUUCAGUUAGACUUCAGCAAAGUCCAUUUAAUCAAAACGACCAAUCAUUACCAUCUAACAUAACAUGUCUUUUAAAAGUUACAUUUUAUUGUUGUUGUUUUUUUAACAUGCUACAUACACUUUUUAUUAUUAAUACAACCUACAUAUAUUGAUACACUUUGUAGUACUGACAUUACAUAAUGUAAGCAGAAGGAAUAGAGAGCACUGUUCCCAAGAGCUCACGAUCUAUUUGGGAGUACUGAAAUGAAGGUGAAUUGUGCAGGGGUUAAACUACAAGCUGGGGUGUGUUGGCAUUGGGGCCUGAUUGCAAAGUGAUAAGUUGUAGAGACUUGAGAGUAGACUUUAAAAACUAAUUUUAAAAAAAUAGACAGUUAAAGAAAAACAAAAAACACCUUAGCAGAAUUUUUCAAAUCAGCAAUGUUUUCCUAGAGCUGGUAAGACGGUGCCCAGGUUACCACAACUCAGUGUUUAGUGAAUAAGCUCUUGUAUCACAACGUUACGAUCACUCGAUAAAUAAAGCCUGUUUUCCAGUGUAAUAUGUUAAUAUUUGGGAAAGUAAAGUUCUAUGUACAGUCACAGGGCUUACCGUGUACAUGAGGCAGUUAUGGUACUUCUCCUCUCCUUCACCUAAUCAGAGGGAGAUCUUCAGGUGUGCUCCCAGUCUGGACUAGUGUGAUCAAUCCCACAAACGGGUUCUUCUUUUUGAAGACUGCUGUAAAUACUUUAGAUAUUUCCUUUAUGGUUUGAGGCCAAAUGCACAUCAAAGCUAAUAGCAUGGAGACGAGCAAACACCCACUGUCCCAAGAUAAAGUCAGACAGACACAGACAGACAGGCAGACCGACAGACACACAGAGAUAGAAAGAAAUAGACAGACCGACAGACAGACAGAGAUAGAAAGAAAUAGACAGACAGACCGACAGACAGAUAGAGAUAGAAAUAAAUAGAUAGAGAGAGAUAGAGAUAGAAAUAGACAGACAGACAGAUAGACAGACAGACAGAGAGAUAGAUAGAUAGAUAGACAGACAGAGAGAGAGAGAGAUAGAGAUAGAUAGAUAGAUAGAUAGAUAGAUAGACAGACAGAGAGAGAGAGAUAGAUAGAUAGCUAGAUAGAAAGACCAAUAGAUAAAUAUAUAGAUAGUAAAUAAGGUUUGUUUAUACAUAUAUGACUUUCUCUUUCUUCUUUCGUUCUUUCUCCUUUCCCUCAGUACAAGGCUAAAGUUAAGGCCCACAGCGAUAUAUGCAUAUUUACAAAAGAUAUUUGAUUUCUGUUUAGGCCAUCUUAUAGAGAUCUCCAGGGUAGAUUCCUUUCUCCCACGGUAAGCUCUUAUGACUGGGUGACGGUGUACAAGUUGGACGCAGACUUAGUAUAUAGUCACGCAACCACAUAUUAAACUACAUUUAAUUGAUACAUGUGAUAAAAAAUGGAAAGAGACCAAUAAUUCACACAGUUACACUUAGCACAACUGCUACACUGUUAUCCAGUGUUUAUCAAAAUAUCUUUCCUAUUCACAUUCAUUGUUAUAAUCUAGAGGAAACAUUUGAAGUGAAUUCGAAGUGAAUUUAGGGUUUAAAUCGUCGAACUAGAAAUAUUAUCAAGGCCAGCAAUGCUUUCAGUUUGGCUACUGAGGCCUUAAAUUUGAAAUUCACUUUAAAUUUUCAUUUUAGUUAUUGAGCCUGUGUUCAUGUAUACCCUAUCUUGACAAUAGAUGCAGAGUAACAGCUAUUGUAGCUCAGAGAGAGGAUGGUUUCACAAGUUGUCUGAUGGGCUGACACUUCCUAGGCCAUGAAUCAAGCAGACCUAUUCACUAAAGUCGAGAAUUCACAUCCAACUUUCAAAAUGUAGUUUAUAAUGACUCAAUUGUUAAAUAGAUCAGUUAAUUAGAACAAAAUCUUGCUAUUAAUUUAUACUAUGUUACUACAAUGUAAUAUUUUAGCAUACAUUCUCCAAGUGGUCUGUGAACUGCCCACAUCUCGCUGAUUCGCAGUUAAGUGAAUAAGACCCUAAGAGUGAAAAUCCAGAACACCAUUGGGUGGUCAACAAUCAUUGGAGCUAUGGAAAUUUUUCGAAAUAUCCAUUUACUAAGCAGUUUGUAUAUUGCAGCUCAAGUUACAGGUAAAUUAUGAAUGUACUGUGAAAAUGUAACUGUUUUUGGACUACAUGUCCCAUAAUCCUCUAUAUAUUGAGUUUAAGCCAAUAUGCAUGUUGUUCUCUAUAAAUAGAUAAAACAUAUGUCUCAUGCCAUACUACAAAUGAAAUACCUAUUAACUUAUCAACUCUAUUCCAAACCAUAUCUUUCCAGUAAUAUACAUAUCUCAUGGGGAACAAUUUCAUCGUUCAAUUCUUUACUAAGAUGUUACAAUGUUUCAGCUUCAUAAAAGACUUACACAAAAAAGGUUGAUGUGAGACAGUCUAAAUCAAAUAUGGUAAUUCCCUAACGAUUAAUGUUUAGAGGGAAAAAAUAACUAUCUCCGCAGAUCAUUGAUUUCUUUGCAAUCAAAAUAAUUUGUAAAAUGACAAAGAUAUGUACUUGUGAAAACACCAGGAAGUGUUUGUUUUCAAAUAAGCAGGAUGCUGAGUGUGUUGUUUGCAAGCAAAAGAGAUAAUUGUUGAGGAUCUGUUUAUUCAAAUAAAAUAAUAGAACAAUAUUUGGAGAAAGAUGUGUUACAUGUGGAAAAUUACAUAGCAACGAAAUAAUACAUCCAACACAAACAAACCAAAUUGUACACAAACACACCCUUUGUACAUCACACUGUGUAACACUAUGGAAGGUUGUACCAUUGUACCAAUAUAUGUGUUCAUGAUGUAAAAUCUAAAAGGAAAAUAAAUAAAUAAAAACUAAAUGAGAAAUUCCUUUCAUUGAGACACAUUUCAGAGAGUAAAAAGUAAGAUUCUAUCGUUAUAUCAUUUUUACUAUUUUCUUUGGUCAUUAAGAUAUUUUCCUGUAAAAAAAGGGGUCCUUUAACUUUAACAGUAAACUGCGGUGUUGUGAUAAAACUGGUCAAUUCGGUUCAUUCGGUUGCCGAAACGCUUGGUGUGUAUUAGACAGAACUCCUUGUGAUUUUACAAGAGUUCUUUUUCGGUAUCCUGGGGAUACAGCAAGGAUUACUGAUAGGUUUAUUUACUAUGUUGAAGCGAACUGGAUUUGUUUUUUUAAUUCGGUCUACCGAACACUGAACCAACUUUUUAGUAAAGUAAGUUUAGUAAUAGAUCGGUUCCUUAAUUAGUGGGACAUAUCGGGUAAAAUUUCAAGGAGCUAUACUACUGGUCAGCAGGAAGGCUGAUUUGACACCAGACAGGCACUUAUUGUGACAUGGUAGGUACUUGCUCUGAUAAGGUGUUAUCACAAAGCUGUACACUUAGAGUUUCCUUAUUGCCUUACUAACACUGUUACAGGGUGCUGUGGGUCCCACCAAACAGGAUUUAAUAAUAAGUGCUCACCUGGUACUUAGUGGGUUAGAUGGCUCAAAGCACCUCUCAAAAUGACAUCAAAGCAAAGUUUCAACAUUAUGUCCAAAUGGUAAAAAGUAAAGUAUUGUAAGACUGAUUAAAAACUGAUUUAAUGAUACCAAACAAAUGUAUAUGUGUGUGUGUGUGUAUAUAUAUGUAUAUAUAUAUUGUGUGUAUUAUUAUUGAAAUUGUAGUAAUGUAAUGUGUGUGUAUAUAUAUAUAUAUACAUUGCAUUACUACAAUUACUACAAUUUCCAUAAUAAUGCAUCUGUCUAGAUACUAACUCUUCUUCUAAUUCUAUUUCCCCAAAAUACCCCCUCCCUCCUUUAUGUACCUCUAUAUGUCACCCUCACUAUUUCAUAACCCUCUCUCUGUAAUUCAUACAAUUUGCUCAUGCCUUUUCUCAUUUAGACUCUCUCUUAUUUUUACAAGACUACAAUGUCUGGUCCCCUCUCCUAAUCCCCCUGUAUCUCCCUAUGUCUCUUCCCCUACAAACGAUUUUAAUUUACAUCCCUCUCAUCUCCUUCUAAUAUAUUUUUCUCCCUGUUCAUUAAUUUUUCUCUUCUCCCUUUUUAACCCCCUCCUCUCCAUUCCCCCUCUCCCAUCUCCUCCUCUCCCCCUUCCUAUCUCCCCAUUUGAUCAGCGUGAUAUCAGUGUUAGAUCCCUAGGUCUGUAUCCAUAUCACAAUGUGCCCUUGUGUUUAGUAAGUGCUGUGAGACACAGUUCAUUUACCACCUGGUAAUCUCAUUUUUAAGUGUCUGGGAAUAAUGCCAAUGCUUUAUCAUUAUUGCAGCAACAAGCAAGGACAUGAUCAGGAGGUCUAGUAACUAACAUUUACCUUUACAUUUCCGUCUGCAAGGGGCAGUUUACAAGUGGUUAAACGACAAGAUUUAUUCAUUUCGGAAAUGUGUUUUUUCCUCCUGGCUUCCUAUUUUAAACUAUCCAUUAGGGAGAGACUGGCCCUCUUGUAUUUAAUUAAAUCCAGCGUAGUAUUAAGCUUAAUGUGAGCCCUCUUGCAAUGAUGAAAGCUGUUUACUAAUCAGGGGUCUCAUUUUCACAUAGAUUGGUGGUUAUUAUGAGAGCUCUCUGAGUUUUGGCACAAUACAUUAAGCCUGCUUGCCUAGGUGUCUCAUUUACCACUGCAACUGUAUUCUACCAUACUUCAGCCAUUCCUGCUGCUGCAACAUUUACACUUACUGUAUUCUACCAUACUUCAGCCAUUCCUGCUACUGUAACAUUUACACUUACUGUAUUCUACCGUGCCUCAGCCAUUCCUGCUACUGUAACAUUUACACUUACUGUAUUCUACCGUGCCUCAGCCAUUCCUGCUACUGUAACAUUUACACUUACUGUAUUCUACCAUGCUUCAGCCAUUCCUGCUGCUGUAACAUUUACACUUACUGUAUUCUACCAUGCUUCAGCCAUUCCUGCUACUGUAACAUUUACACUUACUGUAUUCUACCAUACUUCAGCCAUUCCUGCUGCUGCAACAUUUACACUUACUGUAUUCUACCGUGCCUCAGCCAUUCCUGCUACUGUAACAUUUACACUUACUGUAUUCUACCGUGCCUCAGCCAUUCCUGCUACUGUAACAUUUACACUUACUGUAUUCUACCGUGCCUCAGCCAUUCCUGCUGCUGUAACAUUUACACUUACUGUAUUCUACCAUACUUCAGCCAUUCCUGCUGCUGUAACAUUUACACUUACUGUAUUCUACCGUGCCUCAGCCAUUCCUGCUGCUGCAACAUUUACACUUACUGUAUUCUACCAUACUUCAGCCAUUCCUGCUGCUGCAACAUUUACACUUACUGUAUUCUACCGUGCCUUAGCCAUUCCUGCUACUGUAACAUUUACACUUACUGUAUUCUACCAUACUUCAGCCAUUCCUGCUACUGUAACAUUUACACUUACUGUAUUCUACCGUGCCUCAGCCAUUCCUGCUACUGUAACAUUUACACUUACUGUAUUCUACCAUACUUCAGCCAUUCCUGCUGCUGCAACAUUUACACUUACUGUAUUCUACCGUGCCUCAGCCAUUCCUGCUACUGUAACAUUUACACUUACUGUAUUCUACCUUGCCUUAGCCAUUCCUGCUACUGUAACAUUUACACUUACUGUAUUCUACCGUGCCUCAGCCAUUCCUGCUGCUGUAACAUUUACACUUACUGUAUUCUACCGUGCCUCAGCCAUUCCUGCUACUGUAACAUUUACACUUACUGUAUUCUACCGUGCCUCAGCCAUUCCUGCUACUGCAACAUUUACACUUACUGUAUUCUACCGUGCCUCAGCCAUUCCUGCUGCUGCAACAUUUACACUUACUGUAUUCUACCAUACUUCAGCCAUUCCUGCUGCUGCAACAUUUACACUUACUGUAUUCUACCAUACUUCAGCCAUUCCUGCUGCUGCAACAUUUACACUUACUGUAUUCUACCGUACUUCAGCCAUUCCUGCUGCUGCAACAUUUACACUUACUGUAUUCUACCGUGCCUCAGCCAUUCCUGCUGCUGUAACAUUUACACUUACUGUAUUCUACCAUACUUCAGCCAUUCCUGCUGCUGCAACAUUUACACUUACUGUAUUCUACCGUGCCUCAGCCAUUCCUGCUGCUGCAACAUUUACACUUACUGUAUUCUACCGUGCCUCAGCCAUUCCUGCUGCUGCAACAUUUACACUUACUGUAUUCUACCGUGCCUCAGCCAUUCCUGCUACUGUAACAUUUACACUUACUGUAUUCUACCAUACUUCAGCCAUUCCUGCUGCUGCAACAUUUACACUUACUGUAUUCUACCGUGCCUCAGCCAUUCCUGCUGCUGCAACAUUUACACUUACUGUAUUCUACCUUGCCUUAGCCAUUCCUGCUACUGUAACAUUUACACUUACUGUAUUCUACCUUGCCUUAGCCAUUCCUGCUACUGUAACAUUUACACUUACUGUAUUCUACCAUACUUCAGCCAUUCCUGCUACUGUAACAUUUACACUUACUGUAUUCUACCAUACUUCAGCCAUUCCUGCUGCUGCAACAUUUACACUUACUGUAUUCUACCGUACUUCAGCCAUUCCUGCUGCUGCAACAUUUACACUUACUGUAUUCUACCGUGCCUCAGCCAUUCCUGCUACUGCAACAUUUACACUUACUGUAUCUUCUACCGUGCUCUCAGCCAUUCCUGCUACUGUAAUACGGUAUUAAUUUACUGUAUUCUACCGUGCCUCAGCCAUUCCUGCUACUGUAAAUAUUUAAUUUACUAAUUCUACCGUGCCGUCAUUCCUGCUACUGUAACAUUUACACUUACUGUAUUCUACCGUGCUUCAGCCAUUCCUGCUGCUGCAACAUUUACACUUACUGUAUUCUACCAUACUUCAGCCAUUCCUGCUGCUGCAACAUUUACACUUACUGUAUUCUACCGUGCCUCAGCCAUUCCUGCUACUGUAACAUUUACACUUACUGUAUUCUACCGCGCCUCAGCCAUUCCUGCAGCUGUAACAUUUACACUUACUGUAUUCUACCGUGCUUCAGCCAUUCCUGCUGCUGCAACAUUUACACUUACUGUAUUCUACCGUGCUUCAGCCAUUCCUGCUGCUGCAACAUUUACACUUACUGUAUUCUACCGUGCCUCAGCCAUUCCUGCUACUGUAACAUUUACACUUACAGUAUUCUACCAUACUUCAGCCAUUCCUGCUGCUGUAACAUUUACACUUACUGUAUUCUACCAUACUUCAGCCAUUCCUGCUACUGUAACAUUUACACUUACUGUAUUCUACCAUACUUCAGCCAUUCCUGCUGCUGCAACAUUUACACUUACUGUAUUCUACCGUGCCUCAGCCAUUCCUGCUACUGUAACAUUUACACUUACUGUAUUCUACCGUGCCUCAGCCAUUCCUGCUGCUGCAACAUUUACACUUACUGUAUUCUACCAUACUUCAGCCAUUCCUGCUACUGUAACAUUUACACUUACUGUAUUCUACCGCGCCUCAGCCAUUCCUGCUACUGUAACAUUUACACUUACUGUAUUCUACCGCGCCUCAGCCAUUCCUGCUGCUGUAACAUUUACACUUACUGUAUUCUACCGCGCCUCAGCCAUUCCUGCAGCUGUAACAUUUACACUUACUGUAUUCUACCGUGCCUCAGCCAUUCCUGCUGCUGUAACAUUUACACUUACUGUAUUCUACCGUGCCUCAGCCAUUCCUGCUACUGUAACAUUUACACUUACUGUAUUCUACCGUGCCUCAGCCAUUCCUGCUGCUGCAACAUUUACACUUACUGUAUUCUACCGUGCCUCAGCCAUUCCUGCUGCUGCAACAUUUACACUUACUGUAUUCUACCGUGCCUCAGCCAUUCCUGCUACUGUAACAUUUACACUUACUGUAUUCUACCAUACUUCAGCCAUUCCUGCUGCUGCAACAUUUACACUUACUGUAUUCUACCGUGCCUCAGCCAUUCCUGCUACUGUAACAUUUACACUUACUGUAUUCUACCGCGCCUCAGCCAUUCCUGCAGCUGUAACAUUUACACUUACUGUAUUCUACCGUGCUUCAGCCAUUCCUGCUGCUGCAACAUUUACACUUACUGUAUUCUACCGUGCUUCAGCCAUUCCUGCUGCUGCAACAUUUACACUUACUGUAUUCUACCGUGCCUCAGCCAUUCCUGCUACUGUAACAUUUACACUUACAGUAUUCUACCAUACUUCAGCCAUUCCUGCUGCUGUAACAUUUACACUUACUGUAUUCUACCAUACUUCAGCCAUUCCUGCUACUGUAACAUUUACACUUACUGUAUUCUACCAUACUUCAGCCAUUCCUGCUGCUGCAACAUUUACACUUACUGUAUUCUACCGUGCCUCAGCCAUUCCUGCUGCUGCAACAUUUACACUUACUGUAUUCUACCGUGCCUCAGCCAUUCCUGCUACUGCAACAUUUACACUUACUGUAUUCUACCUCAUACCUCCAGCCAUUCCCAAGUACUGUAACAUUUACACUUACUGUAUUCCCACCGCGCCCCCAGCCAUCUCUGCUAAUUGCAACAUUUACACUUACUGUAUUCCCACUGCCCCUCAGCCCAUUCCUAAGUCAUGUAACAUUUACUUACUGUAUUCUACCGCAUCAGCCAUUCCCUGCAGCUGUAACAUUUACACUUACUGUAUCUCACUGUUCUACCGUGCCUCAGCCAUUCCUGCAGCUGUAACAUUUACACUUACUGUAUUCUACCAUACUUCAGCCAUUCCUGCUGCUGCAACAUUUACACUUACUGUAUUCUACCAUGCUUCAGCCAUUCCUGCUGCUGCAACAUUUACACUUACUGUAUUCUACCGUACUUCAGCCAUUCCUGCUGCUGCAACAUUUACACUUACUGUAUUCUACCGUGCCUCAGCCAUUCCUGCUGCUGUAACAUUUACACUUACUGUAUUCUACCAUACUUCAGCCAUUCCUGCUGCUGCAACAUUUACACUUACUGUAUUCUACCGUGCCUCAGCCAUUCCUGCUACUGUAACAUUUACACUUACUGUAUUCUACCGCGCCUCAGCCAUUCCUGCUGCUGUAACAUUUACACUUACUGUAUUCUACCGCGCCUCAGCCAUUCCUGCAGCUGUAACAUUUACACUUACUGUAUUCUACCGUGCCUCAGCCAUUCCUGCUACUGUAACAUUUACACUUACUGUAUUCUACCGUGCCUCAGCCAUUCCUGCUGCUGUAACAUUUACACUUACUGUAUUCUACCGUGCCUCAGCCAUUCCUGCUACUGUAACAUUUACACUUACUGUAUUCUACCGUGCCUCAGCCAUUCCUGCUACUGUAACAUUUACACUUACUGUAUUCUACCGUGCUUCAGCCAUUCCUGCUACUGUAACACUUACACUUACUGUAGUCUACCGUGCUUCAGCCAUUCCUGCUACUGUAACAUUUACAAUUAUUUACUAAGUUUGAUUCCCUUUUAUUCCAGAAGUUUGGUCCUUAAGGGGUUAAAGGGAAUUUCAAAAUUAAGGCCAGAGCAGUCAAACUGAAAGCCUAAUUGACAAAUAAUUUUUCCAGUUCAACAAUUUUAGACUUAAAUUUAAAAUUAACUUUGAAUCCUCACUUUAGUAAAUAAAACCAAGUUUGUUACUAACAUCCCACUGUCCUCUCCACCAAGAUGGGGCUACUUUAGCACAAAUGUCAAGUUCAGCUAAGUUCCUCAGUUAGCUGUGUAGGAUUGGAGAUUUACAUGGAAGUAAUAAAGCCAAUGUAAAAAAAUAAAAUGAAUACACAAAUCAAUGCUCACCUUGGCUGAGAUAAUGAAUUUUCCACCUUCAGCUGCGACAAUUAGUAGAUGGGAAUUGUUGGGGAAAUAAAGUGAAUUCUGAGUGGCCAAAAUAGGCCAAGUACAAAUAGCUCGUUAUGAUUUUCUUUGUCCUCAUUGGACUAUCUUGGACUAAAUUUGAAAUUGACUUUGGAUUCACAUUGAAUUCUCACUUAAGUGAUUUAUUCCAAUUCUGCUAGAUUAGCCUUACACUUGAAAUCCACUUUAAAUUCUCACCUUACUAAAUAACCCAGUGUGUGAGCAGCUUGAUCACUUAUUGAAUAAACCCCGUCCUGUUAGGAGAAUAGACUUCCAUUCAUCAAAACAUAUUUGGAUGGAAUCCAUACAGUUUUCCUGCCCACUUACAAUGUACUCCUGCUAUGUAUUUUGACUAACUGGCUCUUGUAUAGAGAUUGAAUCCCCUGGAAACACGUGCUAGGUUUGUUUGUUAGGGGUUCUGUUUUAGAGUUUUGUUAUAGUCUGCUGUGCUUAGUAACAGUAACACUAAACUCUAGAUAGAUUCAUUGCUAAACACUGGGAAGAGUGUCUGUAUGUGAGGAGGAUUGGGUCAUUUAGUAAUCUAUGAAAGGUUGGAUAUUGGAAUAAUGAAAAACACAAUAUAUCAAAAUACGUCAGUUGCUUAUAAAAAACAUUAUUUCUAACCCCUUUCUAUUAUAUUUAUUUAUUUUAGCACAAUACUGUUUUUGCAGCAUCUGUUUUGUGAAGGGAGUUUAACAUUGUCUUCAAAGGUUUUAAUGCUGCCAGAGACUCAGGAUUUCUGUAGUUAACAGUCAAAUUAAUUUGUAGUUAAAUUGUGUCUGGAGUUCAACAGCAGAUCUAGAGUAUACACUAUGUAGCACAGCUAGUGUAAUGUGUAUAUAACACAGAUCUGGUAUAAAGUAUAUACAACACGUAAAGACAGACACAACUGGUAUGUAGUAUACAUACAACAGAAUGACAUAGAACACACUAUAUAGCAAACAGAGAUUCAACCAGACUCAUCUGGUGUAUAGUAUACAGAGAUUGAGAUAGAAGAUAGAUGUACAACUAGUGUAUAAUAUAUAAUAUAAAACUCAGAGAAAGACACAUAGUAUAAUAUAUAUAUAUAAUAGAGACACACAUACAACUAGCUCAUAGUAUAUAUAUAUAUAUAUAUAUAUAUAUAUAUAUAUAUAUACACGAUUAGUGCAUAUCACACAGAGUAGAAUAUAUAACAGAGACAGACAACUAAGGCAAACUAAGUACACUAGAAAUAAAUAUACAACUAUUGCGCAGUAUUUAUAACACAGAUGAAAACCAAACACAACCUGUGCGUAAUAUACAUAACAAGAGAGGGAGAAGCAUCUAACAAUAUACAUUUACAUACACACAGACAUACAGACACAACUAACACACAGUAUACAUAACACAGAGUGACACACACAACUAGUGCAUAAUAUAUAUCACAGACAGACAUAAAUACCAAACAGAGACACAGAUACAUGUACUUUAAGCAGUCACCAUAGAGACAGACAAGACACCUGCUGCAAACAGAGAUACUGACACAUAUAGAAGAAGUAUACCUUAUACCGAGUGACACAGACACACCUAUUGCAUGUAUGGAACAAAGACAUAGAGAUGAGUACCAUGUUCAAGAGAUACAUGUACAAGUACAAGUAUACAACACUGGGAGAGACAGAUGCAGCUAGUGUAAGCACACAACACACUGAAAAACAGAUACAACUAAUGGAAAUUGCAUAUAUGUAACAUAUAAGGCAUAAAUAUGUACACGUGUUAUGGCAAAUAUACACCACUAACAGAAACGUACACACCAUGAAAAAGACAGACACAACACAUAGAGACAGAGAUAGACAAAAACAGACAGACACAACACAUAGAAACAGAGAUAGACAAAACCGGACAGACACAACACGUAGAAACAGAAACUCUUUAUUCAAGUAUUCAGCACUUAAGGGACAGACACAGGCAUUGAAAGUAUUGAACAAAUAAAACACACACAGACAGGUACAUCUACUGCAAGUAUAGCCCACCCGAGCCAGAGACUUUAGCUAUCUUGAAAUCUGCUGUUUAAGUAUUGCCUACUUACAUUUAAUGUAAGAAGUUCCAGUGAUAUGGCUAGUGUUUCCAUUACAAAACAAUUGUCUAGCUAGAAAGCACAAUGGCUGAAUGUUACAAAUAACAGAACCACGGACAAAAAUGAUCAUUGUCAUUACUGGGGCAUAUGGAAAGUCCAAUUAAAAAAUAAAGGUGUCUGUAUUGUAGAAAUGAUAUAAGCAUAAAAGUAUAAUAGCACAUUUGUGUACAUGCAUUGAAUUAUGUGUCCACUGGCUUCCUGUUCAUGUGAAUGAUGAUGUCACUAGCUGUGGGUUUAUGUGAAUCCUAUACCUCAGCUAUGUUAUUCUCCCAUUCUCAUACAUAACUGGCUAACUUAGGCAAAAACAAAACAAAUCAAUAACCAGACAAUAACAAUAUUAAAGUAGAUAUAUAAAGAAAAGAUAAAACAGAGAAGUACAUUGGCCAGGCACCAUUUUAACCCCUUAACCCCUUAAAGACACACAACAUGUGUGACAUGUCAUGAUUCCAUUUUAUUCCAGAAGUUUGGUCCUUAAGGGGUUAAGGAAAUGAUAUACCAUCUACUCCUAAUGGCAAAAACAGACCCCCCCUCUGACCCUCUAACCGAGUGGUUGCCAAACUUUUUAGGUCCAAGGCGCCCUUAAUAUUUGAAUAAUUUUUCAAGACACCCCAAGUCAUACACACACACACACACACACUUCUUGACACGCACUCAUACACACACACACACACACAAUAUUUUGUAUAUCUCCAGCAACCCUCCUGUUAGCUUACCUUGUAUGUCCAGGAGGGUGGCUUGUAGUCCUCCUCGCUGGUGGGAGCGAGGGGUCUAGAGCAGCUCCUGGAAUGCUUCUUCCCCUCAUGCUGCGGAUGCCUCCUCUCCCUCCUGCACGGUCUCUCUGCACGAAGGUGGGAGGAAGUGACAGGCUGUCCCUUCCUCCCAGCCGGCCGACAUCACAGGGGCCCAGUCACAGUCUUAAAGGACCUCAGCACCCAACCGGGGACCCUGUUCAGCAGUUAUGUUUCCCCUGUGCUAUGAUUCCACGGCACCCCUUUGUGCAUGUUGUGGUGCGAUGGCACCCAGUUUGGGAACCACUGCUCUAACCAUUUUAAUGAAGCAAAGCAAUACAAAAGUUCAAAUAAAACAUGUAGAGACUUGAGAAAACAACUAAAAGAUUUGUAAUAGUUUUAUAAUGUGUAAAGUUCAAAACAUUAUAGACAAUAUGCCAACUAAUUUUGUCUUGUUCUUGUUUGGGUGCCUAACAUAUAUUAGAACUCAGACAACUUUUUGUCAUUUGUUGUCAUCAUUAGGCACUGCUGAUUGGUUGCCCCCUUUACAUGGAGAAUGUUGAGGCUCCUAAUAUGUAUAGUGCAUGGCUGGUGUUAAAUAGUAAUCUAGCACACAAUGUAUAUCACUGUAUUCAUAAGGUGACUGCUAACUGGUUUUCCUCAGUGACACAGACUCCUUAAACCCAUGUUACUUACCUGUAGAACCAGCCAUCCGGGUGACUUCAAAAUCCAAACAUAAGUUGUACAUUUAUAUUUGGAACCCUAAGGUUAUUGUUAUUAUUUUUUUUUUUCGUAUCCAUUACACAUAAAGCUUUAUUGAAGUCUUAUGUCAGCAUAUUUUCAUAUCACGAGUAACACUCGCAGGUCUUAGUUUUAGAAAAUAACGGCUUGGCCGCGCAGGGCCUAUCAACUCAGAAUGUAUGAUAGUUCAUUCAACCACAUUGAACUAAGCAUUAACAAUAUUACAUAAAACCUUCUGUGUUACAUGAGGCAAAAGUGUGUACUACCUGUGUUUUUCUUUGAUAGAUAAUAAUGUAGAUAGGGAAGAAUAAGUGUGGUAAAAAGGAGGGUAGUGUUAUUAUUUUUUAAAUAACUUGCUGAUAAUAUUGAGUGGAUAAUUAAUUCACUCAUGUUUUAUUUACAUGUAUCAGUAUUUCCCCUCCAGCCUUGGGUGGGCCUUGGCCUCAGCUGAUCAACAUGUCAUCAUCUGUAUAUUGUAUAUGUGUGCUUGUUACAAGAAUUGGGAAACUAGCAACAUAUAAUUUAUUUAUUCAUGCGAACCAAAUAGUUUAAAAAAUGUGAGAUUGUUGAUUUUGAGGUUGACUUCUUUUGUUAGUUUUUUUUUAUUUAUUUUUUUUAUUCAAAGUUUAUUGAUGUAGUAUUAAAAUGCAGUAUGUCUGCAAGAGAGUAUCACAUCAUCUUAUAGGGUAGUCAUGAGUUUUGUAGCGACAACAUAAUGAUGCAACGAUAUUGUUUGGUAUUGUAGCACAUAUCCUAGUUUGGUAUAGGUAUCAGAGGUAAAACAGUAGGAGUAUCAAUAUAAGGCUAGGCCUACAAACACCUGGGUCUUGUUACGAUAGUAUAGCAUUGCUUAGUUGUGGGUCAAUUUGUCUGUCAUUAAGGUGGCGUGUUGGUGAAACAGUGCGGUGCUGUGUGGUACGUCGUAGCAAAUGUCAUUGGUGCAAAGCCUUAGUACAAAUAUUAAGAUGUUGAUCAGGUUCUUGGCAGGUCGGCUUUACUGCAUUGUGAGGUGUCCAGGUCUGAUUGCCAGGCCCAAAGUAAGGUUGCUUCACUCUUUGCUCAUCAGCAGUGUCUUAGGCGUGUGUGUGUGUGUAGUGUUGUGUUUGCUGGGUUUUCUCCCUGAGUGGGAGAUGCGUAUGUGGGUGAAUGGUCUUGUGUCGUAUUUCAGUAUUGUUGCUGGUGGGUUGGGUAGAGGGGGAAUUCAAGGUCUUUUUGAAGUUGGUGUUUUUAAUCAAGACAUGGUUAGGAGACAGACAAUGCAAAUGGUUAGUUUGCUAAACCAGUUAUUUUCAUUUGGGAAACGUUUCUCUUGUAAUAUAUCCUUGCUUCUGCCAUCCUGUCACUAGAUUUAUUAAUUUAACACAUGGAUGUGAUUUUUCGUCUUUAAACUUACAGAUUGUUGAUUUGUUAGUGAAACACUUUGUUGUUUGCGGUUUAUUAUUGUGUGGUGUGAAUGCUUUUCCAUGUUUAGUGUUGAGAUUUAGAGGUUUGUAAACAUUAGUUUUUUUGUAUGUAUUUCCUCUUAUCACAGAUAUUUUAGAACUAUAUUUCCUAUAAUGCACAGCCAGCCUGUAGCUUUAAAGGGACACGCUGGGAAACAAUGCAAUUUUAAAUAAAUUUGAUAGAUUUUGGUCUCAUUACUAUGCUGUGUGUUUUGCAUGCUGAAAUCUUUACAGUUUUUUCCACAAAAAAAAUAAAUGUUUUGCAGAAUUCUGCACUAUAAGCCUACCUCCUUGGCCACGCCCCCUCAUGCCAGAAAGAAUUCCUUAUCAAACGUGUGUACACAGCUCAGCCCCAACUGCAGUGAGUGAGCUGCUUUUAAUUCACAACCUGUCUGCAGACAGUCAGAGAGAAUACAAAAACAUAGUGAUAUUCUUACUAUAAGCCUCCCUGGGUGUCCUCUCCUUUGAAUACAGGUUGUCUUGUAGUUCAGAUCAUUCAGUACUGUCAGUAGCUGAGCUGUGUGCAUUCAUAUGAUAUGGAUGCCAUUUUCUGGAAUGAGGGGAUGUUGCUCAAGAAGCAGGGUUAUGGUGCAGCAUUCUGCAAAACAUUUUUUUUUUUUUGAGCAUGCAAAAAAAUACAGCACAUUAGCGAGGCCGAAACCUAUCAAAUUAAAAAUGUAUAUUGGUGCCUGGAAUGACCCUUUAAAGGGAAACUUCAUUGCACAUAUAACAAAAAACAAAUACAACUAACUGUUUGUAUAUGUACCCCAAAUGAAAACAUAAAUGUAUCUAAUUAGGCAUUUUUUUUCAUUGGGGUUAUAUGUCAAAAACAACUUGCAAAGGCUGCAGCUAUCUUGCCUGCAGAUGUGGCAAACCCUCCUCCUUAAGCACAGUCCAGACUUUCUGUGGCUGUCCAAUCACAGACUUCUAAUGCAGCUCAAUGAGAAGUCUUUGCAAGGCAGGUGUUCUGAGCAAUUGAUUCCUUUUGAGUUUAGCCCCACUGAAUAAACAACCAGGAAGUAACAAGACUGGUUGUCUGAUUGACAGCCAAUUGGGUGUAACCAGGUAAAUUCAUAAAUGUGCCAAUUUCUGUUAAAAUCUGAACUUUAUUUAAAUAAAAAAAAGAGAACAUACUCUCUACACAUAAAGCAUUUCAGCAAGCUAAAGUGCUUCUAUACAUCAUUGGAAUAAAAUGUGUAUUUAGUGCUGCCAAAGCUUUACUGUCACUCUCUAAUUAGUAACUGCAAUUUCAGACUGCUAAAUGUUUUGUUAUGUUUAGGGAGUAAUUCAUUUGUUAUGUCAUUCCAUGAUCUGAACAAGAUAAUGCUGCGGAAUAUACUACUUAAUUUGUUUUCAAAAUAAAAGGUGCUAGCAAGUCUUUACAAGGUGCCUUCCUAGAUGUUAAAUCCUGAUUUGUCCAUUAUUGUCUGUUUUAUUUCAUUAGGUGAUAGUUGUAGAUGUGUGGUCAUCUGUGACCUCGUGUAAUUUGAUAAAUACAAAAGUAAUUUACAUGUACAAGUAGAAGAAGUGAAUAUCUAUCUAUCUAUCUAUCUAUCUAUCGAUCUAUCAAUCUAUCUAUCCAGUGACGUACACACAAUCCAUGGGGCCCCGGUUCGAAACUGAUCCAUGGGCCCCUCCACCGCUUCCCCCAACAGACACACACACACAGACACAUACAUACAGAGACAUAUACAUACACACAUACAUACACACAGAGACAUACAUACAUAGAGACACACACACACAUACAUACACACAGACACAUACAAACAUACAGACACAUACAUACACAUACAUACAGAGACACAUACAUACACACAGACAUAUACACACACGACACAAGACACAAGACACAUACAUACAUACAGACACACACAUACAUACAUACAGACAGACACACAGACAUACAUACAGACAGACACACAUACACAUACAGACACAUACACCCAUACAUACAGAGACACACACAUACACACACACACACAUACAGACACACACACACACACACACACACAGAGACAUACAUACAGACACACACACACACACACACAGACACAUACACAUACACAUACACACAUACAGACACACAGAUACACAUACAGAGACACACACAAACACAUACAUACAGACACAUACACACACACACACACAGACAGUCACACAAACACAUACACACAUACAUUCAAAUAAAAACACACAUAUACAAAAUGUUUAAGUCACCCUCCUGUUUUCUCCCUUUUAGGUGCAGGAGGGUGACUUUCCCUCUGACUCCCUCUCCUUCCUCCUGCGCGGGCGCUUGCUGAUAGCUGGGAGGAGUGAUGGGCAGUCACUUCCUCCCAGCUGUGAUGUCAUCACAGGGGGCCCAGUCGCGAUGUUAAAGCGCUGACUGGGGCCCCCUGGAAAUUCAUCUCCAUUGGGUGGCCCUAACAGCAUGGGCCAUCCGAAGGUCCCUAUUGAAUGUGCGGCCGGCCAUGGCCGCAACACAUGGAGGCAGGUACCCGGUCGCAGAGCUCCGCAGGGCAGCUAGGCCCCCUGCAACCCUAGCGCGGUAUGUACGCCACUGUAUCUAUAUAGCUGUCUAUCUAUCUAUCUCUCUGUCUGUCUGUCUGUCUAUCUCUACCAUUUUACUUGUCAAUAACCUUCCUCAUUAAUUAAAUAUAUUUAACCCCUAUUCAGCAGUGAUAGGGUGGCAGGUGGUUUUUUCUAUAUGUAUUUUGGCUGUUGUGUACUAUGGUCGUUGCUGCCGCCAAGGAGUAAUGGGAGUUUGAGCGCAGGACUAGUUUCUUUGUAUUUGUAUUCACUUUUGUAUUACACAGCUAGGUUACAUUGCUACUGCUCAUCCCAUGUGUUCCCUAUUAAGGGUUAAUAAGCAUGUAGGAAUGUAUCUAAAAAAUACCCCUUUCUGUCUCAUUAGAGAUAUUUUUGACUGAAGCUCAAGGAAGCAAGGCGAAUGGUUAGAGUUAGGACCCACCUAAGAGCUCUGCCUUGACGUGGCAGGUGGGCAUACCCUCUCAUGGCCAUUGGAGGUAACUAAAAACCUCCAUUUGUUUAAAAAUACAUAGGGAUGUGGAAAGAGCACAGGUAACUUUUUUCUUUGGUUUUUACAAUAUAUAUUUUGGCUGAUGUGUACUAUGGUCGUUGCUGCCGCCCAGAAGUAAUGGGAGUUUGAGAGCAGAACUUGUUUCUUUGUAUUUGUAUUAACUUUGUGAGUAACAGACAGACAGUCCUUUCCUACCUCCUGACAGAAUUACAGAACUGGGACCAAUAGGUUAAAACAGUGUAGGGUGAGUUAUAUUUUUUCACUUUUAACUGACCACCUGGGUAUAUUACAGAUCUUGUUUGUGUGAAUAUUACACAGACCGCAUCGAAUAAACAGCUCCCAUAUCACAUGCAAUCGAUGCCUCUCUGGAGAUUAGGAGAUAUUGCUUCAAUACACUAGUAAGAGAGAUUAAAAAAAACACAAGUUACCAAUGUAGAUUCCCCCCUUCUAAUAUUGACAGAUCAUGCAAUUGAGAAUCAAUUUAGUGAUGUAGCGAUUCUGUACUAUGUAUGCAGAUCUCAGCCUGCAGGAAAGGUUAACCAGAGGUCUUGGUAGCUCUGUACUUAGUCUAAUAUUUGUAAGGUGUUGGGGUGUGGGGAGGGGCAUGUUGGAUUACCAAGACCCAUAUAACAUAGAGUGAUAUGAUUUUUUUGGGGACGACGUGAUUUGAUAAAUGCAAAAUUAAUUUAAAAGUCUGUCUAUCUAUGUAUGUAUGUAUGUAUGUAUCUAUGUAUGUAUGUAUGUAUGUAUGUAUCUAUCUAUCAAAUAUAACACACACUCUGCGUCUAUGUCACUAAUUUACUAGAGGGAUUGGCACCAUAAUUAGUGUAGGGUUCUUUAACAGGCUAGGGAAACGCAAGGCAGCUACAGAUUUGCAGCCAGGUUGAGAAUGCCUACCCAUUUUAAUAACAUUACAUUUUAACUUUUGACUGCUUCCAGCUCAGUACUACUAAUAUGUUAUUUUAUUAUUCAUUAUAAAAUUGAAGUAGCAACCUAAAAUUAACAACCAGGGUAACACAGGAGGUAGGUGCAGUGCCUAAAUAGUCCUUAUUUGGGGGUAUGUAUCGACAAGAAGAAAAAAACUGAAGAAGCUAAUAGUGUAAUAGUAUGUAAAAUAUAAGUUUGUGUAUAUAUGAUAAAAAAUGUGCACUUACACUUUUUUGGAGCUUCAAUAGUGCACAUUUUUAAUCAUAUAUAUACAAACUUAUGUUUUACAUACUACACUAUUAGUUUCUUCUGUUUAUUUCUUCUUCUUGUUACAAGGACUAUUUAGGUGCAGCACCUACCUCCUGUGUUACCCAGUUUUUAGCGGACAAGAGAGACUCUGUACUUGGUGUUUUAGCUGCCAUUGGACUGUAAUCAUCUUACAUAAGCGCUGAAUUAUAAUUGUGUUUUAUACUUAUAGACCAGGCCUGACUUGGCUCCACUAGCCAGUUCUAAGCCUGAUUGACUAACAUGGCCGGUGUAAAUUGUUGGAGUAUGUGACUUUGUAUAAACUGUGAAGUAAUUCAGAUUUUUUUUCUCCACCACAUCUGUUUGACCCCAUUUUUCCAUUGGUAAACAUUCAGUACCAUGUCUUACCUAUAUGGAUAAACCCCGAACUCCUUCAAUAAUACCUAAACGUCUAAUUUUAAUAUUGCCCGUAUAAGAUAUAUAUAUAUAUAUAUAUAGCUAAGGUAACAUGUUAUGCCCUCCUUACUGUGAAAAUAAUAUUGAAAAACUACCAUAAUAUUUAUAUUAUUAAUUAAAAUAACAGAUUGUGAGCGAGAUUUCUGAAAUAAAAAACAAAUGCUCUUCUGGUGCAAAGUGCUAAAUAAGAAGUAACUAUAAGGACAACCAAUAAUACGUCUCUCAACAUUUAACACUUUGCCCUCAGAAUAGCACUUUUUUAUUUGGCCCUAUAUGUUAUGUGUUAUAUCCUCUUUGUGCACAUAUUUACAAUGCACAUAUAAGAGUGAGUUCAGUUUAUAGCUAUAUAUAUAUCUCCUUGUUUACCAUUGCUCCUAUGGGGGCAGCCAUCUUAAAGUCCUCUUCACUCAGAAGCUUUGCUGGUCCCAUGUAUAGUAAAUGAAAGUUAACAUUCAUUCAUGAAUCUUGGUAUUUUGUGAAAGUGCCAAUCUUCACCAACAUGUAUUUAAGCUUGGUUCAGCCAAUUAAAUCGAACAUGGUCUUGGAUUAUAAAUUGUGUUCCUGACCUAAGGGAACAUACAGAUAGAUUCCCAGUUCCCACAAAUGAAGGAAUGGUGAGUCGAGAGAUAUGCUGAAAAGAGGUAUUAUACUACAUGAAUGCAUUAAUAGGAAAAUGCAAACAUUCAAUAUUUUAUUUUCUGUAAUACUAAAUCAAAUAAUUACAGUUUUCCUUUAUUUUCAUACCAAGAGCAUAAAUAUUGCAUCUGUCUACUUGUUUCUGAUCUACUACUACAUUAGCUGUAACAAACAAAUUAUAAUACAAAAGAAAAGAAAAAAAAGUAUUGCAGUGUGAUAACAUUCUAUGCAUACAUUCUAUGCAUUCAUUAUUUUCAAUAAGGAGUAACAAUAUCAAAUAAAUGACCUGGGGUAAAGUAGGGUGGAAAAUAAAUGGGGGAAUGAGGGAGGAAAUUAAUAAGAAGAAAGAUAAAGAAUGGGUGACGAUGGGAAGCUGCUCUGGCAUUUGAACAGAGGUCUACUGGGUUGCCAAUACAAUGACUGCUGGUACAGCCUUGCCACAGGGUCCAAAUAUUAUUGAAAACAUUCAUAGUUAUCCUAGUCAUUGCUGUUAAUAUGUCCUUCAGCAUAUUUUCCACAUAUUUUAUGCAGAAAUUCUGAGAAAGUUGGAACCUUUUCUGUAUUUUAAAUUUUGACCAAGGCUCUCCUUGCCGCUUGGAAAAUUUCAGCCAUUAAUUGAUUUUCCAGUUUGCUGAAGUCCUUUAAUGCCCUAGAAAUAAUGAAUGGCUAAGGGCCCAUUUAAACUGGCAUGUACAAUUUGCUAUGCUGCAAAAAUUGUAUUUCUUCCCGCCCACAUAUUUAACUUCCAGCAUUGCCACCACAUAUGAAGAUAAUUACCUUGUUGACCACAUAGUGUCCAACAAAGGUCAGUGAUGUUAUAACUUCAGAAGUAUAUCCUCAUUAAUGUUAUAUAGAAUUUAUUCCCAAACCAAUUCUCCAGGCAGCCCUACCAGUCCAGGAUUUAGGGAUUACCCAGUUGUGUCUAAGGUGUUUAUUUUGUUUCUAAAAACACUUUAGACAAAACUGGAUAAUCCCUAAAUCCUGGAUUGGUAGGGGGUGUCUUGAGGACUGGUUUAUGAACCACUGCUAUAUAGCAUCCCUAAUAUAUUUUGUUGGAAGGUAUCAUGACAAUGCAGUAUUUUAACCAUGGCUGGAUGGAAAGCCCAUUGGGCCUGCUGCUGACGAUUAUGAUGGGCCUAAUUACAGAAUCUUAUUGACAAAGCCCACAAAAUUAAUUUAUAGGAAUACAUAUAACAUAUUGUAAUAUAUCGUUUUCAUCUCCUAGCCAAAUCCAUACCCCCAACAUCUGCAUCCUGUGAAGUAGGACAUUAGUUGGUGUGUAACAGGAGAUGGGCAAGUGAUGCAAAUCAUGUCACUUUCACCGCCAGGGCCGGACUGGGAAAAAGGCAUUUUUAAAUUACAGCGGCCCCCUGAGAAGGGGGCGGGGCCAGAGAGGGUGUAUUUUGUCAUCACUAAUGACAAGCACGCCCCCUCUCAAAGUGAGCAUGUUAGUUCAAUGUGCAGAGCCCCACUAAAGAGCUCAAGCAUGAGAAAAAGGCCCUGUAUUUUUUCUGCGCAGCUCAAGCAAAUGUACUAACAUGCUUGCGCUGUGUUUGCUUUUAAAUUGUCUCUGGUGUCUCCAUAAGUGGGAUACCAGAGGACAAAAGGGCCAGGAAAGCGUAUGGGGCAUGUGUUUGGAGCCUGCCUGUGGGAUUGCCUGUGUGUAGAGUGAGCUGAUUGUGGUGUGGUAUUGUGUAAAUAGGUUGAUUUUAUUUGUGUUUGUGGUGUAAUAUGUGUGGCUAGGGGCUGUAGAGAGUGUGUGUAUAGGGGGCAUAGUGUGUAUAGGAGAUGUAGUGAGUGUGUGCAUACGGGCUGUAGUGUGUGUGUAUAGGUGAUGUAGUGUGUGUUUAGAGAAUGUAGUAUGUGUUUGCUUACAAGGAAUGUAGUGUGUGCAUAGGAGAUCCAGAGUUUGUAUGUCAGGAAUUCAGUGUGUGUAGGUGGUGCAGUGUGUGUGUAGGAGAUCUUGUGUGUAAAGGAUCCAGAGUGUGUAUAGGAGAUUGUGUGUGUGUGUGUAUAGAGGAUUCAGAGUGUAUUCAGAGUGUAUAUAGGGUAAGGGAUCUAGCGUGUAUCUGGAGCGUAAUGUGUGUAGUGGUGCAGUGUGAGGGGUGCUCUAGUGUAUAUAUAUGUUUGGACGUAUUGUAUGUGAGCAAGGCGAUUGUGUUGGGUGUGCUGUGUGUAUGUGUGAAGGGUGCAGCAUGUGUUUGAGGAGUGCAGUGUGUGUGAAAGAGGGGUGCUGUGUGUGUGUGACGGUGUUCUUAUCUACUGUCACAUUCUAUGUUUCUAAUUUUCUUUGUCUGUUAACUUACUGAGGGUUAUUUUAUAUAUUAUACAUACGUGUGUGUGUGUGUGCUGUAUAUGUGUGAGAGUGUGUUGUGUGUGUCUGAGAGUGCUGUGUGAGUGAGGGUGCUGUCUGUGUCUGAGGGUGCUGUCUGUGUCUGAGGGUGCUGUGUGAGUGAGGUUGCUGUCUGUUUCUGUGGUAACCACAGCAACGCUCAGACCUCGCGAGAGGAACCCGACGGAGCUGCUGGCUACAGCUCCCCGGGUCCUCUCCUGACUCCCUCCCUCCCCAGCUGGCGGCCGUAUAUUAGUGCCUCUGGGCCGGUGAGGGAGAUCUUUGAUCUCCCCACUGGCCCAUGGAGGCACACAGCAGGGCCGGCGCUCUGAAAUGCGCCGGCUCUGCAUGGGCCGACGGGAAAUCCUGUGAUCUCCCCUGCCGUCCUCGGCCCACGGCCAUCGCGGACCACCAGGCAUUUGCCCGGUAUGCCCAAAGGCCAGUCCGGGCCUGGUCACCACCCAAAGAGCCUGGAGAGGGGUGCAGGUGUGUCCAAAGAAGGUCAGCCUGGUUUGAAUGCAUGCCAAGCUAGCUGCCAAUCAUGCAGGUCAGCAUGAUAACUAAGGGCAGACUAUGCAGAAAGUUCUGUUUCAGCAUCCUGAGCUUGGCGUGAACAUGUCUAAUGAUGUGCUUGUUCUACGAUUUCUGGGAAAAAUUCCUGGCGUGCCCCAGUACUCAGUUGUAAAUUCCUCUCCUUUCCUUCUUACUAGCAGGCAGAACUUGAAGCUCCUGGUAUGCAAUCUGGGACAGAGAAAUUGUUUGGAAAAUUUAUUGUAGAAGAAAGGGGAGAUGCCACACUGCUAGUGAGACCAAAGCAGCAAGAGCAUAUGCACAGCUUUAUAUCAACUAAUUCAUAGUCAGACAGUCCACAUAGGUUUUUGUUCAUCUAUAUCCCUUCUAAGUUCCAAAGCUUAAUUUCCUCUGCACAAAACAAGAGCGUGUAAAGAGAAGUAAAAAAUAAAUUAAAAAGUGCCUAUUUGAUAGGCAUUGGCCUGGAGCUAUAUCUCCAUUAGCCCCUGCCUUAAUCUGGCCCUGAGUUUAACUUUACUGUAAGAUUAUGUACUUUAACUAAAAUAUAUUGUAACAGUUAAUGAAAAUAAAUUUCAUGAGCAGCUUCUGUUUCCAUUAUACAAAAUGUCCAGUUUGCUUAGUUGUUGCCAGUCACAUGAUAUUGGAUUGAAAAAUAAACAAGAAAAACAAGUUCUAAUCUCAAUGGAAGAGGCAGCAGGACUGACCAAAUCAUUAGUAUUUACAGUGAUUAUUAAUGAUUAUAGUUGUGUAUUUUCUGCUUUUGUAAUUGAUGAUAAAAUAGUUAAAGUUUGCACCACACCCUCUAACAUUUAAUUGUACAUCCACAAAUAUAUUUAGAAUUCUGUGGUUUCUCACUCACAAUAGAAUGUAUCGCCCACUUUGCACAGUGUUUAGGUUCAUGAAUAUCCCGCCAGAUCCCAUCCCAUGAAUAUCCCAUCAGAUCCCAUCCCAUGAAUAUCCUACCAGAUCCCAUCGCAUCAGAUCCCCUCGCGCCCUGGGAGGGAGGACGCUGCUCUCCUCUCCCUGUAACACACUUGACUGCUGGAGAGGGAGACCGACUGUCUCCCCUCCCAAAGAUACACACUGCCGCUGGGGAGGAAGGACGACACCUUCGGCUCCCUGGGACUCACACUGCAGCUGGGGAGGAAGGACGACACCUUCGGCUCCCUGGAACUCACAUUGCCGCCGGGGAGGAAGGACGACACCUUUGGCUCCCUGGAACUCACACUGCCACUGGGGAGGAAGGACGACACCUUCAGCUCCCUGGGAUUCGCACUGUCACUGGAGAUCUGGGAUGACUGUCCAGCAUCCCUGUAGGGCUGGUAGAGAGACUUCAGUCCCAUCUCCACCUGCCACCUAAGGAUCUUCCCAGGACCAGUCUAUGAGGUCCCCUACUUCUUCAGCUGGUAGGGAAGCAGGGGGUACCUCAGCCAGAUCUCCCAAGCUGUAGGGUGGCAGGUCUGGGGAUGUCAUCCAGCUCUCCUGUUCUGUGCCACUGUCUGCUGACUGAGUUGCGUCGAGUAGCUCCACAUAAUGUCUUUCGAUUUCCCACUCCAUUGAGGCCAGACGGGCAAGGUUAGGUCCCAGUCCCAGGAGUGAGGGAUACUGCAGUACAGCAUUCCGGUGGGCAUAAAUGGCCCAGUAGCGUGACUGGGUAGGACUGCCAAAAUCGUCGUCCUCCUCAAGGGCCCUCCAUACCAGACCGGGUCCACCAUAGUACUUCCCUUCCGGCGAAGCCCCCUCUGACAGCCAGGCAUCCUGUUGUACUGCGUGCCACCACAGCACCCGGUAGGCAUUAUCCAGUAUCAGUUCCCGUUCUACUAGGGAUUCCAGGCAUCUUACCCACUCUGCCCUGGAUUGCUCCCCCAGAAGCGACAUCUGUUGGGCUACCUGGUCCCACAAACACUGGUAUACACUGGGAAGUCCCUCUCCUCGCUGAAACUGGAUCUCUUCCAGGGCAGCUUCCCAGCGUAACCCUCGGGUUAUAUUCCUCCAUUCGAGGUCACUCUCAUCCCUGGGUGUGAAUGUUGAUUGCAGGCCAGCUCGAUGCAUUCUGCUAAGCUCCUCUGUAGAUAGGGGCGCUGCAAGACUGCUAGCGGUGCCUUCAAUUUGUAAAUCCACACAUUACCGGUGUCUCCUCACUGCUUCUCCUCGCACUAGGACGCCAUCCCACCGCUUGCUACCAAUGUAACGGAUCACCUGGCACCCCGACUGGGUACCUCCAUUGAAGGAUGCUCCUAGCACUUCCUGAGGUCUCCACGCACUCCAGCUGACACCAUAACCACUGUAGACUCCUUCAGAGAGCACGACAGGAACAAGCUCUUAAAAGAGCUUAGUAGUGAUUACAGCAAGGGAAUAUGCAGAGCAUAGCAAUCCCUUGUAGUAGAUUCCCCCAAUAAGAGACAAGACUCCAAAUUGAGGGUGAAGUAGAACUGAAGCUUUUAAUCAAACACUCUGAUUUUAUGCCCAUUUUACAAACAUAGUACCGCCCACAGGGUUUUAAAGAACAAACCAAUCAAUACAUUAGAACAUAGCUAAACACUCCCAUUCAUACCAGCAGAAAUCCUCCCCUCUGCCUGUGAUACAAUUACUGAACACAAUGGGCUAACGUAAUUAUCACAGGCAGGAAAAUACACAGUUUUACACAAUAUUCAUAACUUUAAAAGUAUACAUCACAUUCACAUACAUUUUCAGAAUCAGCAUACUCCAAAUACAAACAUUCUCAAAAAUCAGACAAUUCCUUCCAUUGGUUUAAAAGUUAGGUCAAAGUCCUUUGUGACCACUGAUGCAUGGCUUUCUAGCCAAAACUAGUUCCACAGAGUCCUCUAUCCUGGAGAUAAUUGGCUUAACUGGGUGUGGUAAGCCAUCUAUCUCCUGAUACAGAAAAUGUCUCUGUUCACAACAACAGCAAAAAUACACAAUUCCUAUCAUACUGAACAGAACCCCCACACCUAUCCCCAGAUGGCUUGGAUCUCAGCGCUUAAUAUAUCCAAACAGCGCUCAGAUUCCACAAACACAGUCAAAUCGCCAUGGGGUUUAAGUCUAGCGUGGGCUGAUGAGAGAGUCCAUAGUCAUGAGGCAGGAGGCUGGCAAUCAGGCUUCUCCAUAACCCAGUGGCGAGGUUAGUUUUGCCACACCCAUCCCAUGAAUAUCCCAUCAGAUCCCAUCCCAUGAAUAUCCCAUCCCAUGAAUAUCCCAUCAGAUCCCAUCCUAUCAGAUCCCAUCCCAUGAAUAUCCCAUCAGAUCCCAUCCCAUGAAUAUCCCAUCCCAUGAAUAUCCCAUCAGAUCCCAUCCUAUCAGAUCCCAUACCAUGAAUAUCCCAUCAGAUCCCAUCCCGUGAAUAUCCCAUCAGAUUUGUGUGAUAUAGGUUUUGAUUCACACUCUUUGUUGUAUUUUGAUGUACUUUAAUCUCGUAUGUGUCCUCUUAGUUCUCUAUGCUAUUCUGAAUUAAUGAAAUUGUUGUUUUGUUUAUAUCUUUUUUUUUUUUUUAAAAGAGCAAAGCAGUAUAAGUAGGUUCAGUGGUAGAAUUAAUAUAUUUGAUGACAUUGCACUCCAGAGCCACAUGACUCCCUUCGUGAAUACUAUCCUAGCAACCAAAACGUUUCUACCCUACCCUUACAUUUUGUGUCACUAUACUCCCACUCUCUCUAGCAUGUAAGCUCAUUGAGCAGGGCCCUCAAUGCCUCUGUUCCUGUCCGUCCAACUCAUCUGGUUACAAAUACGUAUCUCUUAGUCCACCCAUUGUACAGUGCUGCAGACUUUGUUGACCCUUUAUUAACCCCUUAAGGACGGCGGGCGUUCUAUGCCGUCCUUAAGGGGCUGGCUCUAAACUCCGGCGGGCGGCAUAGAACGUCCACUGCAGAUCGCAAACACUGAGCAAAAUUGGCAUUCCAAUUAGUUUUUUGCAUUUUUCACACACAAAUAAAUAUUAACGCUAACUUUGGCUAGUGUUUGUGACCAAGUGGCUACUAAAAAAGACUGGACAUACCCCAUUUGCAAUUAGUUGGGUUGUCUACUAUUGCAAAUGGUAUGCCAUCAUGGGGGUAAUUCUCAUUCCUGGGCUACCAUACGGUCUGAAAGGCAUCGUAACCAAUCUGGCUAAUUUCAAUGUGAAAAAACUGAAAAAUGUAAUGUGCUAUAUUUGACCCUGUAACUUCCCAAAACACCAUAAAACCUGUACACAGGGAGUAAUGUUUUACACGUGAGACAUCGCUGAAUACAAAUAUGUGUAUUUCAUUACAGUAAAAGCAAACAGUAUUAUGACAUUCACAGUUAAAAUGUCACGUUGAACUAAAAGUUUUUUUAAAAAUCUUAUUUUCUCCCAUUUUUUUUAUAUUUUAUUCAUAUUACAUUAUGUUUCAUAGUUAAAUAUUUAAUGUUAAAUGAAAGCCCUGUUUCCCCUGAAUAAAAUGAUAUAUGAAACGUGUGGGUGCAUUUAAUAUGAAAGAGGUGAAUUACGGUUGAACAGACAUAUAGCGCAAAUGACAGGUUUUGUUUACGUUUUGUUUUGAUCACAACGUGUACAUUUGGCUCCGUCCUUAAGGGGUUAAUGAUAAUAAUGUAAACACAAAUAUAGAAGGUAUGCAGUAGCUUAUCUUCUGAGUGGUGGUUAACCCCUAGUGAAAUUGAUUCACUAAUAAUGCACAAAAGUGUGAGGGGUUCAGGAGAAAAAGGAUAUUAGUAGAGUAUCCUAUGGAGUGGAAAUUGUUCCACUCCAUAGGAUACUCUACCAAUAUCAUUUUUCUCCUGUUCCCCUCACACUUUUGUGCAUAAAUAAUAAUAAUAAUAAUAAUAAUAAUAUUAAUGUACAAUAUAAAUGGAGGAGAUUUUACUCACCAGGAUAAAAAUAAACCAAACAAAGAGCAAGGAAAUUAAAAUACUAUAAAAUAAAAGACAAGAUAAGAGUGUUGCGGGACAGAGGAGGUGGGUAUGAAGUGUAGAAAAUCACCUUUUACUUUUUUGACAGGUGCUUUGGCCACCUAAACAGCGCUGUUAGAAUCAUAGUGUCAGGAAUACAUGUUUGUAUUACCGAUAUUAUAGGGUUCCUGUAAUCUUCAAAAUGACUUGUGCUAUAGAAGGGCUCUCGACAUGCAUGAUUUAGAUAUAGCACAAUAUGCUGACAGAUUGAGCAUAUUAAAAAGACUCAGAUUAUAUUUAUGUAAAAUUGUAUUUGUAAAUGAAGAUAUAAAUAAGCUAAGUGCCAGCACCUUCAAGUGUUAAGGACAGAUAUAUUUGGUGAUAAUAUUGAGCUCUGCUGAGUGUUUUGAUUUGUUGUUUUGUUUUUGCACUUUGUUUUGGUUCUUGCACUUAUUGUUCACUUGUUUCUAUUUAAUAAAUAGAUACAUUUUAAUGAACGUCAGUGCCUUUGCCAAGUAUAUAAGUGGCAAUGUGUGCUUGGUAAAUUGUGUUCCUAUUGUGAUUUGCUGUGAGCAUUAUGGCAAACUAUUGUUUCACUUUAAGGUACAUUUAAUAUUUUAUAAUUGUACAAAACAAAGAAAAAAAAGAAAAUCAAGGUUAUUUCAGACUUUAAUUAUGUUGUCUGUGUGAUUUUCUGGUGAGAUGUUAAAGGGUUACUCCACUCCCCCUGUAGUUGUUAUGAUGCCAGAACUAUCUUGGCGCCAUUCACCAGUAACGGGACAAACUGUUUGCCGUCUUAUGUGGGUCCCCAUCGGUUGCCUAACAUACUAAAAGCUGGGUGAACAGCAUCCGGUUUCUGCAGACCUGGAGAAGCUGGGUGCUGAUCCCACCGGCCAUUCAUUCGCUAAGAGCAUCAGCCAAUGAAAAAAAGAUUAUACAAAAAACUGGUGAAAAAAAGUCACUUUCUUGGACACCUUAUACUCAAAACAGUGUUUGAGGAUUCUUUCCGCACAUUCAAUGACAUUCCUUUCCAGUAUUUGCACCUCACUAAACCUUUCCUGAGCAAGGCUAGUUAGAUUGCUGAAGAAAUUAUAAAAAAAGGAAGCAGCAGUGGGGACGGCAAUAACGGCGGCGAACAAACAGAGGGAAUAGUCGACACCCUAAGCUGCAUAUAGCCGAACACUCUGUAACCCUGUACUGAAUGUGGAGGAAGGUGACAUACUUGUGCUUUGCUGGGCAAUAAAUAUUUUGGAAUAUUUUGUCUGUGCAGUCCUAUAUUUGAAGAAGCUGUUAAAGUUAGAACAGGCUUACUCUGCUCUACCUUUGUGAGUGCAAUAUUUGGCAUUUAUAUUUAAUAUUUAUUUUCUCAAAACAGUUUUACAUCAUUGGGUUUUUUUUCUGUGUCUUUCUUUUAUGUACAUUUCUAUUUGAGAGGACAUAUGUAUGUAUAAUAUUUUUUUAUUAACACUAUACACUUUAUGUGCACUUUGUAUCACUUUGCACUUUAUUACAGUGUUUGCACUUGUGGCCCUUUUUAUAAUUGGGUGUUAAAGACACAGCGCACCUUAUAAUUUUAAGUGUUUGACAUCUGUCAAUGCCUACAUCAUAUCCUUGCACAUUGACGACAAGUACGUAACAGAGAUCUAUUAAAGAGCUCACAAGACCACAUGACUCCCUUUAGACAUUUAUAGCACAUAACGUGGAAAGGUCCCUGUUAUGGAUGGGAAAUAGCAGGAUGCAAUAAUGUAAUCUGCUUUAAUCGUUGUCAUGUAUCACAUUUUAACAAAUGUCUUUCCUGCUUGUUUCAUAUAUAUGUUCCGAUUGUUUUGAAACGUGUUUUUCAUAACCAAAUAACCAUACUAAAAAAUAACAGUAAUGCUUUAAUGCGCAUCUACAAGAUGUCCCUAUUUUUAAAUAUUUUUACAAUUUAAACUAUAUAUAUAGUUAUCUUCUUUUACAAUAUGUCCUAGAGUACAUGUGAACAAAAGUUUUUUUAACUGAGAAAUAUAGAGAUAUGCGUUAAUAAUAAUUGCACUUGAUUUUGAUUGAAGAUCCUUCCAUGUAGAUGGACUCAGUUUGAUUUUGGUGCUUUCUCUAUUAAAUUUUCAAAGUUCUGUAUAAGGAGUUUGCUUGGGCAGUAUGGGACGGAAAGUAGAGUACUGCUAGUGUUCUGGAGUGUUUGAGCUGUGGACAUAUCUGAAGUUUGUGUAUUCAAGAAAUAUAGUUAAGAACCAGGGAAGAAAUACUAAAUUUAUGUGUGGAUUCAAGAUUUCAAUUCUUUCAACAUAUCAGAAUUACCAGUGCUGCAGUUUGAAGCAGAAAGUGACAUCAUGAAUAAUGCAAGUUGUGUACACUAAGAUUGGGUUGUGGCACAGAUGCAUAUGCUACAUCCCUGCAGUUUAUGACCGACAUUAACAUUUGUUCCACAAUCUGUUUUCUAAUUAGAGGGUAUAAGCAGGAUUCGCUCUCUUGUAGGACUGAUUGUAAAAUGCACAGCACAGAGACUACAGGAGUGACUGAGCUGAGAGGGAUGGACUACUUCCAUGACACACACAGCACCGGGACUCCCGGCAAAUGGAACAAACAUACAUGGGGGAAUGGCAUGGGGAACCCUAAGAUGAAGGGACCAGGCACCUUAGCAAUGCUAUGGGAUUACAAUACCUCUAUACUUCAACUACCUUCCAAAGGCAGCGCAGUGGGCCUCAGAGAACAGGAUCAUUUGUGGUUAUGCGAAAGAGCUAAUUCAUUGACGUAAGAAUUUACACUGUGACUCAAAAACCAUUAUGUACAUUUUGCAAGGUGGAAGCUGCUUGAGGGAUGUACUUACUCACAUUUAUAUACCAUACCAUUGUUAUUCAAAUGCUUACCUAUUUAUUAUUUCUGUAUCUCUAAUUACUCUUGGGAAAAACAUUCCAAUAAAAAAAGAUUGACAAAAAAAAAAUGAUUCAAGGCAGUAUUUUUGUUAUAUGUAUACAUUUAUUUGAGUUCAAAUAUUUUUUCUCUCAUUUUGCUGCUAAGGAAAAAAAAGAAGAGAUUGCAUAAUAGGAGCCUCUGUGUCAUUAAUAAAAUCAGGGGAGAUGUAGUCUACCUCGGGGGAAAACUAUAGAAUUAGGAAUACAAAGCUGUAUUCCUAUAUUCAUAUAUACUAUAAACUAUAGUGUUGGAAAUACAAAGCUGUAUUCCUAAAACUAUAGUGUCUCUCUGCUCCCCCUCCCUUGUGCUCCUCAUUAGUUAAAAAGUUAAAAACCCUUUAAAACACUUACCUUAUUCCAGAGCCAAAGUCAUCACCCCCUCUUCUGACAUCAGCACUGAGGGGAAACCUAAUGUACAUGCGCGGCAAGGGUUGCGCACGCAUUAGUCCUUCCCGGUAGGAAAGCAUUGAAUCAAGUUGGAUGUCCAGUGUCGGCACGGAGUUAAACUCCUUGAAACAACAGAAACACCUCUAGAGGCAGUCUUAACCUUGGAAUAUAAACAUUGCAGUUUCUCUGAAAACCAAUAGAACAGACAUAGUUUCUCUGGAGUGUUUUAGAUUCACUUUAAUGUGAUGAAGUGGUCUGGGUGCCUAUAGUGUCCCUUUAAUAUCGUGCUAGUUUCUGUUGAGUGGUCAUCUUGGAGGUAACCUAGUAGUGCAUGGUUCAGAGGAGGCAAUAAACAAUAAGGGAGAUAGAGGACACCCCUGUCUUGUAGAAUUUAAUUUGGGUAUGUUUCAGAAAAGGACCCCAAUCACCUAAAUCCACUUAUUGGUUCAUGUGUAAAGAGAGCCCAUCUAUUUGCAUAUAUUCUUACAAAAUAGAAAUCACUUUAGUUUAGCCUAUAAGUCCAGUCCAUCCUGCCAAAUGUUUUGUCUUUCAACAUCUUUUUUUCCCUACAUUAUUUAAAAAAAUUAAAAGUGUUUUGCAGUUAAAAUACUUUGUUUGAGAAAGUAUAUAUUACAUAACUGGAUCAGCAUAUCUCUUUCUUCAUGGCCCAGCAUAAAGCCAAAUUUAUCCACUAUUGUAUAGUUGUACUUGAAAUUGAAUAUACAUACCUUUUAUCUAAGUAUUGGAUGAUAAAUAGUGCAAUAAAUAAUUAAAUAGUCUGUAUCUGCAUGUCAAAGUUCUAAAAAUAAUGGCCAUUCAACAACCAUAAACAAACAUGAUAAAAGUGCCAAGCAGUUUUGGCUGAAACUAUUUCAGCUGGAACUCAAUGUAAAUCGACACAUCUGAAAUGGUGAGUGAGUUCAUUCCAGAACUAUGUUACUGACUUGUGUUAAAUAAGUGAUACAUUAUUUAUUUCUGUGGGCAAACACUACAUCUAACUGUAAGUAAAUCAUGCACAGAGCAUUUUUUUUUUUAUGACAUUAGUCGGAGCCAGUUAUUGAAUGGAAUUAGGAUACCUCUUAGAUGCAGAUGGAAAGAUUCCUCUGGCACUCAUCAUGACUUACUUAAUGAAGAAAUAAUGUUUCUCACAUAUUGCAUGGUAUAUUGGGUGCAAACAUGGUAACAGAAUGCCCCGUGGACCUGGAACAAAACUCAUGCUGUAGAAGAAACAUUAAAUAGCAAUGCUGUCAGAUAUGACAAUUUCUGAAGCUAAGCUAUGCCCAUCUAUUAUAUUAGCUCGGACAAUUAUAAAGGUGCGUCUUCCAGUAGCUGGUCCAUCGUUACGGUUGCUAAAAAAGAAAACAUAUUGAUAUUAACUGCAAUUAAAAUUCACUACAAACACCAAUCUAUAAUCCUCUUAUGUACACCCAAUAAAUGUUAUAAAAAACAUUCAAAAACCUGGAGCAAAAUGGUGAGAUUAAAUAAAUAAUGACCUUAUAUGCUUGUGUGUUGAUACAAAUUGAUAAAUUACCACAUGAAUAAGAAGAAAAUAUCUUACGUUAUUUCUUUAGCUUACUGCUGUAAUUGUUUUGACGGCACCUAAUAAAGCUUCUUUGAAAUAGGAAAGUAUAUGAACAAUGUGGGAAGUGCAUGCACAGUUAUGGUAGUAGUUAUAGCAGUUUUUUCUCUAAAAAAAAUUGUGCAAAACAUCAAUAAGUAAAUUUUAUCUCACAGACUUUUUUAUACACAGAAAAAUACUUUCUUGUUUCUGGGAUUGCCUUUAAUAGGAGAGAGCCAUUUACGUCAUACGUAGCUAAAUAGUGAGUUGAUCUGUUGCAUUCACCAUUAUGCAUACAUUUUCAGAGGGGGGCAUACAUUUUUCAUUGAACUUUUAAAGAUCAAUAAACUAAAUAAAUACAAGAGAACUGAAAGAGCCAUAAAACCAUACUAAUAAAUAAAUAGAAACAGUUGACAUCAAAUAUAGAUUAUACUGACUGGAAUGUUCAUCAUGUGCUACAGAUAUUAAACUGCAAAAAAUACUUAAAAAGAUAACGUUAGACUUAGUUAAUGGUUUUUUUUUUAACGAAUGUAUUAAUUAACUGCAGCAGUUUGCAAUAACAUGCAGGCUUACUGGGAAUAACCCUAACUCUGGCCCUUUAGCUAACCGUAGUCGUAGCCAGAACCCUAGAUCUAACAAUAAAAAAAAGUUACAUAAAUAAUACAAAACACUGAAGCACAUAUUCUGAAACGCCAUCUUUAAUUAUUUCUAUAAUAAGUACUUCAUUAUAAAAAAAAAGAAGAAAAUAAAUAUAAAUAGCGUGAUUCUGUAAAACAAUAAUAAAUCUAUGAUAAUAAGAGCCAAUUUUCAACUCACAUAAGUAGAGCUCAUAAGAACCUGGCUCUAGGAUGUGAAGCUUUUGGUGUCUUAUUUAGGUUCCACACCACCUUCUGGAUGGAUAACGUUCCUGAAUGGUGAUCUCAGUACAACAAAUAUAGUAAGAGGGAACCAAUAGAGCAGAUGAUAUUAUGCAAAAUGACAGAUAUAUAUGGUAAUGAGACUUGCGCACAUGAACCAGAGCCUAUAAACAUCGGUUCUGAUAUGCAAAGCAGUGUGCAACUUAUGGGUUAGCACUUCCCAAGUUGACCAGGCAGAGGUCCAGCAGCAGAUAGCAGGAAGCCAAAAGGAGAAAUGAAAAAGAUUUAUUUACAUUAAAAAGUCAUAUGGGCAAUAAAACAUAUGAAAUAAAAAGACAAGUGAAGUCCCAGACUCUCCUGCUGCAUCCUGAUAUGUGUUUUAUUGCAAAAUAUCAACUUUCUCAUUUGGUGUGGUACUGCUUUACCUGGUUUGAUUUAAACUGUUCCAGGUACUGACGUCACACGCUCAGCCACUGCGUGGGCAUGUUUCAUGGAUGGGUCCUUAGUCUUGCGGGGAAAUAAAGCCGCACUUGGACAUCUCUAAUGGGUGUGGAUGAUGAUGAUCAUGCUUGUUUCACAAGGGGAGUCCCUUAAAUGUCUACCUAUACAUAUAUAUAUAUAUAGAACCAAUAUAUUAUUAUUAUUAUCUAUAAAGUAUAGUUUUCUGUACCUAAAAAUACAUAUAUAGUAUAUCUCUGUAUGAAUAACUAAAAAAGAAAAAGAUUAAUUCAUUUAUUUGGAUAUUGCCAAGAUGAAAAACCAGGAGGCAUUGCAUUGAGUAUUAUAAGCACCAGCAUACUGAUGAAUAGUUCUCAGUAUGUUUCCACGUAGGAGUGAGUCGCACUUCAUGGAAAGUUAGAGUUUAUGGGGAUUUUUAGAUUACUUAUUCAGUCUUCUACUAGCUGUAUGGCCAACAGCACAUCAUCUAUUAUCUGCUCCAUUCUAAAAGAACACCAAGAAACGAUUUGUAGAAGGUAAUACAAGCUUAAGAACUGGUUCUGUUAGCUUGCUUGUGUUUGUAUUCAUGUUAUUUAAUGAAUAAAGCUUAAUAUGGUGGCUGUUAAAGCGCUAUCAUAGAUGUAUUAUUAUUAUUAUUAUUAUUAUUAUUACUGGUAUUUAUAAAGAACUGUCAUAUUGUGGCAGGCGAAAAGUACAAUAUAAACAAACCAAUACAAAAGGAAUAGAGACAAGAUUUAGCAUUUACUGCCCUUUAAUACAAAGUACUAAGCUAGAUGGUUUGUGAGCUUACAAUCUAAAGGUUAUGAUGGGGAGUUAAGACAAGAGGAAGCAGGGGGGAAUUUAAAGACUCUGGACAGGGAACGUUUGAGAACAUUUGCUCAGACUGCAAAGAUGUGAUGCGUUUGAGAAGGUCUUUGGGGAUGAUAGUAAACACCUGGAAAGGCAAGAUAUAAAGGAAGUAGAAAUCCGGAUAGAUGGGAAAAUGGAGGUAUUGCUUGGAGUGGAAAGUGUCUGUACGAGAGAAUCCGUAAAACCACUUACUAUUGUAUAAUGUAUGUGAUACUAUGACAUAGUAUUGUAUAUAUAAAUAAUGUGUUGCAAAAAGUAGGGUUGUAUUUAAAAAUCAGUGAGAUAAUAGGUGAUUUAUCACUGUCAUUUAUAUUUUUAGUAAUAUGCAUACAUUGCAUACGUUUCAAACCUUACCUUCCCCCAAAACAAUAUUCACAUUCUCCUUUUUAUUCCUCCUAAUGUUCUCGUUUUUGUUUCCUUUUCCUGUGCUCACCCUUCCUUUUUUCAUUAAUCUGUUAACAAUCUAUUAGUUUUUUUACACUACAUAGUAGAACUCAGAUUAAAUGAGAAACACUGGGAUUGUGUACAUGUCUUCAAAUUCUCUUUCGAGCUCUCUCCUCACAGUUAAAUGUUUUCCUGUAUUAGCUAAUGGCGUGUACACAAACUCCCUUUUUAGUGGAGAAGACAUAUAUAAAAUUUGCCUGUGCAUGUCUAGACAGUGAUUUAGGCCCUAGAGCCCUUGUUUAUUUAUACAUAUUUGUAACACAUAUUACACAAUAGAUACAAUCUCAAACAAGUAAUUGUCCUAGUGUUGGAACCAUUCCAUUUUCUUUUAAUAAUCCCUUAUCUCCUAUUUGCCGUUUACAUUCAUACAUUAUAUACAUUAUAUUAAUCAUUUGUAAAAUGUAUUUCCACAACCUAUCACCAGUUAUAUGUGCUGUCUGUACAUGGUCAGGGCUCUGCACUAAACAUGGGAUUCUCAGCAAUUGACCAAAGAAUUGCACUGUUUAGAUCACACAAGACAUUCUAGAAUAUCUUCCAACUCAGCUAUUGUUCCGACUUACAAUCACACUUCUCAAGUUUCCCUAUUUAGGAGAGACAGUCCCUAUUUUGAUAUUUUACCUACGUGAUAUUUUCCUAGUUUAGCUAUUUUGGUUUAAAAUUUGCUAUUCCAUUGUCAAUUCUCCACAACUUCAAAUUAGUGAAUAUAAAUGCAGAUUACAUUAUUUGCUUUAAUCUGAAAAUUUAAAUGCAUUUGUAAUACUUAUAUAUAUACGUAUGGGUUUGGUAUUCCUAUAAACACUGUUGAGUUUGUUCACCAAACAAUGAACCAUAAUGAAAUGCAAACUCAAUUUGUGCUACUAUUUUAACAUUUUUAAACAAGUUUUCUUUUCACCACAAUUUAACUCAUGGGAUGCACUUUGAAAACUUUGAAGAAGGAAUUUUCAUUCAAGUUUUCUUUAAAAAUCAUUUCAUGAAAAAAUUUCUGUCCUAUUAAUAUUUCAAAUGUAAAUAGUCUAGGGAAUGUGGUGUCUUGGCUGGACAGUGCUAAGAAUUUUCUGGAAUGAUUUAUCAUCUAUUGAUAGUAUAAUCUAUUGAUCCAUAGAUCUAUUGUUAAUAGACUCAAGACUAAGAUACCAGGUUGGUGGCCCCGUCCUCGAGCCCUAGGCUCUGCUUCUGUGAGUGUUGUUUGUGUGGUGUGUGAGUGUUAAAUGUGUGCAUGAGUGUUUGUAGUGGUUGAAUGUUGUGUGUGGAGGAGGCUGAGAGCUGUAUGUGGAAGGGCUGAGUGUGCCUGUGUGUGGUUUUUAUGUUCUGUGUGUGUGGUGUAUGAGUAUGUGUGGUUUGCCUCACCCUUCUUACUUUUCCCUGGAGUUCCAGUGGAGAGCCUUCUCUUGUGGGGGAGCAUCAUGGCUCCAGUGGGGGAGCAAUGCAUCAUGGUCUGCACCAAUACAGGCUGCAAACCUCUUUAAGAGCUCCAGCACUCAGUAAAUGAGAAUGCUGACAGUGGUGCUCUGUAUAACUGAGAAGUUGUUUGGGACCACGAGGGAGUGCUUACAGUUGUCUGCACCUGAAAUUGGUGCAGACCACAAGACUCCCUCAAGCAGGUGAGGGGGCUCAGGGCCCCGGCACUCAAGACUCAGACAGGGGUCCACUGUACCCUGUCGGAGCAUAGGCCCCAUGCGGCCUAAUGGUUAAACUGGCUCUGAUUGUAGAUACUGUUAAAUGUAAAUUACACUUAUGUGUAAUGUUAUUAUAACAGCAUUUAACAAUAUAUAACAGCAAGUAGAAAGUGCAGUAAAAUAUUCAACUGCAAAACUGCCCUGUAAUUUUAAAUAUGCUAAUAUAUGAAAUAAAAUCAUUCAAACUCCCUAAUAGUUUCCAUUUGAGUCAGAAAUAUUCAAAUAAGCAGUAAAAACAUGUAUACACAUUCGGAGAAGCUAUCUAUCUAUCUAAGGUGGAACAAUAUGUACAUGAUUAUUUUUUUUUUAAAUGUGAUGUAAAAGCUGUAUCUAUCUAUCUAUCUAUCCAUCUAUCUGUCUAUCUAUCUACCUGUCUGUCUGUCUAUCUAUCUAUCUCUUGCGACCUGUUUUUUCCCAUCUAUCUAUCUAUCUAUCUAUAUGUCUGUCUGUCUAUCUAUUUCUAUCUGUCUGUCUUUCUGUCUGUCUAUCUGUCUCUCUCUCUAUCUAUCUAUCUAUCUAUCUAUCUAUCUCUCUCUGUGUCUAUCUAUAUUUCAAUAUCUCUAUCUAUCAAUACUAUUCUAUUUCUUUUACUAAACUUUCAGUAUGAUUAGUUUGUUAUACCACCAGAUGAGAAUGUGUCACCUCCAGAAAUAUUGUAAUAAAGGUAGCAUCAUUAAUAUGCCAGGAGAAAUUGUAUUCAUUUACUACACAAAAAGUGUAAAGAUGAGUCAACAAAUAUUCUGUGUAUAUUGAAUUAUACUUGUUAUUUUGCGAUGUCUUAUUUGUAAAGUGUCAUGUGAAGUGUAUACAUCUUGUGAUAUCCUCAAGAGAUAUUAAAUUUUCAUUUUCCUAAAAGAGACUAGGAGCACACUGGGUUGGGUGAACAGAGUCCCCUACACUCAGGGACCUUUGGUUGCAAAGUUCAUAAAAGUUGUCACAAUGAGUAGGUGUCAAUUUAAUUUGCCAAUGUCAAUUCUGAUAACGCAUGACAUUCUAUAGCGUAGAACAUCACGCAGUACUGCAAUGCUGCUAGUCUUUUGCAAAGCUGAGAGUUGAAAGAAUCCAAAGACCUGCUGUAGAAUGAGGUACAGCUAGUAAGAAUAGGACAGGAGUCAGUGUUGUGAGUAAGACUCCGGUAAGAGUGGUUAAAGUUUAGGCAUCAAGGAGGAGUUUGAAGUUUGAAUGUGUUUCAAAUAUGAAAUAUAUAUAUAUAUAUAUAUAUAUAUAUAGAUUCCUACUUUUAUUUCUUUCAGUCACCAAGAUCAGGCCAGGUUGGAAAUCUGGAGAAACUCAAGGUUUGAGAAGGUGAGAUAGAACAGAGGCAGAUAUUUGAUGGUCAGCAGAAACAGUUGAAUCUGACAUAUCUACAGCAGUAUAACCCUAAUCAUGUAUAUCUCUGUGCUAGCAGCAAGUAAAAGGAGUCUUUUUUUUUAGAGGCUACUGAGAACAACGCAGGGGAAAUGGCUUUUUUGACUCAACUAGUCCAAAGUGCCCCAUAACUGGCUUAUAUUUAGAAUAGUAAGAUACCAUGGCCUUGAAUAAGUUUAUUUAGAAAACAUUUAAACUGGAGUAACACAAAUCUACAACCUAUAUAAAGUUCAUAGGCGUGUGCACUAACAGCACACACACACACAUACAUCACCCUUACACACACAGCACACACACACAGACACACACACACACUAACAGCACCCUCACACUAACAACACCCUUACACACACAGCACCUUCACACAUACACACACACAGCAACACUAACAGCACCCUUACACACACAGCACCCUUACACAUACACACACUAACAGCACCCUUACACAUACACAGCACACACUAACAACACCCUUACACACACACUAACAGCACCCUCACACAUACACACACUAACAGCACCCUUACACACAGCACCCUUACACACACAGCACACACUAACAACACCCUUACACAUACACACUAACAGCACCCUCACACUAACAACAGCCUUACACACACAGCACCCUCACACAUACACACACACACACAGCACACACUAAUAGCACCCUUACACAUACACACACACUAACAGCACCCUUACACACAGCACCCUCACACAGCAGCACCCUUACACACACACAGCACACACUAACAGCACCCUUAUACACACAGCACCCUUACACAUACACACACUAACAGCACCCUUACACACAGCACCAUCACACACACACAGCACACACUAACAGCACCCUUAUACACACAGCACCCUCACGCACACACAAAGCACACACUAACAGCACCCUUACACAAACAACAGCACCUCACACGCACACUAACAGCACCCUUACACACAGCACCCUCACACAAACACAGCACACACUAACAGCACCCUUACACACACAGCACCCUCACGCACACACAAAGCACACACUAACAGCACCCUUACACACACAGCACCCUCAUACACACACUAACAGCACCCUUACACAUACACACACACACAGCACACACUAACAGCACCCUUACACACAGCACCUUCACACAUACACAGCGCCUUCACACACACAGCGCCUGCACACACACAGCGCCCACACACACACACACAGCGCCUUCACACACACACACACAGCACCUACACACAGCACCUACACACAGCACCCUCACACACAGCAGUGUGUGUGUAUGUAUGUGUAUGUGUAUAUAUAUAUAUAUAUAUGAAUACAAGAAUACAAACAGGAGCACUCACUUGGAUUUUCCAAUAGUGUAUUUAAAAAAAUGUUCAUCAAUCUACAUCAACGUUUUGACCCUUCAGGGUCUUUAUCUGAAGGGUCGAAACGUUGAUGUAGAUUGAUGAACAUUUUUUAAAUACACUAUUGGAAAAUCCAAGUGAGUGCUCCUGUUUGUAUUCAUGUACCUAUUGGCCUGGAGGCACCCGGGUAGUUUAUUUUCUAUUUUUCACGUUGGGGUUGAGUGCCAGAGUCCGGACUUUUAUAUAUAUAUACGCGGCGUGUGUGUUUCUGCUUUAGGGUGCACACCCUUAUACAAUAGGCUGCGCACACCUAUGAUAAAGUUAUAGUUAAUUAUACAAACAAGUAGAAUAGCAUUUGGUUUCAAUGUAGAUGUGAAUAGUGUGAAUUUAUUACAUGUGUAUUCAAAUAUUAGCAUGAAAGGUAAAUCUCAUUAUCUGAUAAUAUCUAAUACUCACAUUGCAACAAGAUCCUGAUUGUUAGUUUUUACUCAGAUUAUUUCUUUUUUUUUCUCUUCACAUAUUAUCUAUUAUUCAAAUAGGCAAUUUAUACAGUGUGUUGUAGUGACUAUAGUGCCUGGGGUCUUCUGGCACCUUCCGAUGGUUAGUAACUGUUUUUGAAAGGUUUGAUCUCACCUUGGUCCCCCAGCCGACCACUACCUGACCCCUCUUCAGAUUUCACUUAAGUCCAUAGUACAGCAUACUACUUACCAUGUACUGGUAUGUGUGAAUUACAGAAACCAUAACCACUACAGUAUAUUGUUAAGAUGCUCAAUAUUGAAGGCUUCUUUGAGGAUGUGCAAUGAUACUAUACAGGGCAGAAUGUUGGUUCAGCAAAAAGAGAAUAUUAACAAUUAUGGCUAUAAUUUAAAAUUUGAAUGUUUUCAUAUGUGUCAAUGUUUGCUCCUCUGUGUCUUUCAUUCACUAUUAUUACUAGGCUUGUUUAAAAGAAGGGUUUCUUGCAGCAGUUAUUCACAGAGUACAGAAAUAGUUAUUAGACAAAUACAUUUAAACUCCUGUAAGGGUGGCUUUAAAUAAAAUCCAUUCAUGUUAAGACAUGAGUAAUUCUUUAAACGUUAUGCAUUGAUUUUUAUUUUAUUUUUUUACAAUCUUUUUUUUUAAAUAUCAACAAGUUACAGUAAAUAUAGGAGAAAUAGUAAGGAAUCUUCAACCAAUAUGUGUUGAAUUUGUGCUAGUAUAAGUUAGCUCAUUUAUUUUUAAAGUUUUGAACUAAAUCUAUGGGUUCCACUUGACUGUAGGCCAAAAAAACUCAUAUAUUUAUAUUGUGAAUGUCCCUUUGUAAAUAGGUAGAAGAAUGGGUAAUAUUCAUGAAAUAGUGAACAUUAUGUAUAACCUUUGCUUUCCUUUUAGUAUCAAAUGUUUUAAUUAUAAUAAGGAUAAUAAAAGGGUUGGUCUGCAUUCUUAUAUAACUAUUAGGCCUCACUUUACACAGGGAGUAGCGUAUUUAAAUGAUUAUAUAAAGUGGAAUUCUUUCUGUCUCUUAAAUCAGCAAUCCUAUGUCACAUUAAGUAUCCUGCACACAAACAGUAAAUUGGAUUGAGCUGAUAAAAUGUAGGCCAAUGCAGCGGCAUUGAAACAUCUCCAGACGGAGAUGGUACCAGUUUGUUUUUUUAGCCUACAUUUUGCAAGGCUCAUGUCAACUCACGGUGACCUCAACCCUCUAGUCAUGUAAUAUUCUGGCAGUAUUUAUCCCUCCAGAGAUUUAUUGGUGCUGUUUAAUGCAGAUCUAAUAAUAGUAUAUCUAAACAAGAACUCACUCCUUUCUCUUUGAAUAUCCAAAACAGUCUCUAUGGAAACCAGUUGAAUAUUGUGCUUCUCCGAUGUUAGCGUGUUGGCUGAGAAUUGUUCGUAAUGAAUGUAGACAUCAAUAUCGCCCAAUUCUUCACUUCCCUUACUUCCUCUUUAUGCACUAUAAAACAAAGGCUUGUGAUGAACAUACUUUAUUAUAUUAGUAAACCAGCUGGGAAACCACAGACCAUGGUUUUAUGUCUAAAUCACAGUUCUGGGGCACAGCAAAAACAAUCCAUGGAUUUUCACCAUGAUACUUCCACUUAGAAUUUUGCACACAAUUUAUCCAGUAGAAUUGCUGUUAGUAAAUAGUAGGUGAGGAUGACUUUUGCCACUCAACCAACUGUAUGGCUACCUAUGAUACUGACUUAGCAUAGUGGGUACCAGUCUACAAUAGCUUGAGUGCUAAAGGUUAUCUAUCUCUGUUAGUAAUGAUAAGAGUAGCAUCAUUAAGUGGCCUUAGUCAGGUCUCUGUAAGAUAAGUCACUUAUAUUUACUAGGCUAUUUUAUUCUCACUAUGGCCUCAAUUUAAUAUUUUUAGAUGAGCUUUUCAAAUGAUCACGAUCUUUUCAAAAAACGUUCAAUUGAUUUAUCUACAAAAAUUGACCUAGACUUUACUGGUCACUCUGUAGAUUAGUCGUUUUGUAAAUGAAAUUGUUUUGAAAUGAAAAGAAUUCAGUGGUUAUACUCAAUGACAUUAACCCGUUAAGGACAUUUCCGUCAUGAUUCCCUUUUAUUCCAGAAGUUGUGUCCUUAAGGGGUUAAACCUGUUUCAGUGACAUUCUGUCAUAUGUCACCUGUUAAGUACGUAAAUAUCAGAAAGUAAAUAUAAUAUUAAGACUGUGCUAGAAGUGUACAAUCCAUGUAUCACUAUGCUUCUUUCAUUUACAUUAAAUCUGCUCUUCUGGCAAUUAACCUGCAUUAGUAGAUGGUGGAUAUUGUGUAGUAGGAAUGUGCAUUGGCUGCUUAUUUGUCAUUUUAUCUUUAUUAGUGAGAGGCUGCGUUGGUAUUAAAGUGGCUGUUGAUGUUUUUAUAUUUAUCAGACCUGUAUCUCUCGUACUAGUCCUGUUUCUGUCCAAAGCUGUUAAAACUUGUAUCAAUAAGUCAUGUAAGUUUGGGGUAAAAACAAACAAACACAAAACAUGCAAGUAAUUGCAGUCAUAUUCAGGCAAACAGGAACAGGUGAUCAGGGCCCCAUUAAUUGCCCUUUCAGCAUAAAAGGAAGUGGGAAAUAGAAGAGGGUAAUGGGCCACGGUGUCAAAGGUAGCAGAAAGGUCAAGUAGAAUGAGUAGCGACCUUUGGAUUUCGCAGUGAUGAUGUCACUGCGUCGUUAGGAUACUGCUGUCCCAGAAGAGUUAUUAGUGACGAAACCAGAUUGAAGAGGAUCAGGAAGGAAGAUGGAAUUAAGAACGUUUGUUAGCUGGGUACAUACAAGCAGUACAUUAAGCUUGGAGGUGAAAGUAAGACGAAAAAGCAUAACGAGAUAGGAAAAGAAAAUAUAAGAAAAACAGGGAGACUGAAAAGUUAGAAACUGCCCAAAAGUGGAGCUAAGACAAUGAGUAAGGUUUGAGAAGAUGGAGGGCGGGGCAAGGAGUAUGUAAAAAAGAAAGAGGCAACAAGGUGGUUGCGCACACAGUGGUUCCAAAACAUCACAGCUGGCAAUGGUAAUUAAAACCUUUAUAAUAUUAAAAAUAAAAACAUCAUGGCAUAGUUAGCAUGUAAACACAAAUUGGAAUGGUGAGAUAACUUGGGACACUCAAACAUUAAAGAGACAGUUAGGAGUUGGCUCUAGACUGCACAGGAAUUUCAUCAAUCUCAGGUUGAUGCAGGGUAGCAUACUUCAAGUGCCAGGUCCUUCAGAAAGCAGCCAGAUGAAGUUAAAAACUCUGUGUGCACAUAAAACAAAGUAAAACUAUAACGAUACUCGUACAAUGUGUUUUGACCAAACGCAGAGUCUUCCUCAGGUGAAUAUGUCCACAAAUGUCACUGCGUGCGCAAUCACCUUGUUCCCUAUUUGAUCUAUAUAUGUAUUAAGUGUGAAUGUGAUAUUGCACUUGGGUGGUUUAUUGUCUACACUGGAUUUUAAUUACAGCGCCACUGAUCCUUAAAGGUUUUUAGUUGUUAAAGAAAGAGGUUGCGCAAAAACACUUUAGUAAGGGAAACAUAAUAAGGUUGUAAUAAUAAUAUGAGUUAAGUGUAUGAUGAGUGGGGGAACAAUAGACUAUUGGCUUUCUUUGUUUUGGGAUUUUUUGUGACAUUAAGUAUCAAAGUUGUUGUGUAGUUGCUGUGAAGACAGUAGAUGACGUGGAGUGAUAAUGAAGUAAUUGUUUAGUUAGGACUUGUGGGAGAAGAUUGAGAUUCAGAAAGUGCAUUAGGUUUGCUUGAAAGUGGGUAUGAAUUAACAUGAGCUUUGCUCCAGUUAUGUUCUGCUGAUUGAGAGUCUAUAAAGAGAUAAAGCUUAAAGUAUUUGCCUUCUAGACUUUGACUUGCGACCACCUCCAGGAGCAUGUUGUAGUUGGAAUUACUUUCUCCAGAUUAAUUGAAUGUAAUUGAAACUAUUGCAAUAUUCUUGAUUGCACAUUUUGUGACUCAUUUUAGGUUAUGACUUGAAAUCUAAAGUAUUUGUUACUAUUAAAUUGGAUUUGAAAUUCAGUAUGCACUAUAUUUGCUUUCUUUCUUUUUUUUCUUGUCUAAAGUGAAAAGAUCUAGAUUCUAUUGUUGAUAAGUUGCAAUGUUUACCAGUUUCCAUGCUUGCACCCACAGGGCUUCACACACACCACAUCAAAGCACAAAUUCCUUUAGAUUGUAAACUCAUUUGAGCAGAGCCCUUCUUGCUUCUUGUUUUCUUUUCAUGUGAAUGUAUUUGGCAUUUAUUUGCUCAUUUCUAUAUUUCUAUUUAAAGCACCACAUAAUUUGUGGGUUAUAUAAUGGAUACUCAUAAAUAUCUCAUGAAUAAUAACCACACACAUAAAUGUAGCAAGACUGGCAGAUAGAUGUUGUAGACAUAAACUACCCAACAAAACAUAAUAAAGUACAUAACAAAUAAAAAGUAACCCAACAACUCAGUGACGGCUUAGUUAACAUUACCUACUUUAGGAUCCAAUUUGUUGAUUUUGAAUUAUUCAUUUGUUUUCAAAGAAUUACAUUUAAAUAAGGAGCCAAUAUAUUUGGCCAAUAACUCACUGUAUCACUGUGAAGAUCUGAUCGCUCACUUUAUUAAUGUACCAGAUACAGAACUUCUAAGAACCUCAUGGCUGGACCCCAACAUCUGGUCUGAUUUCAUCCUGUGUGCUGGUUAAUGUUAACAUAUUUACCAACUUUUGACUGAAAAAAGUCAUAGACUUUGCAGAAAAUAUGAUAUUUAAAUAGUUUGUUAAGCCCUUAUUAAAGUAUUACAUUAGACAGUUUAGUUAGUUUUAAGUUUUAUUUUGGCAUGUGUUUCUCCAAAAAUGGAAAAAAACUGCAUUUACAUUGUCAAAACUAGUUUGGGGAUUAACUUUUCAUUGGCCUAUUGUCCCAAUUUCCCAAAAAUAACAGUAGGGGAAGCUUCCACUUAUCAUUGGAUUUUUACACAGCUGAGGUUUUCCUUAUUUUGUGCAACUGCUAUGUGCAAGGUCAUUGGAUUCUGCCCUUUUUUUAUUAGGUGGUCUAGUGGGGGAAGCAGGAGCUAUACAGUAUCUCACAAAUGUGAGUACAACCCUCACAGUUUUGUAAAUAUUUUAUUAUAUCUUUUCAUGUGACAAUAUAACUCAACACACAGCCAUUAAUGUCUAAACCAUUGGCAACAAAAGUGAGUACACCCCUAAGUGGAAUUGUCCAAAUUGGGCCAAAAGUGUCAAUAUUUUGUGGGGCCACCAUUAUUUUCUUGCACUGCCUUAACCCUCAUGAGCAUGGAGUUCACCAGAGCUUCACAGCUUGCCACUGGAGUCCCCUUCCAUUGCUCCAUAACAACAUCACGGAGCUGGUGGAUGUUAGAGACCUUGCACUUCCCUACCUUCCAUUUCAGAAUGCCCCACAGAUGCUCAAUAGGGUUUAGGUCUGGAGACAUGCUUGGCCAGUCCAUCACCUUUACCUUUAGCUUCUUUAGCAAUGUCAUUAUCAUGUUAGAAUACUGCCCUGCGGUGUAUUCUCCGAAGGGAGGGAAUCAUGCUCUGCUUCAGUAUGUCACAGUACAUGUUGGCAUUCAUGGUUACCUCAAUGAACUGUACCUCCCCAGUGCCGGCAGCACUCAUGCAUGUCCUGACCAUGACACUCCCACCACCAUGCUUAACUGUAGGCAAGACACACUUGUCUUUGUAAUCCUCACUUGGUUGCCACCACAGACUUGACACAAUCUGAACCAAUUAGUUGAUCUUGAUCUCAUCGGACCGCAUGACAUAGUUCCAGUAAUCCAUGUCCUAAGUCUGCUUGUCUUCAGCAAACUGUUUGCGGGCUUUCUUGUGCAUAAUUUUUAGGAGAGGCUUCCUUCUGGGAUGACAGCCAUGCAGACCAAUUUGAGGCAAUGUGCGGCAUAUGGUCUGAGCACUGACAGGCUGUCCCCCUACCCCUUCAAUCUCUGCAGCAAUGUUGACAGCACUCAUACGUCUAUUUCCCAGAUAACCUCUGGAUAUGACGCUGAGCACAUGCAUUCAACUUCUUUGGUCGACCUUGGCAAGGCCUGUUCUGAGUGGAACCUGUCCUGUGAAACUGCUGUAUGGUCUUGCCCACUGUGCUGCAGCUCAGUUCCUCAGGGUCUUGGCAAUCUUCUUAUAGCCUAGGCCAGACAUAGGCAACCUUCGGCACUACUGAUGUUGUGGAAUAUAUCCCCCAUAAUGCUCUUACACCCAUAAUGCUGACAAAGCAUCAUGGGAGGUGUAGUCCAAAACAUCUGGAGUGCCGAAGGUUGCCUAUGCCUGGCCUAUGCCAUUUUUAUGUAGAGCAACAAUUCUUUUUUUAGAUCUUCAGAGAGUCCUUUGCCAUGAGGUGCCAUGUUGAACUUCCAGUGACCAGUAUAAGAGAGUGUGAGAGCGAUAGCACCACAUUUAACACACCUGCUACCUUGUAACACUGAGUCACAUGACACCGAGGAGGAAAAAGGGCUAAUUGGGCCCAUUUUGGACAUUUCCACUAAGGGGUUUACUCACUUUUGUUGCCAACGGUUUAGACAUUAAUGGCUGUUUGUUGAGUUAUUUUGAGGGGACAGCAAAUUUACACUGUUAUACAGGCUGUACACUUACUACUUUACAUUGUAGCAUAGUGUCAUUUCUUCAGUGUUGUCACAUGAAAAGAUAUAAUAAAAUAUUUGCAAAAAUGUGAGGGGUGUACUCACUUUUGCGAGAUACUAUAUGUACCAAAUUUCAAAGUUUUCUCUACUCUGCUGCAUCUCCAAUGUCGUUAGUUUAGUGAAACUAGUUGCUAUGUUUUGGUCCAAAAUAGGUCAUAGUGGAUUAUAGCAGAAUUUUUUUUUCAAAAUACGAUAUUUUUCUCUUUAACAUUUAUCAAAUUUGGUUUACAGUUUUCUGUUUGGCAUACAGACCCCUCCAGGUUCCUCCCAUGACAUCAACGAGCGUUCAUAAUGGGGAAAAGAUGACAGUAAAAGCAUAAGUGAAGCUCAAUACCCAAUACCCUCAAUACCCUCUGUUCCUGUGCGUCCAACAUUUCUUGUUGCAAAUACUUGCUUGUUAGUCCACCUAUUGCACAGCGCUACAGAAUUUGUUGGCACUUUAUAAAUAAUAAAAAUAAUAAUACAGCCCAUCUCCACCUUGUAACACACCUGGAUUGUGCACACUGACAGACUGGCAGUACAAAUAAUCAGCAGAGACAGCUGACUAGCUAUAAAUGCUGCUCUCAGUGCAGUCACAUUUGGUCAUAUAGAUACAGCUAAUAAACAUAUAGGUUUUAUGUUGGUCUAUUAUAACUGAGUGUGUCUAUGAGAACUUAGCUGAUAUUUCUCAAAAAUAGAGAAAAUUAAACAAAAAACAAAUCCAUCCCUAUUUCAGCAUAUCUAAACACACAGACCUCAGGCAGCAUAUAUUUGAUCUACAUAUAGAAACACCUGCAAAAUAUUAUUAUUAUUAUUAUUAUUAUUGGCAUUUAUAUAGUGCCAACUUAUACUGCAGCACUUUAGAAUAUUAUUAUUAUUAUUAUUAUCGCCAUUUAUAUAGGGCCAACAGAUUCCGUAGCGCUUAUAAAGGGGACAUUUAACAAUAAAUGAGACCAUUACAAAAUGUUACAGGAACAAUAGAUUGAUGAGGACUAGGCUCAAAGAGCUUACAGUCUUAUUUGUCAUGUUUAAAAUCUGAAUGCACAAACAAACAAAAGAAGCAGUCUAAACUUCUAAACUUCAAUGCUUCCAUCAAAAACAUAGUUAAAUGAAUACCUCCAGCCAGUUAAGCAUCAUUUCCAAUAUGACUGAUUCUAUACCAAGAAACGAGGAACUAGCAGACACAGAAUAAAAGAUGUUAUGUGGGAUUGUGUUAAACACAUAGAGGAAGAAUAUGUUCUGCUUUAGACCAUUGUGAUUCUCUGUUCCAAUGAAAAGCCAGCAGUCUAACUGCUGCUGUCAACAAGGGGAAUAAGGGUAAUUAUAAAACGCCAGACAUUGUAGCAGCAAAUUAACCCCAGGAAUUAUAUGCAGCACCUAGUGUAAACAGGACUACAAACACAAGCCCAGUGCUUAUAAAUUCUGCACUUAAUGCUUCCAGCCAUAAAACCAGCACUGUUAGAUUAGAGUCAUGGAACUUAAAAUAUUGGUCUCAUGGCUUCUGUUAACUCAAAAUGCAUAACAUACUGUAAUGCUGUUUGUGACAUUGCUGUGAAACUGGAGGGGUGGUGAUAUUUAAACACAAGCCUGUGACCUGCUCAGCUUGUUUAAUGCACCUACAAAGAGGCCUAACAUUAAACAAUUAGAUAAUAGAGCGUUGCUUGCUGGGGAUUUAGGUGCAACAAUUAAGAAUUAAAUUAAGCGUCGUUGCCUGCCCCUUAUCACACGGUUCGGUACGAGCAACUUCAUCUGACGUCAGUAUUGAUUUCAAUUCGACUUGCUUUGUUUCAAUCUAUCUGCAACAAUAUUGGAUGUUAACCUUGUUUACUGCAAUUACACGUUUUGUACAAAAAUGAACGCCUAGUAUGAGUUGGUAAAACGAAUUGUAAAUUCUAACGAUGUUCGAUUCCUAUAUAUCACUGACACGUUUUGGAACGUCCAAUUCGGACCAAAUAAGCUGUUUUAACCAAUACGUGCAAAUUAUAACAGGAUACUUUUAUUUAUUUAUUUUCAUUUUAUUUUUUUCAUUCGACCACAUUUACUUCUUAAUCUACUUUUUGAUUAGGUAUUUACUGCAUUAGUAGAUGUGCUUUAUUUACACAACUCUGAAAAGACAUAAUGAUCGAAAGAAGAUACUGUUGUAUUUCAUUUUUUUUUUUUUACUGAUUUGUAAAUCAAUGUUAUUUUGGGCGAAUUUCACCCCAAUAAAUACCUUUUAGUAAAAAAUUUUAUUAAACAAAAAUUUAAUUUUUCAUUGGAAAUCAGUUGUCCCAAAAUUUGAAUGGCUGCAAAAAUUUCACAAAGCUAAUUUGUAUAUUCUGUGUCAGAUAAUAUUCAUUAGCGACCAAAACGUUGAAUGGUGAUGUCAAUCGAUGACGUCACAAUCAGACAGCAGACUGAACGAUAACAUCAUAAUAUAUAAUAUAUGUAUGGGCGAAGUGGGUAAAAUGUAUCUAGAAUAAUCUGAUUAGCCUUAUUUCGACAUGAUUUACUAAUAACUCACAGGGGAAAACGAAACAUCAAAUAUUACAUUUAUGUGCAUAUUUCUCUUGCUCAUACUUUCAUAUUGUAUCAUGCUUUCUUUUAACAGUUAGUUAUCAAAUCAAAUAUUUAGUUUGAGGAAGCUUCAUACAUUUGUCUUAGAAAAAUAUUUGAAAACUAUUCAACAUAAUAUUGUUACAAAAACAUUGUGCUAGCAACCGCAAUAGCAUUAUAAUUAGCUAUAUUGUCUGUUACAGUUUCUAUUUUAUCUGUUUUACUAAAUGUAACUAAAUCUGGACUCUGUGCCCAGGAUUUCAUUGUCCAGCUGUUUGGUUAUUGUCUGUGUUUGGGCAUAUUUUACAAAUGAGAGAUUCUCAGACCCCUUGUUACCAAUGCAGGAUUUCUCAGUAGAAUGGGAGCCAGAUCCGGCAAUGCAUGGGUUAAUGCCACUCUAGCUGGUUCAGGGGGAUUUGGAUUGAUCUGUUCAGAGCCAGGUUCUGACAUAAUUCCACUUUCCUGUGUGAUGUCUGCCCUCCAACCUGGAGACGUAUUGUUACUCUGUGCAAAGUGAUGGGGGCUGCUUGGCUUCAACAGAGGUUCUAGGAAACCUAGGGGGGAAACAUGGUUAUUAAGUUAAACAAAAUCAAUUUUAAUCAGCUAUUUCUUUCCUAAUGGAGAAUUUCCAUUUGUAAGUUCUACCAGAGCAAUCCAUUUCUUCUGCUUUCUGACUGCCAUCUGAGUAAAAUGUGGAACAAUAUGUACAUGAUUAUUAUUAUUUUUUAAAUGUGAUGUAAAAGCUGCAUCUAUCUAUCUAUCUAUCUAUCUAUCUAUCUAUCUUCCUAUCUUCCUAUCUAUCUAUCUAUCUAUCUAUCUAUCUAUCUAUCUAUCUAUCUAUCUAUCUAUCUAUCUAUCUUCCUAUCUAUCUAUCUAUCUAUCUAUCCAUCUAUCUAUAUAUCUAUCUAUCUAUUUAUCUAUCUUUCUAUCUAUCUAUCUAUCUAUCUAUCUCUAUCUCUCUCUGUCUGUCUGUCUAUCUCUGUCUAUCUAUCUAUCUAUCUAUCUAUCUCUAUCUCUCUGUCUGUCUGUCUAUCUCUGUCUGUCUAUCUAUCUAUCUAUCUAUCUAUCUAUCUAUCUAUCUAUCUAUCUAUCAUCUAUCUAUCUAUCUCUCUCUGUCUGUCUGUCUAUCUCUGUCUAUCUAUCUAUCUAUCUUCUUUCUCUUUUUUUCUCCACAUAUACCAAAAUAUCAAAUACCAUUUAAUAAUAUUGUGCAUUUUGUUAAUAAUAUAAAAUAUGUACUUGAUCCAGCUUACUGUCAUUGUAAUAGCUCUGCUAGCACCGUGGGGUGUCAGAACCAUUGUGCAUCUACCCCAAACCCCUAAAAUAAAGGACGUGUAUCUAGUGGACUCUUCUUGCCUUGUCUCUGUUUCAUUUCAAACAAUUGCCCCUCUUUUGUUCCCACCCCAGGUUCCCAAACUUGGAAUCAGAGCAGUCUGUGUUCACAUGGUAAGUGUUCAUCUUUAAGGACAGUAAGGUGAGAUAAAAACAUGUCUGUUUGUGCUUGGAGAAGGAAUUGAUGGUACAUACAUGGGCAUAUGCAGAGGUAUACAGAAAUACAUGCACCAAAAUGAGUCCCCAACAGCCUGUGAGUUUAGAAGUGACUGCAGGGCUUGAUUGUUACACAUUUUCCAGUCUGCAGGACAGAGAGGGCAAUAAACCUGGAUAAUUCUAAUCACAGGAAGCAGGGUGUUCGCUUUACACUGUAAAUUGGACUGAUUUGCCACCGAGCUGUUACACAAGUCCCUGGGGUGCCUCAAAACCAGGAAUGAAAAACAAGGGGACUCAUUUAGACUAUCCUACAUGUGUUAAAACAAGCCUUUUGCUUUUUAACAAACACAUAGUGCACAGUGCAAUACAGGAAGAGCUGGCUAAACAAAUACACAGGAGCACUCAUGCCUUUUUAUUGUAGGGCAAAUGGGAGCAGAAUGCUUUCUGGAGAUUGAUAGAACAGACAUAUUAAAUAAAUCUGUAUUGUAUAAAUGAAACACAUUGUCAAAAAAUAGCAGAAAGGUGUGUACAACCCACCCCCCAAUGUACGAUUCUCACCAUGUGUGCAAUUCUGUCCCUUACAACACCUGGGGAUUAAUUCGUUUUUUAUUUAUUUACUAUAUCUUAUAUCUUAGUGUAGUGCUUUAUGUGUUAGUGUAUUGUUUUAUGAUAUGGAGAAGAGAUUUAUAUUUUGGUUUAAAUGCAGUCGUGGUAUUCUAUAUUUAGGUGAAGUGUUUUAUAUUCGAGUGUAGUGUUUUGUUUUGGAGAAGUGCUUAAUAUAUUGUUGUGUUUUAAAUAAUUCAGGUGGGAUGUUUGUUUAAAUAUUUUAUAUCUUUUAUAUUUACCUAAAAUUUUUCUGUAAUUGUAUCAUUUAGGUACAUAUAUCUAUACACACACAUAACAUGGUUCAUAGUAUAUGUUUUAUAUAUAUAUAUAUAUAGAGAGAGAGAGAGAGAGAGAAAGAGAGAGAGAUAUGUUUUUUUUUAAUUUAGAUUUAGUGUAAUGAUGGUAGAUUAAAAGUUUUAUAUUUCGGUAUACUUUUUUAUAUUUACUUAUUGUAGUACUUCCCAAUCAGAUGAUAUGUUUGUGUAAAGUUUCAUAUUUAGUGUAAUAUUUUAUAUUUUGUAUUAUAUCUAAUACCAGUGUGUUAUGUAGAGGUUGAGUGCUGUAUAAGUUGGUAUAAAGGGUUAAUAUUUAAAUGGAGCUUUCCCCUGACAAGUAACUGAGUUGUACAAAUCAGGUUUUGGCAGGCCAGCUGUGACAAGGCAGAGGAGACUAGUUUGUAAAUAAAAAUAAAACCAAUAAAACACUGGGUAGUGGAACCUGACGUGAGUGAGACAAUGUACAAAUCAGAGAGAAAGCAAGUAAAUAAACAGAGAAACAGAUGGAUUGACAAAGUGAGAAUAGCUCAGACUGAAAAGGGCUACAGUCAUUCCGAAUGAGCAAAGGUGAGGGAGUAUAGGACCCACAGAGUACCAAGUAAACAGAGCAUGAGGUGUGAAGCUCUGGGCUGAGAUCCCUGAGAGAUUCCUUCCCAUCACAUCUGGCUAUCCUCUGUGUCUUUCAUCAAAGAAUGAGGCAUUUCUUGAAACCCUGUCUGUCCUCAGCUGCCUAAUAACAGACCCACGUUCAAUGCAUGGAGCUGUGUACCUUCACAUUCUAUGUUAACCUUAUUGUGACAUUCUCCUCAUUGUAUUCAAUACCAAAAAGGUAAAUAUAUGACUUGGAUUAGCCAGGUUACAGGCCCACAUUAAUAUCUUCCUUGCUUCUCCCUUUUUAUAUACUGACCUACUCAGCUCAGGCAACACAUUUAAAAUAUAUAUUUCACCCCCCAAAAAAUCAUAUAUAAAGAAUGUACAGCAAUUUAUUUAGUGGGCUCAGAUCUAGGGCAACCAUAUUACCUUUGAACAUAUUAUAUCAGCAUAAAACAUCUGGCUGAUAGGUGAAGGGUGACAGCUAUAACUUAAAUAUAUAAAUAAGCCUCACUGAAGUGUAUAUAUUCCCCUAUAACAUGCAUUGAGGUCUUCGUGUAAAUUGCUCCUUUCUAUCCAGAGAGGCUCACUUCUAGGUCACGGGUAUACUGGCAAAUAAAAUAAGUCUUUGUGUGUAUUUUCUCUGACUUGAAGCUAAUUCUGAGCCUCUGGCUUCAGCAAAGAGAGUCUGACAAGGUAUAAAUCAGGGCUAGGUGCCUAUCACUCAAUCUUUGCAUAAAUUAUGAACGUGGGCCUACAACCAGGCUAUCUGUCGUUAGAAUCGAGGUCCCAUAACCGUGUUUAUUGAUGGCUGCAGAGACACGUAAUACCAAGCAAGCUGGCACCCCCCCUCUCCACAUAACCUCUGCAAAUGGGGCAUUGGAGACACACUAACACAUCUAUGAUCAUGAUUCACACGGAAAAUGGAAAUUGUCUCCGUGUAUGUGUGUCUGUUCCUGUGUUCAUAUGUGUCUCAUGUCUGUUCAUAUGUGUGUGUGAUGACUGUUGUGUGUGUGUGUGUGUGUGCACAAACACAAAAAUACAUAUAUAUUUCAUAGGAUAUGGGAUUCCUCACCUCCUGUCUCUUUUAACUUUUGCAUGGCAUUUAAAAUAUUCCCUUUCUAUAAUUGCAAACCGCUGCGGAGUAUGUUGGCGCUAUAUAAAUACUAGCAAUAAGACUAAUAAAAUAAACGUAUUAGAGAACACACACACUAGCCUGAUUCAUAGAACAUAAUUUAUGAUACACACACACACACACACACAUACAUGCACACACACACAUACAUACAUGCACACACACAUACACAAACAAACACACACAAAUAUCAGUAUAUAUAAAGGUCAAUAAACAUGUGUGCACAUGUGUAUUUAUCAAUUCGAGUGUUCACAUAUGUUUCAAACACACCGCAUGUUAUAAAACCUAAUAACAGGACACAGUUCACUAUUUAGUAGAUUGGCCCUAAAGUGUUUCAGACUAACGUGAUUGCCUCUGAGUUAAACACACAUUUUCACCAUUUAUAGUACCAUGUUUUGGGGCUCUGUGGAGAUUAUUUGCAGAUUAUUUGUACAGAGAAGGUGAGUGCAAAUUUGUUUGGGGAAAAAAAGAAAUAGCAGCUAAUUUUGAUUCUUGCUAAGGGCAGGGGAUUCAUACUAACAUUUUCUGAAUUUUCUAAAAUUUUUAACAGUUUCUGAAUUCUGGUCAAUAUCAAACACAUGUUAGGCGCAAUGGUAUGGAUGGGGGUCUGUAUUAUUCUUAACUGCCAUUCUCAUCAUUCUCAGCCAACCGUAGUCUCAAGAAUUACAGUGCCAAAGAUUUGCUUUCACUGAUCUCUACGAAACACACACACUGUGGGGUUAAUUUACUAACCAGCGAGUUCGCAUUGUAACAGAUAGAUGAGCACAUCUGGAAUCUAAACUUCGAACUGAUAACACCAGGCAUGCAUUGCUCCCAAACGCGUGCACCUGAGUUGGGAGGGUCUGAGGAGAUGGCAUUUACUAGGCCCCUGAUACAAACCCGCAAGUUUCCUAUUCACUAAACACAGAGUUGCGAAGAGUUCACAGCCAACUUGCUAAAUAUAUGCUAGAAUGUUUAAAGUAAUUAGAAUAGAAUAUUUAAGUAAAAAAUAAAUAAAUAAUAAUAAUAAUAAUAAAAAAAUGAAUAUAACAUUAUUGCCAAUUUAUUAUAUAUAAUUUUUUGUCAUUGCUACUAUUCUGGCUAAAUGGUGCAAUCUGUUACCAACUAAGCCUAAAAAACUGUUAGAGCCCCAAUAUCUCCCUCACUAGCAGUGCUGCACUCUCUUGUACUGGCCUGCGUCAUUCAAGGGUUAAAGAACAUGACUCCCUAGUUCCCCUUAUACCAGGGACAUCUGGGCUUUUUUAGGUCAGAUUUUCACUCAGUUCCACACAUUUCCAUGUGUAAUCUCUGCUCAGUUUUGGGCGCCUUGUGGUUGGUGAGUGAUGACUCUGAUGCACCCAGAAUCUGAAACACUGUAUCCACUUUUAUUUCACUUCUCUGAGUUUUACUGUACAUCACGACGGAUCCAUAUUUAUCUUCUCCCAGACCCUUUAUAGUUUGAAGUGGACAAAAAAAAAAAAAAAAUUAGAAAAAAAAAAUAAUUGAACAAUGUAUCUCUCUCUCUCGAUGGGAUCAGCACUGAGGGCCGUGAGGAGAUCACAGGAGCAUCAUAAAUGGCAGGAGAAUGUGCUUCAUGAAAAGGAAAUCACGAUUGUUUCAGUACUCACAGCAUUUUUAGCAUCCUGCUUGCAAUCAGUCCUUAAACGAGCGAACAGAUCUGAUAUAUUGCACUCAUUAAGAAUUAUUGUAUUGUGGUUAAUAUAAAAAAAAAAAUACGUUUCACCUUAUUUUGCCUUUAUCAUUUUAUUUAGACUACACAUGGGGGCACGCUAUAGAUUUAGAUGGGCAACAGGCAGAUAGAUCUUUGCAACAUGUUCUAAAAAUCCCACAUUUGAUCUUUUCCUUCCACCUCUCACUAAGAUCAGUGCCCUUAUGCUACUGAUAAAACAAUGUUUAUACAUAUUUCAAGUAUCCAGUUUGAGUGGAUCAGUGUUUAUAAACACAUGUGCUGGCACUUGGGAACUUCAAGAUCAAAGGACUGAGCAAGAAAUAUGUUAUAUUCAAGUGUUUCACUAACUACACAAUGUGCUUUUUUUUUUUUUUUUUAAACACGUUAAAAAUUCUAUAAUUCUAUGUUAUAUGGGUCCCCACCCCAACACCUUACAGACAUUAGACUAAGUACAGAGCUACCAAGACCUCUGGUUAACCUUUCCUGCAGGCUGAGAUCUGCAUACAUAGUACAGAAUCGCUAUAUCACUAAAUUGAUUCUCAAUUGCAAGAUCUGUCAAUAUUAGAAGGGGGGGGGGAUCUACGUUGGUAACUUGUGUUUUUUUAAUCUCUCUUACUAGUGUAUUGAAGCAAUAUCUCCUAAUCUCCAGAGAGGCAUCGAUUGCAUGUGAUAUGGGAGCUGUUUAUUCGAUGCGGUCUGUGUAAUAUUCACACAAACAAGAUCUGUAAUAUACCCAGGUGGUCAGUUAAAAGUGAAAAAAUAUAACUCACCCUACACUGUUUUAACCUAUUGGUCCCAGUUCUGUAAUUCUGUCAGGAGGUAAGAAAGGACUGGCUUUCUGUUACACAAAAAUUAACCCCAUCGCUGCUAAACAGGGGUUAAAUAUAUUUAAUUAAUUAACGAUGAAGGUAAUUGGGGAGUAAAAGGGUUGAGAUAGAUAGAAACCAAAAACAUACAUAAAAAUAUAUAGAUGUGUGUAUGUACACAUAUACGUAAAAGUAUAUUUAGAAGUAUGUAUAUGUACGUGCACAUUGAAAUAUAUACACAUACAUAUAAAAAUAUUCUCACAUAGAUAUUUUUUAGAUAUUUAUAUAUGUAUAUAUUUAUCAUACACAUAUGCAUAUUGUUUAUAUAUAUAGAAAGUAUUUAUUGUUAUAAAUAUUGAAGAUUAUUCUGUACCUUACAAAAUGGACAUUUAUAUACCUACAGAUAUACUGUACAGUAAGUCCCCACUGUAGUAUAUCCCACAAGGUUUUAAUUAUACAUUCAGGAUAAUUUUCCAAAGCAAUAUCUUCUACAAUAGACUCUUGUAAGUGUGAUCUACAUGUGCAAUAUUGGGUUAAAUACAAACAGUGUAGAUUAUACAUUGAUUUGUUUGGGAAUAUUAGCUCUUUCACUAUAUAAUAUCGUGCUCUGUAAUGGAACUUAACUCUUUAGUAGAUCUUCCCUGAUCUCCAGGUGUUUUUGACCCUCAAUCUCUCGAUCAUUAUUCUCCUAAACUACCUGUGAUAAGCACAAAUUGACAUCAGUGACAUUGUAUUUACAAGAUUAGUAUUAACUCAACUGUUGUUGACGGAACAACUCAGUGUUUUGCAUUUAUUUACAAACAGAUUAUACAUUUUUACCAGCAUGUUUACAUACGCAUCAUGAAUAAAUUAUCUAAAACAUAUAAAUUUUUACUUAAAUUAUGCUAAUUAAUAGUAACACAUAUAUGACACUUUUUAAAAUAAAAUUAUAUUUCUACUAACAUAUUAACUGCAAAUACUUUUAUCUCUCUCUCUAUAUAUGCUCUAUAUAAAAUAUACUGAUAUUGUUUAUGUAUAUAUAUAUAUAUAUAUAUAUAUAUAUACAUUACAAUUAACUCUAUAUUUCACAAUUAAUGCUAUCCAAAAUACAUGUUAAGUGAUAUUUAGAAUCUAUGGAUUUAUGCUUAUUUCUAAAUAUCUACAUGUCUAUUUACAUAUUUAUAAAAACAAAAACACAAACUGUAUAUCUAAAUAAACCUUUGAAAAUAAGAGUAGCUCCUUUAAAGUUGCUAUAUAUUGAUUUACGUUCCCAUCUGGUGAGUUAUAUUAUGUUUCCAUUUUGUGUGUUUAUCAUAAGUACAAGAUGCAUUCCCCAUGUAAAAUAAAUGUCAUUGUUUACCUCUUGACAUACGCACCUUCGGUUUUGUCAUUAAAUCUAUAUAUAAAUAAGGAACCUUGCAAUGCAGGAGGAUGUCACAGCAAAGUGAGGAGCUGGGAUUCAGUGUCCCCAGACCCUCAGCACUGCAGAGUUCAUGAACUGAGGAGCUAUUGUCAGGGAACCAGGAAGAAAUGAGAAAAAAAAAGAAGUACAAUAUAAAUUCAAAUUUCUACUGAGCUGCAUAUGGAGGAGGAAAGGACAGCUUUGUUUUAGUUUUAUUUAUUUAUUUUUUUUAAAAAUUGGAAAACAAGAGAAAAAAAAAACACAAAUAUUUUUUUUUUUUCUAGCAUAAAAAUGAAACAUCAAAUUACUUUGCCUCUGGCUCCCAUUUUCCCUUCUACAUUAUAACUAGUUAUUGAACUAGCUACGAGAUCUAAAGGCCAUUUGUGCGGAGACAGAUUUCAACUGAGUUUAGUCAUCAAUAUUCUUUGGCAGUGACCUAUUGGUACAAGUCAAACAGCCGAGGUGAAAUUCGGGUCACGCUGUCUAACCAGUAUUAAAAUGCGUGCACUUUCAACAAAAAAAAGCCACUUUAAGCGAGAUUUAAACAGAAUUGAAUCCCACUAUGGGAGUGGAAUCAUCUCUUGUAUUCUCCAUACUGAACGCACAAUGCAUUUUUAAUUUUAAGUAAAGGGAGAGGCAGGCGUAUUUGCAAAAUUACUAUUUAUUGAGCAGGAGGAAAAAAAAUAAGAACAUAGAAGAUUAAAAAGAAGCACCGAAUUACUUAUAGAUCUUACAAUAUUCAUCUCUUACUAAUUUCAUUAAGAAUGAGCUAAUUUAGUUUAUUUACAGGCAGCUAUACAUGAUAUAUAAAAAUGAUCUAUCUAUCUAUCUAUCAUCUAUCUUUGUGUGUAUGUAUGUAUAAAUUAAUGUAUUGAUAUACAGACAUUUAUAUAUAUUCUCAGAUAUAUUACAUUUUGAACAUGCAUCUUUGUGGUAUAUAUGUACGUAUGUGUAGAGUUAAUUGUAUGGCACAGAACACACACACACACAGAACACACACACACACACACACACACACACACGUAUGAGUGUGGUUGUAUGGAUAUACACACACAUAUACAUGUUCUCUUAUAUAUGCAUGAAGUAUGUAUGUAAGUAGAUAUGGAUACACACAUGCAUAUUGAAAUAAUUUGAAUAUUUAAAUACAUAUUAUUAAAUAUACCAGAUAUUUUGCACACAUGCUCUCUCCCUGUAUUUUGCCCAUGUUCUAUGUGAGCUGAUAGUAUGUGUCCCAUGCAAUGCAGCUCUGGGUGUACUAAGCAGGGUGUGAAGCAGUAACUAGCAAGGAACAGGAAAGGUCAGGCUUGUAUUAGUGGGAGAGAAUCGAGCUGAGAUCUGUUUUCUUGUUAUACAAAGCAGAUAGAAGGUAGUUCAUUUUUCCUGCAUGCACAGAUUGCUAAUGGCGUGAGUUGCAGGUUAGCAAAACGGUCAGUAUGGUAAUAGCACCUCCAAUGAACCCUGGGGGACAAUGGCUGGUUAUUUUUCUUCAGAACUGUCAAAAAAAGACGCUUUGUACUUCCAAUGUUUCAGUAACUCCACAGUCAGAUAUUUUCCACCUCUUUAGGCAGCACAAAAAGGCAGAUGAUCUGCACUCACAAUAUGCUGGGAUUCUAUCUAACUCCAAAAUGUUUCCCCUUCCUCCCCAUCCGAACCUCGUGCAACGUUGGCCCAAUCUAUUUUAUAAACUCUGUCCGCAGAAAUUCCACCAGAAAAACAUUCACUUAAAAAAAAACUCAAGACAAAAAAAUAAAUAAAUAAUAAAAAAAUCAUAUAAAAUAUACUUGGCAUAAAAAUCGUAAUCCGAGCUGCAGAACCAUUAUUGAGAUCUGGUAUAUUUUGUAAUAAAUUAAGAAUUGUUGAGAAAGUAAAUUUAAAAGUUUUGAGAGAAAUCACAGAAUAUUCUUCUUUGUUUUUGUUUUUUUAAAAAUAGAUUAAAUAGAGAUUUGGCUGGUGAUUCUAAAGGAUUAUUAUAAACCAGUUGGAAUAACACUUACAAAAAAAAAUUAUAGUUAAUACAUUUCAGUUUCGAUUUAAAAUGUAUUAUCCAUAGGUUAGACAUUGUAUAUUUAGAACAUACAAAUUACAGGGCUCCCUCCAAGUUAUGACUGUACUGAAUAGUGCAUAUUACAUUGGUAUCAACCCUCCAGCAGUGAAUAGGUUAAAAUGCAAAUCCCUGAAUAUACUUAAAAGUCUCUGAGUGAUUGGUGAAUUCAUUAUAUUAACCCUAAACACUUAUUAAUGAAUAAUCAGCUCUGAUAAGGCCUCAUAACACCAGGGUUGCAUUAGAAUACACUUUGACAUUUUCAAAUAAUAUAAAUCAGGAAACAAAGACAUUUUAAAAGUUAUAAAAAAAAAAAGUAAAAUAAAGCACAACAUUUGCCUUUCCUUCGUUGUGUUACAAAGUACAUGCGAUUUAUAAUCAGUGCACUAACAUGAUUUAGUGUCAUUAAUGUGAUCUGUGCGAUAGCUGAUCCCUUAUCUGUAUUUGAUAUUUCACACAGGGUUUAUUGCCCAUAUUAGUAUUUGAUAAUGGACUUUUACGUCCAUGGGAUCUGUACAAACAUUUAAUUCUCUAAUGCAAACACAGGCACAGCCAGUAGGCUCUGAAUCUCACUGUAAAUAAUAUUUAAACAUAAAAAAGCACGUGUUUGGGGAUGGAAGGGGGGAGGAGAAGGGGGGUAAUGCACAGGUUAUCAGUGCUCCUUGAAUAGCUUUUUACAUAAUAAAUCCCAAACUAUGGGAUUGAAAUUCCAGGCACAUUACAAGCCUGCAAGUUGCCUUGUUUAUGCAAGCACACUACAAUUGGUGCUUAGGAAAUACAAAUGCAAUAGUAGCUCACUGACUCCAGUGGUUUCAACAUCUGGUUAGAGUUUUUCCUUCAUAACUAAACUGUUUGAUAAUGGCUCUUUUAAUUUAGGGUAAUUUUACAGCCCCCCAUCAGAGUUCUGGAUAGCAAUAAGGCGCUUAUAUGCACCCUGUAGAAUCGAAUUUGUGUGGGGAUAGCUGUCACAGAUUCGUCUCUAGGGGGGUAUAUGGGUGAUGCUAAGCACUUCGAUUGCACUUUCUGUCUCGACUCUUAGAUAUAUAUUGUGAAAUCCCUGGCGUUUAAUAUGCCAUUAUAUUUAGUAGCUAUUUAAAGUGGUUACAAUGACACAGCCUGUUUUAAUCAUUCCUCACUUUGUUUUGAAUUGGUGCUUGUGUGUGUAGUGGGAGAGGGAGGGGGGGCAAUGGAGGGGUUGGUGGUGGAAGGGGGGGGUGGGGGGGUGGUAGCAAGGGGUGGAUUGAAGGUGUAGAUUAAAUAAUCAUAAAAUAACACAUUAUUACAUUUCCUAUAAAGAUGAAACAGUCAUCGUAGAGAACAAGCCCCAACCAGCACACACAGACUCUAAACCAUUCCUUCUGCUUGAUUUAUGGCUUUUUACUGCCCUAUAAAAACUGUUACAACGAACCUAAAGCCUGAAACUUCACUGGCACAUUUAGUCCAAUAAAUAAAACAUAAACAGCUAAGUUUAUGUGUCACUUUUAUUGUUAUCAAGUAAAAUAUUGCAUUGCCCUGCGAGCUAUGAUUCUAUGCUAUAAUUGUUAUCAGGCAGAACAAGGGAGCAAUGUGAUUUUUUUCACUCCCAUUUUUAAUGCCUAAUCUAAGCUCUUGAUAAAAUACCUAAUUGUAAUAGCUAUUUGCUUCCAAAUGUUUACAUCAAUUCCCAGGGUUGUUUUUUUUGAGGACUAUAUUAUCUGCUGAAAGUGGGAUGUGUGAAUUAGAUCCAUCGUUGAAAUACCAAGGGUCCCUCUACAGCCAUUUUUACCCACUUAAAGAAAAAGCACGAUGCUUAUUUUUUUAGAAAUUAAAAUGACAUGGUUGGAGCAGGUCCAUAAUCCAGAGUAAUCCUGUCUUCAUCCCUGCUUCUAAUAUCUUCAUCUCAGUUUCAGGCUGAUUCUUAGAUAUGGAUCAAACAGCAGCAGGGCAAAAACAAGCAUCCAGAUUAACACCCACAUGGACAUCUAGGCUCUCUCUGAAACACUAUUACAGCAGCUUUAUUGCUCCACUCUGAUUUCCUUGGGUUUUAAAUGCAUUUUGUGCCUGUUGUGAAUUUUGUGACAAAUUCAGGAUUAAAAAAAUCCUUUCUUUUUUUUUUCUUUUCCAGUGUGA